UGCUAACCCACCCUGGCAGAAAUCCCUUGGCUAGAACCUCGGAUAACAAAGGCAGAUUGAGAAUAGCAGUCAUCCCGGCAGCAUCUAAAGCUUGUACCAGUAGCAGCAAGGUAAGUGCUAAGUAGCUGCUUUAUAGAAAUCUUCAUGCUUUUAGAGAUUAAAUAAAACCCAUUCUGGCAAAGGGACAGUCUGUCAAAUCUAUGGCAUACUGCAUCUGCAAAAAUAUUUAAUCAACUAUUACUUAUUGUCCAAUACAUAUCUUAUUUAUUCAUUGGACUGAUGUCAGAUUCUUAUGCAGUAUUACAAUUUAAACAAAAUAUUUUCUAGCAGCUGUAAUUAUUUCCUAAUUAUUAAUUUAAUCUGCAUGCUGCAUUUAUUAUAAGGGGAUUAUAAUGUAGGAGGUGAAGAAUAGUGUCUUUUCUCUAGUGGUGAUAGAAUCUUUAGUAUUCAGGGAUGGAUUGGGUUAACUCUGUGAGUGCCAGGGGGAGGGGUGUGUGCUGUCUAUUGACAUUAGUGCAGCUCCUUCCAGCAACCAUAGGGUUAAUUUCUGCUGUUAAACAUGAUUCCUCCUUCCAGCAAGGUGACAGACAGCCAGUUGAUGAGUAUGUAAUCUCACAAAGAUUGGUUGUUAAGGUAACAGGGAGUAGGUACCAGUGUGCAAGUUUUUGGAUUUAACUGAAGAUAAUAAUGAAAGAUGAAGCAGAUACAACUCACCGUAUAGAGGGCAUUAACACUUUCAAUAAUGAUAUGCCUAUUACCACUUGGUUUAUUUCCCAUUUUCGAAUCUAGUGAUUUUUGUAUUUUUUUUUUAUUUAUAUAUACAGAUGUUCUGUCUUCUUCUUUUUUAUUUAUUUUUUUUAUUUUAUCUUUUUGUUUUAGUUCAUGUGCCUGCAAGGUUCCAUGUGGUUUGGGAAACCAGUAAUUAAAUGUUAAAGUGAACAUCAAACACAUGGAAAAUUGACACGAGAGGCACACCAGAAAAAAAAUAAAUAAAAGGGGAAAAAAAAUACAUGUUAUAUUUUUUUCUGAGAUGAAAGAGAAAGCUGGCUUUAUGUUAGGCAUGUGAUUGUGUUCUUAGACAAUGAAUGCUGCAUUGAAGAGGUGUGGACUGCUAUUGUUAAUGUCUCCAUACAAUAUUUUAAUAUAUCUGUCAGCGUGUUGCAGGGGGAGGUGAAAGGUGGUCAUCUUCACUACAUGCACUGGGAUAGAGAGAAAUCAUGCUAAAGGCGUAUUGUUUUCAGGAUUUAACCCCUUAGUAGCCAGUUAGCAAUACAACCUCUAUACUCAUAGGCCAUAUAUUCUUUCAUAUUGUAAUAGAAAAUAACUAAUCUACCAAUUAAAAUCCCCCUGGGACAAAAUGCUGGUAUAUCUCCCCCAUUUUUUAAAAAUUUAUUUAUUUAUUUAACCGGUUAUUUGUGACAAUACAUCAAGUGGAAUAUUUUAUGUUUCUCCCAUUUGCUGACUCCGGGCUUUGGUUUUAUGGUGGCCUGUCAGAUUCAUUAUGGAAAAUAUACCGGCAGAAUCAAAGCCUUUAUUUAAAUUUGACAUGUGGGUUCCCAGUGGAUUUUAUUCUAGUAUGCGUAGGUGUGAGUGCAUGGAGGCAUGAGAUGUCCAAUUGCUUAUUGAUUUAUUUUGUUAUUAGGGCAUGCCCAUGUAUGUGCUCAAACACAAUAAAAAAAAAAUAUGCUUUAAAGAGCAUUUCCCAAGUAUAGUUCCUGAAUCAGUUUAUAAUAUAGAUUUGUGUAGUAUAAUAGGUUUUUGAUGGUCAUUUGUAAGAGGAGGUGGCGCUAAAAUAAUUUUAUUAGUUAAAUGUGUUUGUGCGUGUAAAUGAUGUUGAUUAGAUAUAGUAGAUGUAUGUUUUUAUAUAUAUAUAUAUAUAUAUAUAUAUAUAUAUAUAUAAUCUCCAUCUACACAAAACUCUUGAUUACCCAUAGUUCCUCUAAAGCUGUAUUCUUAAUGUUCAUUACUCACUGAGAAUAUAUACAUAUACACCUUCUAAGACUUUGCAGAAUUCAAAACUCUAAAUAGACACACAAAGAAUAGUUGAGUGCAAGUUUUUUUUUUAUUUUACUUUUUCUUUUUUAGUAGACACAUAAAACCAUUUCCACAUGGUCGCUGUAGAAGUAAUAUAUGUGUGUGCAAAAUUAUUUUUUAGAAUUUGCUGUAGAACCAAAAAAAAGAGAAAAUUAUUUACAUUUUAUAUAUACAUUAUUUUUUUUAAAAAUUUUUUUUUUUUAUUCUACGACAUUCUUAAAAACAUGUAAAGGUUAAAAAUAAUGUAUGCACUUGGCUUUUACAGAAUCCUUAUUUUUAGGGUAUAUUUUAAAUGUAAUUUCCUCUGUCUGUCUUGACUUUAGUUGUAUUACUAGUGUGACAUGGCAUGCAAUAAUUGCCUUUCUUGUUGCAUCUUUAAACCAUGGCAACUGAUUCUUUUGUGUUGACCGAGGCUGCGGCAGAAUCAAAUAGAUGACAUCAUGCCACAUGUACGAGGAGUGUCUUUUAUAUUUAGGGAAUGUGCCAACUGACUCAUGAAGAUUACAGUUAUGUGAAAUGCAGGAAACUGAGCUUGCUUGGAACAUUGUUAUCAAAUCCAUGUACAGAGAGAUAGUGUUUUUCAAAUCCCAUAUACAAAAUGAUGUGUGAUUAAUGCACUUUCAAAAAUACCAUUUCAUUUUUUUAUUUUUUUUUUACACCGCGAAAAAGACCAUACUAAUUUUAUACCAUACAAAAUGGUCACUGUAGAAGGGUGGGACAUGUGGAGUCUGGCUGUUCAUCGGUGAAGCAUCCCUGCUAUUUUUCAAAAUUCUAUAAGAAGAGGAGUGUCUGCUGUAUGCAUCAGCUGCUGGUCUCUUUAUAGAGUUAUUUGAUGUGUAAGCACAGGGUGGGUUCAUCUGUUAUUCAGUCUAGAUCAAUAAAGGCAUUUGGCAUUCUAGCUAUUGUAAACUACAUUUCCCAAGAUACAUUGUUGGAAACAGUGUCAUAGGCUUGCCAUCACUGGCAUAGAGGCACAUAGGUAAAACGGGGGUGUGGCAGUAGAUACAGACACACUACAGUACUACUAUAUGCACAAUAUGCAGUAUUUGAAUUAUCUAUUCACUUGCUUUACUUUGCUUUACAUAUGUGUGUUUGUGUCAGUUUGGAGGAUUAUUUGAUGCCUACAUGUAGUAUAGAACACAGACGCCCACACACCCUAAAUAACUGUUACACCUUAAUUGUGUGUUUUCCUCAAUGGUUCUAUUUGGAUUCAUGAAUUAUUUUCUCAAGUCAUUCUGACUCUUUGUUUAUACAUCAUUUAAAUCUGCAACACUCAUUGAAUUCCAGUUCAGUUAACACAUCUCGUUAACUGUCAGCCUAUCUACAUGGCUGUGAAAGACGAGCAUGCCUUUUGCAUCCAUGUAUUGAUCACUGUGCAAAUAUUGAAAUUAUAUCUUACAAAGCCAUGGAGCAGUUUUUUUUUUGUAGUUCUUUUGCACAGGGAUUUUGUAAUCCUAUGAAAUACUAUUGUCAGUCGACAGCUGACAUAAGAUAAAGAAGUCACCUCUGCUUCUGUAAGAUUUGUUCGUUAAUCUUUGAAGUCCAAACCUCGUGGAUUUAUAUGGGAUCAGCUGUUGGUCUGUGGUUAUCAUACCCUGUUUGGCUCAAUUAACAAUCUGUGCACUUAACUAUGCUUCAGUGCAGUCACUUUUUGGUAUUAAUUAUUCACUCGCUUUGAGUAACAUGAGAAUGUGCUGGUAACAACUAAAAGGAAUUAUUAAUGUUACAAGGGGAUUGCUCUGUUUCUUGGUAUCUCUGGGUAUGAUUGCUAGGAAAAACAUUCUAAUCUCUGCAUGAACACCUCUUUCAGGCCUCUGAAGUCAGCAAGAAAUGGAGCUUGAUUUUGGUCACUUCGAUGAGAGGGAUAAGACUUCCAGGAAUGCACGAACAUCUCGAAUGAAUGGGUUGCCCAGUCCCACCCACAGUGCCCACUGCAGCUUCUACAGAACCCGUACUUUGCAGGCUCUGAGUAACGAGAAGAAAGCCAAAAAGGUCCGGUUCUACCGUAAUGGAGAUCGCUACUUCAAGGGAAUAGUGUAUGCUGUAUCCCCUGACCGCUUCAGAAGUUUCGAUGCACUGCUGGCUGAUUUGACCAGGUCACUUUCUGAUAAUAUUAACCUUCCUCAAGGCGUUCGCUAUAUCUACACCAUUGAUGGAAUAAACAAGAUUUGCAGCAUGGACGAGCUAGAAGAAGGUAACUAUGUAAUACAAACACAAUUUUACUAGAAUUGUUUUUUUCAGUGAUUCUCGAAAUAUCUAGUUUCUCCACUGUGAAUAGAACUAUGUAUGCUGUCUUGUUUCUUAGAGCAGUGGCUCACUAAUGACAAAAGGCUCAAUUUAAAAGCGAGUGAAUCACAAACAAGCUGAGUUUUGCUCAUGUGUAUUCUGUGAUUUUGCAAUACAGUAGGAAAUGUAAAAAAACUAGUUUACUCAGUUUGAUUGUGGUUUUGUACAAACUAUCGUAGCGGUCAUUUGAGGGCCUAAUCUGCAGAGUAGGUCUUCUGCAGCCUUCUUUUGAAAAGUAGAUGAGGCAUGGUUUCAGACCAUCUAUAGUCUUUUUUGAUUUACCUGUAGCAGAUGUGUAAGCUUUGAUUUUUAUAGAAUUCUAUUUGAAGAAUGAUGCUGGGUGCAAUAUGUAGGUGGGUAAACCCAGCAUGAAUCCCAAUAGGGAGAUUUGUUUGAAACUCACUUUGACUAUACUUUGAAUUCCUGAUCAUUCACACUUUAGUGAAUAACUGAGGGUGCACUCCCUACUGGCUAUGAAUUGGUUCAAGGUAUUAAACCUACUUAAAAGAAGAAAGGAAAAAGAAUGGAGCCAAAAAGUUACAGCACCUCCUUAUUGGCGGAUAAUCCCGGUGUAGAUAUAAGAGAAAAAGAAAGGAAUGGAGGAAGUAACUAGGACCUGAUGAAAAAUGCAAAAAUUAUGUGUAUUUAAAACCUAAUAUAGGCAAAAAAGUCCAAUUGGACAAAAAGAAACCAGAUAAGCCACACACAAAAAUACAAAUCGUACUUCCUAUAUAUAGUGAAAAAUUAAAACACAAACAAUAUUAAAUGAAAAAUACAUACAUAAAUGGCUAAAAUAGCCUACAUAAAGAGGUAUAGACUAGCACCUUAAUACACUAUAGUAAAAUACUAACCCUGCACCCUGACACCUUGCAGCAUUUGACUGUAUAUUGUCAUAUCAGAAUGGAAACAAUUGACUUGGGGAGGUGGGGUGGGGGCAAUAUAGAAUGCCAAUGAAUGUAAUGCAUACUAUGUUUGUGCACCUUACUAAAAACUCAAUAAAAAAUUAAACUUUUUUUUUUUUUCUAGCAAUAGUAUUUUAAUAGACUAAUAUUUUCUUAUUUCCUAAUAUUUUUAGUAGUCUAACCCUGACCCAUUUAUAAUCAACCUCUACUCUUGUUGCACCUAUUGUAAUAAAGUCAUAACAGUCUUUUAUUAAAACAUGCUACAGAACAAUUACUGGAGAAUAAAUACAUGUAUAAUAAAGAGCUACUAAGUGAUACAAAUGAUGAUGUGGGAGUGUGUGAAUUUACAAUGCAGAAUAGGAAGGCCUUGGGACUUGAGAUAAAUGCACAGAAUGCCUAAGGAUUUAGAAUAUUACAUCUUGGCUCAAAAUAGUUUUUUAAAUACUUUAGUUGGCUACAAAUGCACUUUAUAUUGUAAAUGAAAACCUGUAUUGAUUCAAAUUGUGGCCUUGCUAUUAUUUCAUUAUAUAUGCAAACAUACCAUGUUACCAUUGAGGAGUCAGGCUUGAAUUAUAGCUACAUAUAUUUAUUGAAGAGGAUGAAUUAAAGGUACAAAAAGUAUUUGUUUGCCCUGUAUAAGGGUUUAUUCACUAAACAGUUGUAGCAAGAUACAUAUAUUACAGCUCAUCUAUUUAGACUUUAAUUAAGUUAAUUUCAGGUCACCACAUCUCUCUGUUUAGUUAAUACAACCUGCAUUUGAAUAACAAAUGAAAGAUAAGAUUUCUCUAAAAACAAAAAGAAUAGCAAAAUUUUUACUAUUUAGAUUUUUAGAAUCACUAUAUAAAACAUUCAGGGCUAUUAACUAUUGUGAGAAUUCAAAGUGAAUGUUAAAUUUUAAGGCCACCGUAGCCAAACUGAAAUUAUAACGGACUUCGAGAAUUGUUCUUGUUGACCUUAAAUUUGAAAUUCACUUUGAGUUCACCCUGUUAAAAUCCCAAACCGUUCUAGUUAACCUUUCACGUCAGGGAGUUAUUGGCAUAAUCAAUAUCCAUCUUUCAUUGACAAGACAGUAGCAAGUUCACAGUGGAAUUUAUUCACUAAAUGGUGGAAUGUACUGAAUAAAAAAUAAAAAAAUAAAAAUAAAAAAUAAUUACAAAAUUCCGGUUCAAAUAGCAAGCCUAUGUUCAUAGCAGAGUUGAGAGCUUUUCCGAAGCAACUGCUAUGCCUUGGAUUUUUCAGGAUGGGCUUUGAUUUACUACAAUACACCGUUUAAUGAAUAAACCCUAAACUCUGUUUUGAAACCUUACUACUUUGGCUGUUUUUGCUACUCUUUAUUUUAGAGGCAUAUAAUCAUUGGUAUUAGAAUGCCACAGAUUCAUGCACCUCCCAAUAGUACAAGAUUUGUUGGGAAAGUCUUGGGUUCCUCUUCUACUGUCCCAGAUUGUAUCUUACUUGUAAUGUAACAAAAACUAGUUCUAAAUAAUCACUGUGAGUGCAUCAUUAGACUUGUUAACUUGGGAACAUAUUCCUGUUUUCAGGCAAACACAUCCAUUUUUUUUUUUGGUUGGACCUAUAAUUAUUUCUUCCUGGUCAUAGUACCUUCUGCUCAGGGACACUAAUAGAGAUUCAUUUGGGAAAGGAAAUCCUUGGCCACAAAAUGAGCCACUUGUCAAUGGACACAGGUGCACUUACUGAUCACAUAUGGCCAGGCACAGUGACCGGUAGAUACACACAUAUAGAUUGUCCCUUUGGCAGAUUGUAAGAGAAUCUCUGUCCAAACACGUAUAUAAUUAAUUCUUGAAAUUUACUAAAAUUUGCACAAAUACUUCCUACCUUCCAAACCUACGGACAUGGUCUCUGCAGCUAAAGAAGGUCCCACUUCUUUUUUGCCCAACCCUUACUUUCAUAUUCGUAGAGAAGCACUGACAACAAAUCCCCAAUUCAUAGAUUCUUAUAGAGAUGGUUUUAUUAAAAUCAUGGAGAUAUCUCUAUUCCUAUGUGGCUCAGCCAACCACUGGAUGAGGUUGAUUGGAGUUGUAUUCCAUAUGAGCUGUUUAGGCACUAUCCUGUCACAUCAGAUUUUAACUCCCAUCAGCCUCUGCCAGGGUCUUGAUGAGCAUGAUCAGAGUUGUUGUCCAGCAUGGGCAGAGAACAGUUUGCACUUAGUUUGAUAGAACAUAAAAGUCCUAUCUGAGUGGUCUGGGUUUUUUUUUGUUUUUUGGGGGGGUUUUUGUGACCUCUGCACCUUGGAAUGGUGGAGGUCAAAAACCUAGAACUGAUUUAAAUGUUCUCGCAGGGAGUUAGUUAAUUUGCAUUAGAGCCAAGUAGCAGGAGCGAUGACCCUGUGUGUGUGUGUGUAACUAACCCAGCCAUAGGGAGCCUGUACAAGGGAUCUGGGGUUAGUACGCUGUGUGCUGACAUCCUAUCUCCAGGAAGAGACUAUUCUCAGGAACGCAGCUCUACACGCAGAAAAAAAUUAUUUAAAUAAAGCCUGCAAGGACAGGGUCUUUGCACCAUAAUCACUUCAGUAAGAUCAAAUGGUUACCGUUCUAAGCGUGACCCUAUAAUUGAAAUGAAGUAUUUCCCCAUCUCCACUGCUUAGUUAUCCAGUAAUCACUUAUGGGAUUUAUUCAUCAAAGCAGGAAUUGUAGAGAAUGUGAAAAUAAAAUGUAAUUAUUAGGCAAAAAUGAGGCGGAUAGCAGUCUGUCAAUUUUGGAUUAAAACUUGCAAUUCCUUUCCCAAUUCUCCACAGUUCCUCAUAUGAUUUAUACGGUAUAUCACUUGCACUGUAUUUCUGUUCUGCUGUGUCAGCUAUUAAUAUUACAUCACAUUCUUUUGCUACUUGAAUGAAUUAAUGCUUUGAAUGAGACAAGUCUCCCCCCAGGCCAGUUUUUUUUACCAGAGUAGUUUUUUAUAAACUGUUGUCUAAGCCAUGGCGGAGAGAGUUUCAUUUUUGCUGUAAAUUACUUCAAAUCCAAACUAAGGUCUCUGUGUAGAAAAUGGCGUAGCCUUUAUUCUAGUCUUCUACCUGAUCUUGAUAAAGACUUUGAUGCAUUUUUUUUUUGCAUUUGCUAAAUUAAGUUCAUUUAUAAUUGUGCUAUUCUUGUGCAAACCCUUCAUUCUAAACCUUGCUUCUCAAUGGGCUUGAUUUUUGCUUUUGCAGGGUAAAGUGACUCAAAAAGAAGCCAAUUGCUUCAGCCUCCAGUGCUAGUCUUUUACUGGUGGAGAAACGAUUUUCCAUUGUCGUCAGUUUUAACACCCAUUAUGAAAUCGAUGUACUUGAUUAACAGGAAGAAGUACAAAAGUUCACCUCCUUUUUUUUUUUUUUUAUAGGUUCUACAUUCAGUGACCAAUUCGUUUGUUACAUCUUUCUUUGCUCCUUGAAGAGUCUUUUAGUGCUUACAUCAUUUCUUAGAGAUUCUGGUCCAAAAUGACAUGCAGUUGCUGUAGAUGUGUAGAAUAUUACAUUCUACCACAAUGCAGAUAUAACUAUGGGAAAUGUUAGGUAUACUGAACUUAUUGCCAUGUUCAUGGAAGUUUUGAUGGUAGCACUGCUGGCUGCAUUGACCAGCCGUUUUUUGAUAGCAUUUACCUUGUUCAACGUGUUUGCCAUUUCUAUGACAUACAUGGAUCAAACAUUAUUUGUAAAUAAAAACACAGAAAUAAGUAGAAUCGUACAUAGCAGAACAAUGUGGUUAGGGCUUUUUUUCCCCCUCCCUUUGAUUACUUAUGCUCACUCAAUCUGUGAACCAAAUGAUGAGAAAAUGCUCCUAACCAGGGCCGGUGCAAGGAUUUCUGUCUACUUAGGCAAAAUUUGUCUUCACCUGUCUGUCUAAUAUUCCCCCUUUGCCUCUCUCUUACCCAUUCUUUUGUGCAUCUUGCCACCUUUUUCUUUCUAGUUUUCCCUUUUUUGUAUAUCGUAUGCCCUGUUUGGCACUCUUUUUUCAUGUUUUUUUGUGUCUUCAUCCUAAUUUUGUGGUCUCUUUAACCCCUUGUGAGAGACACACCCACACACCCCUCCCUCCCCAGGUCCCGCAGGUUGCUGCACUGUAGUAGCUAUCCUCCACUCUCCAUAGCAGUUGGGCGCAGGGAUAUGAUGUCCUUGCUGCUCCAUUCCCCUCCCUCAGUGGCCAGCUGGGUAAAUUACUGCCAUGGGCAUUGUUGCAGAAAGUGGACAGCGAGUUCUCCAUGCUCCCGCCAGUCACUCGGACAUCUUUGCGCCCCUCAGGUUGGUGCGCCCCAAGGCGGCUGCUUGCGCUGUCUUAUCGUAGCACCAGCCCUGCUCCUGACAAUUUAUUGAAUAUAUAUAUAUAUAUAUAUAUAUAUAUAUAUAUAUAUAUAUAUAUAUAUAUAUAUAUAUAUAUAUAUAUAUAUAUAUAUAUAUAUAUAUAUUUAUUUAUUUAUUUUAUUUUUUUUAUUUUUUUUAUUAUAUAUUUUGCAGUACAAUGAUUGGCUUAUUUGUCCAAAACACUUUUCCUGAAUAAUUCAUACAAAUGAAAUAGGCACAUAGAUGCAAUUUUGGACAAACCAAACUUAUCAGGUGUGCAUAAGUCUGUCUCAAAGUAGCAAGAGAUUUGCAUUGAUGGUGACAGAUGAAAUAACUUUAAUGGCCAUUGCAGCAUAAAAAAAGUAUUAUCUAACUGCUUACUGAUUUGGGAAAAUAUGUAGGUGACGGUUUUGUUUAAGAUUUGUAGAUGAACCACAACUGGUAAAAGUUAAAUACAUUUUAAAAUUGUCAUAAGAAUGACAUUCCUUCAAUCGAGACAUAAACAUAUAAGCCAGUUUCUCUAUAUUCUCUAGUGCUAGGACAGCCAAUUUCUCAUUCAAAGGAACACUCCAAUUGCCAAUAUUAGAAAAAAAAGUAUAAAAUCCUUUUAGUAAAUACCCCCAAUGAAUACAUGUAAUUAUUGUGGGUGUAUCUUUUUUUUCAAGAAUUCGAUUUUGUCUCAUUAUGGGGGAAAUAGCCAAUCAAGCUUCUGAUUGAAGAGUCUCUGAAAGGUUUCCUCCAUGCACUCAAGGCGCAUCUACUGAUCUGAAGUCUAGUAAGUAGAGUGCCUGCCACUUCCUUUCAGCUCUAGGGGUUGCUAGCUGGAGCAGGCAGAAAAACCCUCCCCAUGACUGUUGGAUUGAUUAUUUUUAAUUAUUUAUAAAAGUGCCAUCUGUCAUUAUUACGGGAUGCUGUUCAUGGGUGUGGAGUGGAUCUUUAAAUGAGAGGGGAUAAAAUAAAUAUAGCAUGUAGCUAACGUUUAGUUAUGUUACAGUCCUGCUAUAAGCAAACAAGCAAAGCUACCUGAAAGUACAAAGGGGAUAUAAAUAAAUAAAAUGUAUAACAGAGCACUUCAUUUCUGCCAUGGGUUCCUGGUACACAAAUAGCAUAUGAAAGUUACACAAAAAAUCGCAUUCUUCAUACAGAACCUGUUAUUUAAGCAUGCACCUCCUACAAAAUAAAUGGACUAACUCCUGCAGAUGUUGGCCAUUGGGAAAUAAUGUAAAGCUUGAAUGAUUUUUAUACUGCAGAUGACAAACACAUUUUCUAAAACAUGCAAUUUUACUCAAUUUUUUUUUUUAAAAUUAAUUUAUUUUUAAUCGUGAAGGAAUGCAUAUUGUUGUUCUCCUCAAAUUAUUUCUGUAAUGAAUAAUCUCUUUUCAUUUCUCAGCAUGGGACCCAAAUCAUUAUGUGAUGGGAAGUUUAUCUGGUACUGAUCAAGGUCAAACUUCAAAAGCAAAUUAGAGUGAAAUCUGUGAGGGCCACAGAUAUUAGACUCUUUCACACAUUUAUUAGGGAGAAAGUGAGGUUUUGUAAAGUUUUUUCAAAAGAAAGGAUUGGAAUGUCAAGGGCAGUGAUAUUUCUCAAGAAGUUGUCAUCUACGCUUGAAAUUAAAAUAGCUUAAUUCAAAAUAAUAAAAGCAAUAAGUCAUGCAAGUAUAGCAAGACUAAGGAAAUUGCUGUAGAGAAUGUAAAAUAUGGAUGUUUUAGACUAGAGGAGAUGGUUUGAAAGCUAGCUGUUAUGUGGCUUUGACACAAAAUUAUAAAGUUUUACAGAAGUGAGCAGCAUGUUUUCCCAAGUAAGGUUAAUUAACCACCACUUAACCUGUUCCCUCCAAACCCUUUUAUAAACAGAGGAAGAUGUAUGCACCAGCACAGUGUAUUUUAUAACUUUCCUUUUAUUGUCAGCAAUUCCAAGAAAGUUAACUUUCUCUAUAACGAUUCCCUAUGCAACCCUUGUACCUUGAUUACAGUUGUUCCUUCUCACAUAAGUCUGCCUCUCUGUUUCAGGCAAGGAGCAUACAGGCUUAUUUAAUAAAGUGAGAAUUCAAAGUGAAUUUCACUUUACGGUCAAAAUAGCCAAAUCCGGGAAAAACUCCUAUAAUUCUCACUAGUAAAUAACUCUGUAAAUGUGACACUAUACAGGAGCCAAUAAUGCUUACACUUACAAUCAGCAAUAUAGGGGCUAAUGGAUCUGCAGCUCAGUCACAUGCUAAUGGAAUAGGCCCAUCGUUAAAUACUUCUUCUAUGAUGCAGAUGGAACUGCUGAGUACGUCCAAAUUAGGUGGGUAGGUCGGGAAAAAAACUUGUUUGGACUAGUUAGCUAUAAUACAGGAAAGAGAGGAGUGGACAGUUGAGCCCUGUGGAGGUAAGACUUAGAAUUCAUGACUAGUAAGAGAGUGGAGUUUAGAUACGGGGUUGUAAGAUGUAGACAGAUCAGAUGGUUUAAGUAAUGUAAGAGCCGAUUGUCCUAGUGUUUUCUGUCUUUGAAAUUCUGUAACUAGGUCCAUCUUAAAUCAGAUCAGGCCAGCAUUAGGCUCUUAAUCCUGCACUGCUUACAGUGCGGUACAAUGGCAUAGAGGGGUUAAGGAAGAAAGGACUUGGAGAAAUCAGUGCAGGUUGCAAUGGUACUUUCAUACAAAGUAGUUUCUUUUACACAUUAUAUAGCAUUAAUAUUGUAAAUGCUGCAGAAAAAAUGUAGAAGCUUUAUAAAUGCUAAUCAUAAUAAUAGUAAUAAUUCCAUAUAAGUUAAUUAUAUACAUUGUGCUUACGUUUGAAAUCUGUAUUAGUAGACCUUAGUUAUCUGUAUUAGUGUGUGUGUGUGUGUGUGUGUGUGUGUGUGUGUAUAUAUAUAUAUGUGUAUUGUAUGUAUGUAUGUAUGUAUGUGUGUAUAUAUAUAUAUAUAUAUAUAUAUAUAUAUAUAUAUAUAUAUAUAUAUAUAUUACACACACAUACAUAUUAUAUAUAAUAUGUGUGUGUAUAUAUAAUAUAUAUACGUUCCAUAUGUUAUAUUUUGAUUUGUGCACCCUCUCCCACCAAAAAAUAUAACAUUUUAAAGGAGCAAUAAAUACACUAUAAUUACAAAACUGUGCUGUAGUGGUUAUGGUGCCAAGGGGGCCUUGGCAUCCCCACACUGUAAGCAGUCACACACCGGGCUUUUCCUCCACUGAGAGCCAGAAGCUUGUGUUAGCUCAUCAGAGCUAAGUCCUGCCAUGCAGUAAGCAGUACUGAGUCUGAGAAUGCUGUGAGGCCUUGAGGGAAAGCUGUCUGGCAUGGUGUAAUUGCUGCAGGCAACAUCCGAAUCCUGAUGGCGUUUUUGUAUGUUGUAUGUGUCCGUGCUUCAGGCAGUCUUCACAUGCCCUGGGCAAUGUGUGCAAAUGCAUUGUAAAAUGUCCAAUGGCUACAGGCAAUCUGUGAAUCUGCAGGUAGUGUGCAAAUUCUCAGGGUAGGACGUGGAAUCGAUGUGACUAGUGUCAGGAUCUGUAAACAUACCAGUCAGAAAGCGGAUCCUCCGUGCCAUGGUAUAUCCGUACACCUGCCUCUGGACUGUGAGUUAGGUUCCCGAUGAUGGAUGAAGUUGAUGCCUAAAAAUGGCAGAUUAGACAUGUGUAGCUUGCUGUAAUGUUUUAUUGAAAAGCAGAUAUGGAGAACACUAGAAAUAGGACACUGGUACGUGAAGCUAAUUGCAAAUGCACAGAACGGGUUAAAUGAACUCUCCAAACACCAUUCUUGAAUGACUGAUUUCUUAGAACUCUCUAACUCUCCAGUGUUAAUGCUCAACAUGAAGUAAUGCUCGGCAGACACCUGGUAAGAAGUCAGAUGGUUUGACUACUUAAAAAAUGUUUUCUCUGAGCCAAUCACAAUGCUUUCCCAUAGGAUUAGCUGAAGCUGUCAAGAAGGCAGAUCGGGGGCAAAGCCACUACAAGUCAAACAUAGCUCUGGCCAAUCAGCUUCUCCUCAUAGAGGAAAGUUCAGUAUCUCCAUGCAGAGGGUGGCAAAAUUAAAUGGCACUGUGUAGCACUGCCCCCAGGAACCUCUAGUAGCCAUUUGAGUGGUCACUGGAGGUAACCCUAGGCUGUAAUGUAAACAUUACAUUUUCUCUCCGUGUUUACUGCAAAAAGCUUGAAGGGAAUGGUUAUACUCACUAGAACAAUUACAAUAAGAUGUAGUAGUUCUCGUGACUGUAGUGUUUCUUUAAUAAUGUUAUGGCAGUUCAUUAGCUAAUAUAUGAUGUAGAAUUGAUAUUGUAACAGGUAGCUAAAAGCUUACAUAGACCGGUAUCUGAAAGCUUACAUAGACUGGUUCAUGUACCCUUUAUUUUUUUUUAUUUUAAGGAAAAAAAAUGUCUGUACAAUAGUUCAUAGGCUGGUGAGAUGUGAUGCAGAGCUGAUAAAUACCAACUAAAAGAGCAACUACUACUAGAGAUGUCCUGCAGAGUCAUCCUAUUUACACAAGUUCAUGAGGAGAUGUGAUAUGUUGUAGCAGAUAGGAAUCUAAUUUCUGAGGGUUAGUAACACAUGGUGCAUAGGUUGUCUCUUAAAGGCAUGAAUUAUGAGACGACAACACAUAGUAAUGCAGUCAGUACGUGACCGUCUGUGAAGGUGGAGCACUGUAUAUAAAUGCUGUAAACCAUGUGAGAAUGCUGUGAAUCGUGUGUGCACAUUGUGGUUUGCCUACAAAUGCUAUAAUGUUAUUGUGAUUGCAGUAGACCAUGUCUAAGUGUUUUGUUUAGUGUGUGAAUGUGAUCAUAAAUUACAUAGUUACAUAGCUGAAAAGAGACUUGCGUCCAUCAAGUUCAGCCUUCCUCACAUAUUUUGCUGUUGAUAUAAAAAAAGGCAAAAAACCCAGUCUGAAGCCCUUCCAAGACUGAUAUGCAAACCAGUAUACUUUUCUUAGAAUGUCAAAGACUAGUUGGACACUAACUGUACAUCCUAGAUUUAGGUGGAAGACAACUCGUACUCUUGAAAUGGGAAGAAUUGCCACCACCAUGUCAUAUAACUCAAUAUACUGUAAUAUUACACUAAUAUGGAUUUGCACAGCAACCAGUUACAUGGUUUUAGACCCCUUUUAUUCCAUUUGGUAUACACAGAAAAAAAAAAAUCAAAUUUAUGCUGUAUUUCAUAGUGUUUUGACCAAUGAUAGCCAGAUGCCCAUUUUUCUAUUUACCCUGCAAUGGCCUCUGUUACGGGACAAAACGAUUACCAUUUAAGGAUUUUACAUAUUUUUGGCUGGUCAGGACACUCUAAUUUGUCUUUCAGUAAGGGCACUGCAUCAGAUGAAAAAAAUAGAAUACAUUUCUAUUAUUCAGUGCUUUUUAAAUAAGUAGCUGUGGUUUUAAUGACUUGCAGUAAACCUAUCUCUAGGGAUGGUGAUGGGGAUGGCAAAGAAAAGGAAAUGCAUCAGUUGAUAGAGUGGGGGAAGAUAGAAAGUGCUAAUGCAGGAAAAGAAAUGAUCUCCAUGGCAACCACGCAUUCUAUCUUCGAGCAUAGAACGUGACCUGGUGACUGCACCUUGCUAUACUGCUCUUAGUUGCUAGUUCGACACGUUGUUGGAAGAAUAGAUGUGGCUGUUGAACACUUGUAGCACAAACUAAAUAGUCAGAUGUACAAAAUGUAUCCUUCUUCCUGCUCCUGACUGCAGAUUCUUCAAGCCAUUCUUGAGAUCUUUGGGCAUUUUGAGGGCGGUUGCAAUGAUAACAUAGUGGACAGGCUCCCUGAGAGUUUAAUAGUGCGACAUUUGAAGAAAUGAUAAAGAACUGUGUGGAAUUUAACUUAAAUAUUAACAUUUUUCACACCACUUGGUCAUCAUUAUUCCAUAAUUCUUUGAGUGCCAGAGGGUUAUAUGGCAAUGCAGUAAAGGUUUAAUUGCAAGGGAGGUUUCUCUAGGGAUAAAAUGAAAACCUGACUGCAGAAAUAGCUGAUGGCAAGAGGCCUUUGAUGGCCCAAGGAACCUACACUUGUUGGUUUUUAACGUAACAAUCCAGGCUGACCUAUUUUAUAUAAGUGGCAAUUUCAAUCAGCAUUCUUAUAAAGCUCCUAAGUUGCUUCCUUCUGACCACCAAUCAGUAGCUGGGAGGGUGCUCUCUUGAUUACUUUGUGCCCCGCCAAUUUUAACAAUUUCAUCAGGACAGUAACCAUUUCAGAGUUUUGUUCCAUAGUCCUGACUUUCAUCCGUGGUGUCCCACUUUUGGAAUUCCCUCCAGGAAGUGUAACACAGGUACAUUAGAUGCGCUCUCUUCAUGGCCUUCAUUCACGCUAGGCUGACCUGCCCAUUUAUUAGUGGCCUGCCCACUUUCCCCCCUGUGGGUGGACAUCCAUUGUGGACACUUGGCAUCCCUGCCAUAAGUUGGAGGCUGCUCAGCAUAGUCUGUAUGCAUAUUCACCACAAUAAUGAGUCUUGCUCACUCUUUGAAGAUCCCGGGACCUCUGACACUAGGCUUCCGAAGCUAUAGCUUACUUAGCUAAAAAUCUUCCUUUCACACUGGCAUAGUCCUUACUCAAUUAUUCUGAGACAGCCCAGUAUCUUUCAGCAGCAUGGCCAGUGAGUGUACCAGCCAGGAGGGAGACCCAGUCAUCUGGGUGAAUUCCAUGUAAGGUAGACUGCAUGUACCCAUCAAGUCUUCCUCAUCCUCUAGUACUCAAAAUGCAUUGAAUGGUAGUUUCUUCCUUUCCCAGUAGAACAUUUUGAGGUUCCAGCGCCAACCCCCCCUUGUCUAUUUUGCAUCUCUGCUAGUUAAAAGGCUUAUUCCUUAUCUCAGUACUGGGUGUUGACUGGCAUUGGACUCGUAUAAGAACAGACAUUCCCUGACCACUGCAUAAAAGUUGCCCUUCCCAGAUACCACAGAGCUGUUGCUUUCCAUCAGAUCAGCUGCCAUUAAGCCUUUACUUUUGUUAAUGCCAACCUAUCCUCUUUAUCUCAGCAGAUCUUUCUCAGUUGCGCUCUUGAGGUAUGCUCCAUUCACUAUGUCCUUACAUCAGAUCAAAUGCAGUCUUCUAAUGGAAGCUAGAUCCAGGCAGUGGCUUGGACACUCAUAGAAAAGAAGGCACAUGCACAUACAGGAAGGUAUACAGUCUGGAACAGAGAAAAGGUAUGACUUGUGAGUGUAGAAAAAAAGUAACGUGCCAAAGUGUUAGAGAGACUGAAGCAGCAAGAGCAUUUGCAUAGUGCGCAAAGUCAGCUUUACCUUAACUAAAUUCAUUGUCAGCCAAUCAACACAAGUUUUGUUCCCCUAGAUCUCUCAAGUUUCCAUACUUAAGCAAGAGCAUGUGCAGAGUACUAAAAUCAAUGGCACUAUUUCAUGAGCAUGGGCCUGCAGCUGCAGCUCCAUCAGCCCCUAUGGUUAGGGGUUUGUAUUCCUAACGCUAUAGUGAUUCUUAAUGGAACACUUUGGGUACCAUACUGUGUCAUCUCAAGGGGAUAUGGUGACUGGACUCCUCCAUAGACCUUACUAUAAAUUAAACUUUUUUUUUACAUGCGUUUUUUAGAAAAAAAAUUGUUAUUCUGUCUCACUGUUAAAAUACACCUACCAUUAAAAUUAUAGGCUGAUCAUUUCUUUGCCGGUGGACAAACGUUCAAAAUCAGCAGAGGAUCAAAUAAUUUUUUCCCUCACUGUAAAUGGAACAAUGAGUUCAGAACAAGACUCUGAGGUAUACCCAAACCUGUUCUAUAACCCACUAAAAAAUCUAAACUCUGUGUUUUUUGUCUGCAUCGUGUUUUUUUCCUAGAGACCCCAAUCUGUGGAAAUUUCCAGCUGUGUAUUGCACACUGUCAGGAAAAAGGACUGAUUAGACUGCUGAUCAUCAGUUGUUUUUUGUUUGUAUUAUCUGACAUUCAUUUAAGUGAACUCUGGAAAAGUUUGGUCCUGAGCUAACCAUUGCAUUAUAACUGAAUAACAGAAUAAAUAAAAUGAGCAGAGGGACUGCUUAUAUUAAAAUGUGUUAUGCACUACACUGUAAUCCACCCGGAUUAGUGUAACCUGUAAAAAUUGUGUUAAUCAGUUGAACAAAGAUGAGCCCCUAGAUGUAGUUGAAACAAAAAGAAACACAGGAAUUCUGUAUAUUAAUGAUUGUUACUUGCAACAAAUGUUACAUGAAUCAUUAGUGUGAUUUUGCUCAUGGGAGCAAUCACACCCAGUGGCCCUUGCUCUGCAAGGAAUUCUACUUGACUGAUAAAUAAAAAACCUUAAAGAAACGCAAUUCCAUUAGGAAUACAAACCUGCAAUUCUAAUGCUCUAUCGUUCCUAACUUAAUAGGUUCACCCCUCCAUUCGACGAUUAAAGGGUUAAAAACCCAUGCAACUUACUUCUUUCCAGCACCGAGGCUCCCUCAAUGCUUGAAGGUCUCUCCCCACAAUGUCAUAGCAAUAGUGGAACCUAGCACAAAUGCGCGGUCACUGUCAAGUGCUAAUACAGUAUUUCUAUUAGAAAAAAACAUUUUAACUGUUUUAAAGGCAAUCUAAUUAAGCAACCAUUAUCAAGCUUGGAUCAAUAUGAGAGGCUCAACUUGAUGGAAGCAUGUCUCUUUAUAACCUAUGUAUCGUCCCCCUCUGUGUUACUGUCAUAGGCUCAAGCCUACAAAGCCUAUUGGUGACACAGUGCUUUUAAGACUUUUAUUCCAUAUUGGGACAGUCCAGCUGUAUUCUGGGAGACUGGGCAAUGUGAAUUUAAUAUGCUACACUGUGUUUAGUUUUUGUGGGGUGGGUGGGGGGAGGGAGGUGUCAAAACAUUUAAAAAUAUGCUUACAGAGUGCUCAAAAUUUGUGUAUUUUUUUUUUUCCCAAGAAAAUCUCCAUAUUCAAUUUAGCCUGAAAUUAAAUCCACCUAUCAGAAAUAGCACCCAUUUGUCAAGCAUUUCUUCACUCUGUAUGUGCAUACAAAAUAAACAUUUUAAAACCCCUGAGCACCAAUUCAGUCUAUUUGAAAUGCUAACUAUCAAAGCAACUGCCACUAGGGAAAAUGAGGAAUAACUUAACGGCCAAUUAGGAAAUGCACAUAAUUUAACUGCUGGCAUUAAUAUAUUACAAAAUCUGUCGAUCUGGUGCUAUGUAUAUUAUUGGUGGAGUUAGGUGACCGUGGAAUAACUUGUUGGCCUGAUCACCUUGCUGUUCUGUCUCUGCGCUGCCAAAGUGUCGUAGAUGUUCAUAUUACCAUCUGUCUUGCCCUGGAAGAAAGCCCUGCCUUCAAGAGAAGUGGAUUUUUCUUAUGUAAAGGCAGGUGUCAAUAUUUAAGAGACCAAGGGGCUAAAGAGCAUCUUCCAGGAUUGUAACAUAUUUUUUUGGAUAGUGAGUACUAAAUCUGCUUAAACCUCCUCCUGCCAACGCUAUCUGUCACAUUUAUAGCUUUGUAAAUUUAUUCUUGAAAUAAAAUAAAUACUUUUUUAUAGGAAAAGCAUCUUACAUCCAUUGUAGGUUGUCUCAUCAUUGCAUCUCACUAAUUAUUUUAUUCAGAAUAAUACAAUUUGCUAUUCUCAAAGAUAUAAUUCCAAGCACAAAAUCUCAACCCAGGAAUUCAAGUAGGAAGUAGUGAAAGUAGGCGUAAAGAACAGCUGUAAAUUUCACAUAAAGCCUAUGUUGCACUUUCUCCAUUCUACGGAGUCUGACGUGGCUUGUCAUUUCUUUCAAUAAUGAAAGGAGCAUUCUAAUCACCGUAACCACUGCAUAUUAUCAUCAUUGUGGCUAUGAUGCUGUAGAUCCUCAAAGUUCAUGUCAAACUGUUGUGGUGUGGCUUGACUGAAACCUCGCAUCUAUAGCUGGCCAUCUUUGCUCUUUCACUGUGAUACAGACCCUGGAAAUCACUGCUGAGGGCUCUGGUGGUAGGUUAACCCGGCACUCUCUCUGACUAUCAGGAUAUUACUUUGCUGCAAAGAGAUUUGGAUAGAUUGGGGGACUGGGCACUAAAAUGGCAGAUGAAAUUUAACAUAGAGAAAUGCAAAUUUAUGCACUUCGGGGUUAAGAAUGCACAAGCAAUUUACACCAUAAAUGGUAGUGAAUUAUGGAUUACCACACACGAGAAGGAUUUGGGAAUUGUAAUAGAAGACAAAUUAGGCAGCAAUAUGCAAUGUCAAUCUGCAGUUGCUAAGGCCAGUAAUGUUUUGUCAUGUAUAAAUAGGGGCAUAAAUUCUCGAGAUGAAAAUAUAAUUUUGCCUCUUUUUAAAUCGCUGGUAAGACCACACCUUGAAUGUGCUAUGCAAUUUUAGGCACCUGUACUAAAGAAGGAUAUCAUGACACUAGACAAAGUGCAGAGACGAGCUACAAAAUUGAUCAAAGGAAUGGAGCAUUUUAGUUACGAAGAAAGGUUAAUUUUACAUUUCUUUAGUUUGGAAAAACCGCGCCUCAGAGGGGAUAUGAUAACAUUAUAAAAAUAUGUAUUCUGGGCCAGUACAAACCAUUAUCUGCAAAUCUACUCAUAAACAGGGCUAUACAUAGGACACGAGGUCACACAUUUAGGCAGAAAGAAAGGAGAUUUAAUCUAAGGCAAAGAAAAGGUUCCUUUACAGUAAAAGUAAUAAGGAUAAGAAAUUCUCUGCCUGAAGAGGUGGUUUUAUCAGAGUCCAUACAGAUGUGUAAACUGAAAUUGGAUAAAUACUUCCAAAAACAUAACAUACAGGGAUAUAAUUUCCAAUUAGUGGGAUAAUAGCUGCUUAAUCCAAGGAGACAUCUGACUGCUAUAUUGAAUUCAAGAAGGAUUUUUCUCCUAAUUUGUUGCAAAAUUGGAAGUGCUUUAGACUAGGUUUUUUUUCCUUCUUUUGGAUCAACAGCAAAAACUUGUGAGGAAGGCUGAACUUGAUGGAUGCAAGUCUCUUUUCAGCUAUGUAACUAUCCAUGACAUCUCUUUUGAAUGGACUCAUUUCAAUGGUAUCAGUGCAGUUGAGUGGACUAUGGUUGCUGGGUCAAGCCCUAAUUUUUGUCAAAUCUCGUAGUCUACAGCCUGGAGGCUUAUAACACCAUAAACUCUACAACAGAUACAAUAGAUAACCUCUGUAAAUAGAUACAAGACAGACCUUUAGAGAGAAAAAUAAAGCAAAGAGAAUUAAUUAAGAUUAAAAGAUAACGUGGCACAAAAAAGAGUAAGGGAGGCAUGAAGAAAACCAAAUGAAAAGGAAAAUAAUAUAGAACAGGCCCUGAUAUGUAGAAAAUAAAAUAAUUCUCUGUUAAUUCUGAGAGAGAGACAGACCCAGGAAGAGAGUGAUAAGAGGGAAAAACAUAUUCUACUCAAACUGGCACAGCUUCUUGGAGAGUAAUAUAAGAUAAGAUAUUCAACAAUGAUUCAAAAACAGACCCUGAGAGAAAUUGGGAAAAAAUAAUGUGCUAGAUUCUAAACAACCGUGAACGCAUAGAAUCAGUGCAUACCUCCAAAGUCCUAAUUUUUGGCUCAUAUACCGCUGUCCCUCGUUUUCUCUCCUAAUGUCCUUUCCUAGGAGCCUCUUGUUGUGGGUGUGUCUGAAUGUAUACAUGAGCACCGUAACAAAUAGUACUUACAGUAAUGUGUUUUUAAAAUUAAUGUGUUUAGAAAUCAGUCUGUGUAGAUAAGAUAAUUGUCCGUAUUCUAAAUUGCACUCUAUUUGCAUAAAUUGUUAUUAGUAGGUCACUUUAAAUUUCUCAGAGCAGCUCUGCCCCUGACCACACCCCCGCUCACACACCUAUGGAAUUGUGGUCAAUGGGAUGCUGAUCUGUCUGUCUAUCUCAGAAUUAAUAAUGAAUAGACAAAUGGGGCUCUCCUGCUAGACGAGGGUCACCAGCUUGCAUUUGGAGUCAUCCUUUUAAAGAUUUUGACAUUCUGCUACAGAUUGUGAGCUAAAUAGAUCUUAAGAUUAAUCCCCCUACCCUGGCCUGGGACACAUGUAAUUAUCAUCAAACAGCUGCAGCGAUUCAUUAUUGACUGGUUUGCUAUCCAAUUCAUCUUCAAAAGCUUUCUUUAACAAACUAUGGAAAAUACUACUAACAUAACCGCAAACCUCUACAGAAUCAUUCAACCUCUGAAAGUGAUAACCUAUUCCACACAAAUAUCUAAAGGGGAAAAAAAAUCUUCCAAUAAUCACAUUAAAUUGGAACAUUGCCCUUAGCUGCUCCGUGCUUGCUCUUUCUGUGAAAUCAUCCAACUAACCCACUUUACUCCUGUACUUAUCUGACAAACUAGUUGGCCCAGUCAGUGCCAAGAAUUAGAAUGGCUAUAUGAAAUAAAUCUAGAGUCUUCACGUCUCCUACCUCUGUUCCAUCCCAUGUUUGGAGAGGACUUGGCCAAUAAAAGAACUUGUACACCUUAUAAAAAGGCAUCAAUUGAACUGAAGGGCAAACGCCUAAUAAAGGUCAUACAUAUAUCUUUAGUCUUCCACAAAAGUAUCAUCUUAUUUUCUUGUACCAAUACACUAGAGGGUUGUGGGUGGGUUUUUUUAUAUAUUUAUUUUUUAUUUUUUUAUGCGUAUGUGAUUGUUUUAUUUAUGAACUUUGUGUCUGAUAUCAAGAUGUGCUUUUCACCAAUAUUAAUGUGAUGGCUAGAGAUUUAAUGUAUCUUGAUUUUAAUUGCAUUACAAUUUCUACUAACCACAAAUUUUAAUUGAAGGAUUUUAUUUUUUUUAUUUUUUUUCUAGCAAGAAAAGCAUUUUAGGGUUGCUUCAUGAAUAUAAAAAAAAAAAAAGAAAAUUAUUUACAAUUCUUGUUUUUUAAACCAAAGCAAUUAUAUAUGCAAAUAAACACAUGUUUACUUUUGAAUGCAACUUUAAUUUUAUAUUGUCAAAUUAUUGAUCUUCGAAAAGAAAUAUAAAUUAUAGAGGAAAGAACUGUCUGGGAAGGUUUAAAAAUACAUUUAGCAUAGAUAUUUGUAAAUGAAACCAGAAGGACGUAUUUGAAAUUUCAAGACAAGCAUUCAGCAUAGAUUUUAUAAUAGGAUACAGACUGCUGGAAUGAAGGCAUUUUUAAAUAAGCAUGUGCUCUUUCUCAGCUAGACAAACCCGUUCCAAUUAAUUUGCAAAUCCCAUUGAGGCUCAGAAGCUGAAAUAAAUUAAAAUGGAUGAGUAGGAGAUGUGUUUAGAGGGACUGGCAAGCAAUGCUAAUCUUAUAAGCAGUCUAAAGUCUUUCCAUGCUUCCAGGAAUAUACAACAUUGGGGAGUCUUCUAACAGCUCUACCGCAGGUACCGACAAGGGUUAAUCUUGCAGAUUCUGACUGCAUCUUUACAUACCUGUAAAUAAAUAAAUAUUACACCAAAUAAAAUAAAUAUGCGAAGUGUUUUUACAUUUUCAGGAUUUUCAUCUCCGAAAUACAACGAUUUGUAUUGAGAGAAUUGCAGAUCUUUCAACCUUGGCUUGCAGCUGCAGGCUUUUUCACGAAACCAGUCUAUUGUGGACCACCGCUUUGAGACUGCAUUGUUUCUAUGGCAACCACUUGAUGCCUACCUUACUCUGUUUCAACACAAUGCCUGCUUUUUACAGCACAGUUUUCCUACUAUAGGAAUUAAUUUAGAAGCUAAUGUCACCCUGGGUAGGCGGAUCUGUCAAGCCAGACUUUUAAAUUAUCCAGAUAGCAUUUUUCUGAAGGUUGAAUACUGUACAUGUUGAAAAACAUACAGUAAAUUGCCUGUUUGCCUCACUUUCUUAUAAAUAGGGUUACCACUUUACCUGAAGGUGGAUUGAAAUGUGAUUGCUUUAGGGUCAACAACAAUUGCUCUGAAAUGGAAUAUAGCACACCGUGAUCCAUGUCUGUAAGAAAUUUACAGUAGUAUUGUUGUGACCAUACAUGAUAAAACAUUAACCAUAAUAGUUAUUUUAUUUUAUUUGCACAGCUCCUAAUAGAUGCUGGAAUUCUGUUUAAAAAAAAAAAAAAAAAACAUACUUCCCACUUAGUGGCACUUCCAAUAAUCAGUCAUGGUUAAAUUCAUUGAAUUUAAAAACAUUUUUUUUUUUUUUUUUGCUUAAAAAAAAUACAGGGAGUGCAGAAUUAUUAGGCAAAUGAGUAUUUUGACCACAUCAUCCUCUUUAUGCAUGUUGUCUUACUCCAAGCUGUAUAGGCUCUAAAGCCUACUACCAAUUAAGCAUAUUAGGUGAUGUGCAUCUCUGUAAUGAGAAUGGGUGUGGUCUAAUGACAUCAACACCCUAUAUCAGGUGUGCAUAAUUAUUAGGCAACUUCCUUUCCUUUGGCAAAUUGGGUCAAAAGAAGGACUUGACAGGCUCAGAAAAGUCAAAAAUAGUGAGAUAUCUUGCAGAGGAAUGCAGCACUCUUAAAAUUGCAAAGCUUCUGAAGCGUGAUCAUCGAACAAUCAAGCGUUUCAUUCAAAUAGUCAACAGGGUCGCAAGAAGCGUGUGGAAAAACCAAGGCGCAAAAUAACUGCCCAUGAACUGAGAAAAGUCAAGCGUGCAGCUGCCACGAUGCCACUUGCCACCAGUUUGGCCAUAUUUCAGAGCUGCAACAUCACUGAGUGCCCAAAAGCACAAGGUGUGCAAUACUCAGAGACAUGGCCAAGGUAAGAAAGGCUGAAAGACGACCACCACUGAACAAGACACACAAGCUGAAACGCCAAGACUGGGCCAAGAAAUAUCUCAAGACUGAUUUUUCUAAGGUUUUAUGGACUGAUGAAAUGAGAGUGAGUCUUGAUGGGCGGAUGGAUGGGCCCGUGGCUGGAUUGGUAAAGGGCAGAGAGCUCCAGUCCGACUCAGACGCCAGCAAGGUGGAGGUGGAGUACUGGUUUGGGCUGGUAUCAUCAAAGAUGAGCUUGUGGGGCCUUUUCGGGUUGAGGAUGGUGUCAAGCUCAACUCCCAGUCCUACAGCCAGUUCCUGGAAGACACCUUCUUCAAGCAGUGGUACAGGAAGAAGUCUGCAUCCUUCAAGAAAAACAUGAUUUUCAUGCAGGACAAUGCUCCAUCACACGCGUCCAAGUACUCCACAGCGUGGCUGGCAAGAAAGGGUAUAAAGAAGAAAAUCUAAUGACAUGGCCUCCUUGUUCACCUGAUCUGAACCCCAUUGAGAACCUGUGGUCCAUCAUCAAAUGUGAGAUUUACAAGGAGGGAAAACAGUACACCUCUCUGAACAGUGUCUGGGAGGCUGUGGUUGCUGCUGCACGCAAUGUUGAUGGUGAACAGAUCAAAACACUGACAGAAUCCAUGGAUGGCAGGAUUUUGAGUGUCCUUGCAAAGAAAGGUGGCUAUAUUGGUCACUGAUUUGUUUUUGUUUUGAUUUGAAUGUCAGAAAUGUAUAUUUGUGAAUGUUGAGAUGUUAUAUUGGUUUCACUGGUAAUAAUAAAUAAUUGAAAUGGGUAUAUAUUUGUUUUUUGUUAAGUUGCCUAAUAAUUAUGCACAGUAAUAGCCACCUGCACACACAGAUAUCCCCCUAACAUAGCUAAAACUAAAAACAAACUAAAAACUACUUCCAAAAAUAUUCAGCUUUGAUAUUAAUGAGUUUUUUGGGUUCAUUGAGAACAUGGUUGUUGUUCAAUAGUAAAAAUAAUCCUCAAAAAUACAACUUGCCUAAUAAUUCUGCACUCCCUGUACAAUGGUGUAAAUUCCAUGCACCAUCUAUUUACAAGCAAUCAACAAUCUUUUCAAUCGUUAAAAAAUGAAGUAAGCAAUGCUCUCCCAUACUUUCAUAUUAACCCCUUAGGGACACAAUUUCUGGAAUAAAAGGGAAUCAUAACAGAAUAUUUCUGUCAUGUGUCCUUAAGGGGUUAACCGGGCGUAACCAAAGCCCAAAAUGGUAAUUUCUACUCCCUAACAACAUUGACAAUGUGAGGGUAAAAAGUAUAGCAUGUGGGCAGCCCUACAGCUCACACCGCCAUACUGUGGAAGGUGGGAUUCUCCCUGUCUUUUACAGUUACCCAAUUUUCCACAGGAGAGGUUUUAAUAAUACCCCUGAGUUUUAUAUGGAUUGAGUAUCAGUCUAAUUCAGUUAUUAAUUCAGGGGUCCAGAAGACAGCUAUGUAUUAGUGGAGGGCCUGCUCAAUUUUGCUCCCCUUCCCAUCACUCAUAAUUCAAUCAGUGAUGAGUUAAGGUAUAGUAGAAACCUAGAAAAAUGGAAUGUGAUGGCAGAUAGGAACCAUUACCCAACUUUCUAAAUCCUUUCAUUGGUCCCUGGCCUUAUCUUAAUAAUGGGGGUUCCUAUGAUCCAUCUAUCCAUGGUGCCUUUAGCUUCUUCAAUACCAUGCCCAGCUGCCAAACAUGAAUGUUUAAUAACCCCUAAAACUAGAUGUAAAGAGAUCUAAAGGCCCCUGGCAUAAUAAUCGCCCCAUUGCCAAUUCUCAUAGUGUCAAGGAAUAUCAGGUCAUCAUGGCACUAUUAAAAUGUCCCUGACCUAACCCUAAAAUAUAUCAGCAUAGGGGCAUUUUUCCAUACCUUUUACUGGUGUUUUUGUAGAUUUAGAUUUCCAUAUUAUAAUAAUAAUAAUAAUAAUAAUAAUGGUGCCUAACUCUUUUUUGGACAUUUUGCCUUGCACACAAAUUCUGCAAAUACUAUAUGCUCCUAGCUGACAAUAAAUUCACUCCUGUAUAUUAAGUUAUGUUAUUAUGGAGAAAUAUACAAAUGUUUCUUUCCCAUAGAAUUGAGCCACUUUAUAUAAAUAACACUAGACCAUAGUUAUAUAGCCUUCUUUCAAAAAGUGACAUUGUGAACUGCAAUACCAGGAAAUGAUGUGUAACAGUGAUGAAUGUCAUCAUGCCAAGAUGAGCAAUGUAAAAAAUUAUGUUCUGAAAUCUAGAGAAGUAGGAUUGAGAAUUCAUAAAAACUAGCUUGUUUAAAAACUUCUGGGGUGUGUUUUUGUUUUUUGUUUUUUGUUUUUUUUAAUUUUACAGUCAAAAUUUAUGUUUAGGAGACUCAAUGAAGUGCAGCUGCACAAAACACGUUGGCUGUCGACCUCUCUCUUCCCUCGGUUUAAUUUUGCCAUGUGUGAGCUAAGGGCUUGUUCCGAUCAAGGGAACCAACAAAACGUGUGUGUGUGUGUGUGUGUAUGUGUGUUUUUUUUUAAUUUUAUUUAUUUAUUAUUAUUUUUUUCUCUAUUGCAUCAUGAUUGACAGAUUCUAGUUACUGAUUUAAUCUGCUGAGAAAAUGUAAUAUUACCAUCCAAGAAAAAUUAGAUUUUCUGACUACCGUAGUUCAUUUUGCUAUGCUAAGAAUUAGAGUAACGUUAUCAUUGUUUGUAUUUUUUCUACUAUUGUUUUAUUUGACAGAAAUGAAGACGGUGGUACUAGACAAAUGAUAAAAUGAUGCAGUAUGUCAGUAAAUAUGAUCAUUUUUACCAUUCGUGUUGAAUGCAAAAGUGAUAUAAUUAACUAAAAAAACAAAACAUCUAAAACUUUUUCACUUUAUUGCUGUUAAGAGAAUUUACAUUUUUGCAAUUUCUAAUUUUAGGUGAAAGCUAUGUUUGCUCUUCUGACAACUUUUUCAAGAAGCUUGAAUACACCAAGAAUGUAAAUCCCAACUGGUCUGUCAACGUGAAGACCUCAGCAGCUCUAAAAAGCCCACAGUCCCUCGGGAGCUGUAACAACCAAUCCAGGGAGAACAAAGACUUUGUGCGUCCCAAGUUGGUAACAAUUAUCCGCAGUGGAGUGAAACCCCGCAAAGCUGUGCGUGUUCUCCUGAACAAGAAGACAGCCCAUUCCUUUGAACAAGUCCUCACUGACAUCACAGAUGCUAUUAAACUGGAGACAGGAGUGGUCAAAAAGCUGUAUACCCUGGAUGGGAAACAGGUAGGGUCAAGUUUGUUGUGCAGUGUAUGUCUUCCAUUAGAUAACCAUGCUUAACAAUGUAGCUCAACCUCUUUGCAAAGUUGGGUGAGUCUGAUCUACUUCACAAACUCCGUAUUACUGAAAUCUAGCAGUAAUAGGCAGGCAUUUUCUUAAAUUAUCUGAAUAUUUGGAGAGAAAUUUAGAAAACAUUAAACCAAAAAGUUUAUUUUUUGUAUGUGUGUAGACCUUGUGUUGGUCUCUUGCAAUUUCUUAUUCCAAGUAUAAUUCUGGUUCUAUGUGUGCAGAAACCAUAAGCAGCCUGGUUUAGAACAUGUAGUAAAUCUAUUUUUUGCAUGGGAAAAAAAUUUUUUAACACGUUAUUUAAUUUAAAUUGAUUUUGAAUUUACCACAUCCCAGCAAUAUGCAAGAGAAAUUAUAUUGUAAUUUUUCGUAUAUGUACUUUGAGCAAAAGAUUAGCAAGACUCCCAAAAAACCGGGGAAGAUCUCCAUACAUUUUUUACAAUGCAAAAAAGUGAACAAAACCAGUGUAAAUCCCAGACAUUGAUCAAUGUACACUUACUAAGCAGCAAGGAUACAGAAACCAUUACCUGCAUGAUUUAUGACAUUGAGAAUGAGCUCCAUGCACACACGACUAUCCACACUGAUAACGCUGUUCUGUGUUUUGCAUUUAUGCUGGGAGCAAAAACUCUGCAUUUCUCAUGCUAAAAACAUGGACAUUGUGAGCAAAACCCUACGGAAAUGUUCAAGGCAUGAGCCAGCCAAUCUCAUGUCAAAGACAUUGCACGCACAAUUUUCUCCCUUUAAGAAAAUGAAUCAAAUUUCUUGCGUUUUAAUUGCGUAAUUUAACUUACAAAUAGAAAUAACAAGAAACAUUAGUGAUAAUACAGCGUAAAGUAAAAAAAUACACAAAGUGAACAUGACAAAGCUGCUAACAGUUGGACUAUCAGUAUACAUUUUAUACAUACUUAUUGACUAAUCUCAUUUAUUACAUAUUUUGCAAAUCAUAAAUCUUUUCAACAAAUAUUGCUACUUAUGUCACACUAGUACAGGCAUAGGCAACCUUCGUGCACUCCAGAUGUUUUGGACUACACCUGCCAUGAUGCUUUGCCAGCAUUAUUGGUGUAGGAGCAUUAUGGGUGAUGUAGUCCAAAGCAUCUGGAGUGCCAAUGGUUGCCUAUCCCUGCACUAGUACAUGCGGUGAUAUUAAGUAAAUCCUUUCUGCUCCAGCAAUCACUCAUCUUAAGCUAGAAAGCAGCAACCAAUAAACUAGAUCCUAGAUUUGUUCAGGGGCAAUGUUCAGUAAAGGGGGUUACUCAAAGCCAACGAUGAAGAUUGUAAAUGGGAAAAAAAGCACAGAGUUGUCUCUCUGGUCUGGCUGAGCAAUCCAUCUUCAUCACUAAAAACAUAAUCUGAAUUAAGGCCUCUUUUGGUUUUAUAGGAUUGCAUGAAAAAUGAUAUACUGGAUGGGAUGUAGUUUCCUAUUCCAGAAUUUGAAAAUGAGCAAUCGUAAUAUAGCUAGAAGCCCUGUCUGGAUGAUCUAAUUAAGGGUCAACAAAUGUUCAUCAGCAGAAGCAUAUUGUCGAUUGUAAAAAAAAUCAAAAAAAAAAAAAAAAAUCUUGAGGUCCAGUUUCAUUCAGACUAUUAUGUGUCUCCAUGGGGAAAACAUUGCACAAAUAGUUUUAACCGUCUUGUUUUUAGCAACGUUUACAACCGAUUUAUUUAAUACAUAUGUGAAGUCUAACCCAUCAAAAUAUUUUAAUCUCUUUGCACAAUUAUAAUAUACAUACAAGAAAAAAUAUAGUGAUCAGGUUACAUAACAGAAAACAUGCAAUUUAUGAAGGAGACAUAGAGGUCACAUACUGUCAAACUGACUCAUAGUCACAGAGAUCUGUAGACAGAAUCAAUAUUCAAACUGUUAGUAUGUCUGCAUAUUUUCAACCAAAAUCCUAUCUUUGUUUCCUAUUAUAUAAGAGAUUCUAUUUUUUGCAUUGUUUAAUACGUGAUAUAUAGAAGUAAGGUAUGUAUAAAUGCAUUUGUACAUCUGCAAUAAUUCUGUAACCAUAACUACAAAAUUUUGAUACACAUUUUAAACUAAUAAAAGACAAACGUGAAAAGACUCUCAAAGUGAAGAUACAAUUUUAAAUGACACAUUGUAUUUUUAUUUAUCAGUAGUGGAGGACUAGAUUGUAAAUUUGUGAACAAAGUAUACAGGGUAAAAGUAUAAUUAAUUUUUUAAAUUAUUAUUUUUUUUUUUUAUGUGUAUCCAGCACCAAACCUUAAACAAUAAAUGAUAAUGCUAAAUCCCAAACUUGGGGUAGAGUAAGCUAGUCACCCCUGGGGGAACAAGCGACACUGUGUCAGGGACAACCUGCAUGGAUUAACCCUCACUCGUGUGCGGUAAACAAGAAAAAAAUGGCCCCUAGAGCAAGCAGCCCUGGGGGGUCAAGAUAUAGGAAGUCCCUGGGGAACCGUGUGAGUUUAAAUUAAAACCUAACCUUUAAUGAUAAACUUCAAGUAAAAACUGUGAAAAUUGUAAAGCUUGUAAGAGACAAACAACAAGAUAAGAAGAAAGAAUGACUGGCUGGAGAGCCAGUCCUAAAAUAAAGGGGUGCCCAAAUUGGCCCUUUAAGAGCAUCCCAUAUAUUAAAAGGGUAUCCCCUAUCCAAGCAUCUGUAGCUCCUAGUGAGAGACCGUGGCAGAUUGGACUGGAGCCGUCAUUAUGCCUCUGACGAAGGCGCUGUAGCAGCUCCGAAACGCGUCAGGCGUAUGCAUAGACAGGCUUAGUUUCCUCUCUGUAGCCAUUCAGUACGUUUUUUUGUUUGUUUUUUUUUUGGAUCUGGUUUCUAGGGAAUGAUGGGGGGCAGGUAUGCGGGUUCGCCGCCAUAGAUCGUACCGCUGUAUGAUUUAUUUAUUUCUCCCCAUUUGUUACCCAGACACGCUGAGAAGUCAACUUAGACCUUGGAGACUUUUUUUCUUUUCUUUUUUAUGUAUGUCUACGUGAUUUGACCUACUCUCUGGGAUAAUGAGUUAUCUGGUUUCUACUCUGUUGCACGUUUAGACUAGCGUGGUUUCUCCCUUAGGUGAAGAUCAGCCUGCGAUUUGGAUAGUACAUCUGGCACGCUGGUCUCUCAUUUAGCAGCUAGACAGCCUGAGGCUGCUCUCGUAUCACAUUCCAGCAUUGAGACUACAACGUAGUGGGCGACGGCUUUUGCCACAAGUAUUAUUAGCGAUUAGAUACAAUGUAUCACGAAUUUAGCCGGCACUAGAUAUAUAGUUAUUGGAUACAGUGUAUCCCUGAUUUAGCUGGCACUUGAUUUUUGUCUACCCGUAAUAGCAUCAAUUCAAGUCACUUCUAUGAGUGGCACAGUCACUACGUGGCUCUCUUUAUUACAGCCAACCAGUAUUACUAUAUAUAAUAGUAAUGAGAUUUACACCGUAGGCACCCAGAUGUUUUGUCAGAUUUUAAUUUGAUACACUAGGACUUAGUCACUGGCUUCAGGGGCUCCAGUCCAAUCUGCCACGGUCUCUUACUAGGAGCUACAGACGCUUGGAUAGGGGAUACCCUUUUAAUACAUGGGACGCUUUACUUUAAUACUGGCUUAACGUCUCUCCAGCAUGUCAUUAUUCUCUCUUUAUCUUAUUGUUUGUCUCUUACAGUGUGGUUUCCCAAAGAGUUUCUUAUUCAUACAACUUGAAUUCAACAUUGGACCUAUUUGGUCAAAUUUACAACAGUUAAAGCGGUUUGUCAAAAGCUGAUUGUACCAAGUUUUUUUUUACAUGAUUAUUACCCAGGUUGACUCUGACUCUGACUCUUACUCUGGCCAAGGUUUUGGUUUGUAGAUUAAUACAAGUGUUUAGAAGGUCACAUUGUCUGUCACGGUCUGUGUUCCUACCAACAUUUAAGUUGCUGCCCAGUGCACAAUGGUUCGUGGUAGUGUGCUACAAAUUAUGGUGACAUCAGCUUUCUGUUAACUGGCAGACAUUAUGUAAUGUAUGAGAGAAUAAGGAGGCCACAUGUACAAUUUCUGGUGAGGUCAUUCGAGUGACAUCAUAAAUCAAGGUGCAUUUGCAGUUGUCUCAUUUUUAUGUUUUCAUGCUCCAGGGAAUCCUAAUAAAGGUUGAAGCCAGCCAUAACAAUGGAGAUUUAAUACAGCCUGUCUGCAGAAUACAAGCAGUGUAGCUACUUUCGAGACAAAGGAAAUCGAUUCCUAAUAAUGUAAAUUCAUUAUAGCAGCCUCAGUGUUGGCUUCUUAUUUUUUUUUUUGUAAUAAUAAGUUUUAUGGACACAAGCUUGCUCUGGUGUCAUGUUUAAUAGUACUUUUCUUUCAGAGAUCCAAGUGUAAAACAUCAGACUUACACAACUAGCUUGAAUCAAGGAUAAAGUCCAUAUCCAUGAUUACAACAAUUUAUAGAAACUUGCGGAUUCCUUACACGCUGCCACUUUUUUAAAUUAAAGUUUAUUGAUGUUUAUAAUACACAACAAACCAAACAUCAGAUAUUUAUAGAUUUGGUAUCCGAGGCAUAACUAGAAACUUCCGGGCCCUGGUGCAAAAUUGCCCUGGGCCCAUCAUGUGUGUAACCCCCAUUUCCCAAGCCAGACUCGGUUUCAUUCUUCCUCCAGCCUCUCAAUGUGUCAAAUUUUCAAUUCCAGCCCCUCAAUGUGUCUCAUUCCACCCCCCAGCCCUCCAUGUGUCUCACCCCCAGCCCCUCCAUGCCCCAGCCCUCCAUGUGUCUCAUUCCAGCCUCCAUGUGUUCCCAUUCCGCCUCCAUGUCUCACUCCAUGUGUCUCAUUCCCUCCAUGUGUCUCAUUCCUUUCUCCAUGUCUCAUUCCCCCAGUCCAUCCAUGUGUCUCAUUCUCAGCUUCUCCAUGUAUCUUAUCCCCCAGCUUCUCAUGUAUCUUAUCCCCCAGCUUCUCCAUGUAUCUUAUCCCCAGCCUCCAUGUGUCUUAUCCCCAGCUCCUCCAUGUGUCUUAUCCCCCCAGCUCCUCCAUGUGUCUUAUCCCCCCAGCUCCUCCAUGUGUCUUAUCCCCAGCUCCUCCCAUGUGUCUUAUCCCCCAGCUCCUCCAUGUGUCUUAUCCCCCCAGCUCCUCCAUGUGUCUUAUCCCCCCAGCUCCUCCAUGUCUGUAUCCCCCCAGCUUCUCCAUGUGUCUUAUCCCCCCAGCUUCCCAUGUGUCUAUCCCCCCAGCUUCUCCAUGUGUCUUCCCCCCCAGCUCCUCCAUGUGUCUCAUCCCACCAGCCCCUUUAUAGUAUCAUGGUCUCCCCAGCCCCACCAUGUGUCACAGCGCUGUAUUGAGCGCUCCCUUCCUGUCACCCAGAGACCGCGCAAGCCGGUGCUGUGUACCGGUCCUGAAGUUAUACCAGCCCAUAGGUCCUUGUGCGUUGGCAGGGAUCAACAGGGUAGCCAGGCCUCCUGCUGUGAUGGGCCCAGUCACAGCUGCGACCUCUGUCACUGUGGUAGUUCUGCCACGGCAUGAUAUAGCUUCUAUAAAACUUACUACACAGAGAAUGAAGCAAAACUGAUAUAAAAGAAUACAUUACAUAAAUGAAUCAUAAUAAAGUAACAAAUUGGUGCAUCUUGUAUCAGUUAUCAAGGAGUGAACAUCUGAUAACCUGUUAGGAACUUCUAACAAAGUAGGAGUCUGUGGAACCACUCUACACUAUGGUUCCUAAAUAUGGGAAAUUGUAGUUUUCUGGUCCGGUGUAAGGGCAGUUGCUAGUUCAUAAGUAUAAUUGGCUCAGCGUUUCUCUACCAGCAAUACCUUCAUAGGGCAUAUAGAUCCUUUCCAAUUUAAAACAAUGAUAUACAUAGCGGCCAAAGGAAUAUGAGAUGCCAAAGCCUUUUCAUAGAAUGACAGGCGUUCAGGGAAGUCCAAUGCUGCUACUUUUUAAACAUUCAACCUAGUCAGUAGCUCAAGUGCUAUCAAUUUAUAAUCAGAUGACUAGUUAAUGUGCAACAAAAUGCAUUUUUAAAGACCCAUUCCUAAAUUAAGAGUAUGCAAGUUUUACAUAUUACACACGCACUGUGUGCACGAAUAUUAACAGAUGUAGAGAUGCAUUUUCCUCCUUAGACAGAACAUAAUGCAACAGUAAUCCCCAUCAUACUUGAUCCGCUUAGAGCUGGGCAGUCUAGGAUGGAUAACCCCCGACUGAGCACUUGCUUUCAUAGGCCUGUGAUUAGCUAACAUAGCUAAUUCCAUUUUAAAUAGAGAGUAAAUAAUACAUGCAAUUUAUUCUCGUGAUGAACAUCAUCUGUGGUGGUGGCACUUGUUUGGAUAUCACCCUAUGUUGAGGUUAUCAUUAGAUUUGUGUGCUGUACUAUUUUUCAUAGACUAAUUUGACUAAUAAAAAUAACUUGUGCAAUAAAGGCUUUAUAGAUAUUUAUUUUUCUACUUUUAGCUUGUGUCAAUGCAAUAUCAUUGGAAUUUAAACAUCAUUUAUGUUUUGGGCCCCCAAACAGGAUGUCUGCAACCAUGUGUUUUUUUUUUUUUUUUUUGCUUUUGAAAUUAAUUUACCUAUUCCCAUGAACUUUCUUUCCUAGGUUUUUAUUACACUGGUCUCAGUAAACAUUGGACAAGCGUUUUAGUUCUUUACUUGAUACUUUCUUAUUAGUUGGUAAAGGUUCAAGUACAGAGCUCAGCGCUUAAUCCACUAUAUCUGCAUCCUGAUCUUUUUGAAUAGCAUCUAAGCCAUUGAUGUCAUACUUUUUCAGAAUUUAGAUUGUGAAUUUUUGCUUGUUGGAUACAAAUAAACAAUGAUAUAAUCUAUAAACUGAAUGCAAAUCUUAAAAGCUUCAUGAAGGCCACUCCAAUAACUGAAUUGUAUCAAUGUUUAAAAUGGAACUGUCAUGCAAAAAUAAACUUUACAUCAGGAAUCUACAUGGUUUUAGUGGAUUCAUUCUUGACCAUAGCAGUCAAGGCAAGUGAUUGGGAAACAGUACUUCUAUUUGUUAUUACUUUUAUUUAUUUGGGGGAAAGGGUCCGUUGUUGGAUUAGAGUACUAUUGAACUUGUUUUACAAUGGGGGGCAAAAAAGUAACUCCCACCAUACACUUACAUUUAGGGUCAUUGGUUUAGCACGGUCUGUUUUUACUGUUCUUUUAAUUUCUAGGGUUUCACACCCCCAAUAAACAGAUUUAAUGUUUUAGAACUGUAUUUAGGCUAUACAGAAUACAGGGGUAAUUAAUUUAAGUGCGAUCCAUGUUUGUAGCACUUUAUUAAACCUUAUAUAUAUAAUUUUAUUCCUAGUUCGCACAAGGAUUUUGUUUAUUUUUAAGAAAAUAUGACAUUACAAUUUUAAAAAAUUAAAACAUAUGGAUCUUUUAUAUAGAUGAUUAAAAUGCUAAAUAACCACAUGCAAAAUAUAAAGAUUUUUUUUAUUUAUUUUUUUUUUUAUUUAUGUAUGUAGUUUUUUGGGGUUUUUUGUGUUUACAUUCAUUUCUAUGCUGUUCAUAGUUAAAAAAAAAAAAAAAAUCAGUUGAAAUGUAUUUAUGCACAUCCUUUUGCCCAGAAAUUCGAAACUUAAUCCAAAAAUAUGUAAUGUGAUAUACACAUUUCUAAUAUUCUAAUCUAUGCAUUUUGGGGUGAUUACACCAAUAUGGCAUAUAAAAUAAAUAUGAACUCUUAUCUGACGCUGACUUUGUCACCCAUGUUUAGUAGAUGAAAGGUCCAAUUGAUUGAUCACACAACACCUUCAUCAGUAAACUGUCACAGAUUUUGAUUAUAUUGGUUCGGGAAUAAUUUGUGCUGUGUCGACAUUCUCCAGACUACACUGGCAUAAUUUAUCUCUGUACGGAUUAAGAAUAAAUUGGCAUGGUUAUGGAUUGCUAAAAAAAUUUUUUUUUUUUAAAUCUCAUUUUAUUUUAGAGAAAAUUCCCAUGAAGAUGGUUUUAGGUUUUAUCUCCCUGUAUUCUCUUCAUUAUAGCUGCAGCAUUAGGUAAUGCUACAAAUUGAUGCAGCUAUAAUGAGGAGAAUUGGUGAUGUCACAUAGGGAAAUCUUGUAUUUCAAUGCCAGUACAAAUUCUUGUACUUUGUGUAAACAAAAAAUGUCUUCAUAUUUUUUCUCAGCCUGUAGAACAGCUUCCUUUAUAACCCAUACACUAAGCUACUCCUCAAACUAACAGAUCCUGAUUAACAAGCUUAGCGUUGAUUUAUGGGAUCUGCACAUUACUCUCUGAAACACAUUGAUAAUAAUGAAUAGCAUUGGUUGAGAAUUCACAGCUGUUUACUAUUUCAGGCAGAAACUGUAGAUUUACAUCCAACAAAACAAAUUCUUCACAAUAUGGACUUGUUCAAUUUCAAGUGUGAUUUUUCAAAUUUUUAAAAAGUCUUUAAAUUAUGUAAUGGCAUGCAUGGGAUCAGGCUAUAAAACUGAUAACUGACUCAUUACUGAUAACCAUGGCUUGAUAAUACUACUAGGGAUUUCCAUUUACAUAAGAUAACAUCCAGCAUGCCUUGCUGUAUUCUGUUUCUAGAACUGAAUAUUGAAUAAGGAUUAGUGUUUCACACUGAGUUGAAGAUUUUGUUCGAAAUUUCCAAAAUUACAGAUCACAAUGGUAACAUCAAGUAUUAUAAUCAAAUGGGGUCACUAUCUGCAAACACACAUACAGACUGUAUGCUUAUUGCUUAAUGUUUAUAAUUAACAUUGUGCAGCACAGCAUUUUUCUUUUUGUCACUGAUAAUAUAUUGGUCUUAUUAUGACAUUUAUAAAAUUAUUCAAAAUUCCACUAUUAUCAUUAGAAUUUGCAUUGAACAUCCAAUGUAGAACAGAGAUUCUAAUAUGACAAAUUGGUCUUCAAUUGUAAAAUUGAGAUAAAGAUGUAAUUCGCAUGGGAGAAAAUUGGAUCAUCAUUCACUUUAUCCAUGUUAUGUACCAGCAGAGGGAUUGUGACAACUUUAUAAAUAUUACAUUGUGUGUGGAUUGUGGAUGUUGUUUUAUGCAUGCUGGUUUUUCAAGUACCAAAUGUCACACAGAUCUCUUGAUGCGUUUGUGAUCAAGAGAUUCUAAAUUCUCCUAAUUCUUGGUGGAUGUAAAACACCAGGGAUGUUUUGUAAGAUUGAAUUCAUAUGUUUCUGUAACUGAACAUGGAGUGAAAUAUUAUGUAACUAUUGUUUUUCAUCUUAAUAAUGAAUUACGCUAAUGGCAUAAAACGUAACUGGGCUCUUAUAGCAUUUUUUUUUUUUUAACAAGUUGGUGUAAAAGAUUGGUAUAGGUAUGUUUUAUUAAGUAGGAUUACUUUUUUGACAAGUAUUGAAGGAAGCAAUCUCUGAUUGGCUAAUGAUGUGUAAAUGCAUGCUUUUUGUAAUGCUCUGUGUUUUUUUUGUGGGGAUUCAAAUAAUCAUGUACUACAUGCAUUUUAACUUUCCAAACGUACUUACAAUAAAAAUACAACUGGAGGAUGUAGUCUUUUUAGAAAGGAAGAAUGCAUUUCUACUUACACUAUAUCGACUACAUGAUUCUCUUUGAGUAGAAAAGCAUCCUAAAGGGUCAACAAUCUAAAAUGUCAAAAUGCACAUUAGCCAGUGAUGAUGUAUGCAGGUUAAUAGGCUUGUGCUGCCUAGUUUUCAGAUCAGUGGGCAGAGAUGACAAAGGGCAAAUGACUGGAGGACGCAUUUGAUUUUUAAAACGUCGGCCAUUAAAUACAGACCUGGAUUUAUUUUUCUUUGUUAUUCUAUAGUUUAUGAAAUGUCACUGUGAUACUUUGAAGAUAAGCAGAAAAAGGGGGCGGGGGUGGGGGAAGCAGAAAAACCUUUUUAUUUAAAAAAUAAAAUAAAAAAUAAAAUAUGAGCCACUUGUAUUUAACAUUUACCAUAGCUUUUGUUUAAAUGGUAUAUUGUAUUAUUUCAUUGUUUAACAUAAUUUGAAAAUUCUGUGGCUAAAAAGAGAAUUAGAAACUAUUAUGAGAUGCCUCCAAAAUUUAAAAGUACAUGGUAAAUACCCUGUUUUUCACGAACAAGUUAAAUGUCCUGAAAAUUAAUUAAAAACAUUUAACAGUAAAUCCAAGUUAUUAAUAGGCUAACUCAAAGCACAGCUCUGAUGUUGGCAGCCAUAUGAAAAUCGACAGUUGACAUAUUAAUACUGGAAGCCUGAAAAUUGUAUAAAAAGAUUAGUAUGAGAAGCCAAUAGUAAAAAAAGCUGAGUUAACGAAACACUUAGAAUAAUCUUUGUACUAAAACCACUGGCAUCAAUUUCUACAUAUCUUACACCUUAUCAACUGCUGCAGGCUUAGGGAUUACAUAUAAAUUAGACAUGCCAGACACUUUCAUUAGACAGCUGACACACGAUCUCUAAAGAAUCUCAGUAAAAUUAGAUACCCCUCUCACUGAUUUAGACACAGAGGCCUACAUUCUUAAAUAUUACAAGGAAGACUUUAAUGCCAAUUUAUAUAACUAUAAUUAAAUGCUGAUACUUAAGCAUUCCAUUGGACAGACGAAAAUGCACCCAACUGAUUAGCUAGGAUUGGAAUUGAAAGAGGGUAAAAAUAUAAUGAUCAUAUUGCAAAUUGUACAUUGAGUCUGCACAUGAAAAUUCUAAGCGUGAUUAAGUAAAUUGUGAAUUAUCAGGAAUUUUAGGGGAACAUACCUGCCAAUCUUCCCUACCCACCUUCUGGGACGGAGUUGGGCAGUAAAGAGAGCAGACCCACCCAUCAAGAGGGUGGUCCCACUCACCUGUCCUUAAAGAGAGUGGCCAGGAUGAUUAACACCCUACCCUCUCAAGCAGACCAUGCUCGGAGCACUGCUCGAACACUCAAGGCAUAGUGCCCAGUCCCCUUCAUUUGAAAUCUGCUGUGAGGUUUCAAAAUGCAGGACAGGUUCCCUGUAAUUAUAUUUGCUGGUACAGUACCCCAAAAUAAAGGUUUGUCCCAGCAAAUCCAGGACUGCUGGCACCUGUGAAUGAAAACAAAGCAAAUUUAAACUUUAGGCCACAAUAUUGGAAUAGGAAAGUCUAAAAUUUUAAAUUAACUCUGAAUUCAUGACACUCGCCACUUUAGAGAGUAGUUCUGAAUGUCUUUAUUGCAUUGUUUGCCAAAUAGACUGAGAUUUCCAUAUAACUGACGACAUGUGAAAUAUAUAGGUUGAAAUAAAUAAAUGAACACAACUUUAUUAUUGACACAGAACACCCCGUCUUAAAAAGGAACAGAAUCUCUCUUAGAAACAAUGAGAUAUUAAUAUCUCAUGGUGAAUGUAAUUUGAUGAAUGUGAAACAAUACUCCACAGAGCAACUCCCUCUUGCCUGCUACUACUUGUAUCAUGGCCUCAUAAGAAUGAUAUAGGAUUUUCAUUAUCUUCUGCCCAAACCAACAGUAGCUGCUGUUGUCAUGCAGAAAGGGGGAUGGGUAUGAUGCACACUAAUACAGGACAGGGGUAGGCAACUUUGGCACACCACACGUGGACUAUAUCUCCCCUGAUGCUUUGUAAGCAUUAUGAAUGUAUGAGCAUUAUGGGAGAUGAAGUGCACAACAUCUGGAGUGCCCGAGAUUGCCCAACCCUGCUAUAGGAGGUACAAUAAGGGAAGAAGAUGCCAAAGAGGCAAAAGGGUUAUAAGUAAGGGGGGAGGGGGGGAAGGUGGGUAUGCUACGCAUAAGGAGGGUAAGCGAUACAAAAAGGGGGUAAGAUAUGCAAAACGAGGUUAAAAGACAGAAAAUGAGAAACACAAGAGUGGCAAGAUGGGGUAAAAUACCCAAAAGGGGGGUGGGGGGGUGCUGUGCGCUUCCCUUCUGACGGUUAAUCAAAUCUGGCACUCCCCGGUUCGGUGCGCCCUAAGUCGCCUAUAGGACGCGCCGGCCCUGAUUACAUUCUAUGCAUUGUUGCAGAGUAAUAUAGGUUGAAAAAAAGACUCAAGCUCACCAUAUUCAGCCUCCAGCCUUGUCUUUUUUGGUGGUUAUUUUAUUUUUUUCUGGACAAUCUGUAUUCCUUGGUUCAACACUAGUUAACUCUACUGAAAUACCAUUGUUUUUCCCAAAAAAAUAAACCAGACCUUUUUUAUAUAAAACUGCAUCUUUAGAAAGAGAAUUCAGUAUCCAUAUUGUUCCUUCUGUUAAGAUCUUUCAUCUGCUGUAGGUGAAGCAUAGACACAUAUUGAGGGAACACGAUGGAAGAUUGUACGUCCUCCUCAUAAACUUACUUUGGGAAUAUAAAACAUUUGUUAGGACAUGUGGACAUAUGCCAGUGUACAUGUCAACCUUUAGACCUGUCUUGUAUUCCCUGGUUAUUGACUAUUUUUGUAUUUGCCCAAAACUAAUUUAAAAUAAAUGCUAGAUUUGCUUCCCUAACAUCAAGUGAACAGGAAAAAUGUGUAUGUACCUAUGAAGCAUGCACACAUUUCUAAAUCUAAUCACUUUUGAACGCAGCAGCUGAACAACCUGUAGGGGAAAUAGUGCUUUAAAAAAAUUUAAAAGGUAGGCUAGAAAUCUGUAUAUAAAUAUAACUAGUUUUAUCCAUUAUUUAUUUUGUGACCGUUAUUUCUAUUUGAACAGGUAAUGUAACAAUAAACAACCUACUGUAAGAACAUUUUAUGAACUCCCUUUAAACCCACAUAUGAAUCAGACUGACAUCCGUUAACAACAAAUGUAAAACAUAGUACAUGUGUGUUUGACGAAAUAUAACAAAUGAGCGAACAACUUUAAAAAGUUGAGUUAACAAUCUUUCAUUAAGUGUAAUGGUUGAUAGUAAACAAAUUGAUAAUAUUUAAAUGAUAAAGAAAUAUAACAAUAUAUUAUGAUCGUUAUAAAAUGGCAUAAUUCGCACAAAUCAAUUCCCAACUCUUUAUUAAAUCAUUCACUAUCGGCAACAAUUCUACAUAAGUGGACUUUUGUUUCUCAUUGCAAUGAAAUGCAGAUAAAAACUUUAGCCCAAAAAGCCACACUGGCCUCAUUCUUUAUUCAGGAAUUAAAGGGACACAAACAUGUAUUCCUAACACUGUAGUAACCUGCUCAAUGUUUAAGAUACACACCCCACCCUCUCUGUGCUACCAGUGCAUCUAGUUUUGUUCAUCUUAUGCUUAAAAGAAAAAGUAUUUAGUGUAGAGGGGGUAAAAUACUCCAUUUGAACUCCUGUUAAAAUAAGUAAAAUUGUUAUAUUGCUAUUUGUAUAAUUCUAAGGUUAGAACCACAAUGGUAAUAAUUUCAGUGAGCAAAUUAAAUGUCCAAAAUGUCCUCUCUGUUAUAAUUGCAUUUGAAUUGCAGAUUUGCAAAAAAAGACUAAAAUAAAAUUGUGAGAAUGUAUGUUUGUUUGUUUGUUUACUAUUCACAUUUAUCAAUUCAGUGGUGAAUAGCUGGUGAGACAGAUAUCGAUCUCCCAUCAUAUCUUCCAUUACAAUGCUAAUGCAGUUAAAUACUUGCAGCUUUAUUCAAACAGGGUCAUGUUUGUCUAGGCUCUAGAGAGAUGGCUCAGAGAAUAUAUAUAUAUUAUUUUUUUUUUAUUUUUUUUUUUUAGCAAAAUGUGAACUUUGUGUAUUCACUAAUAUUUUGAAGGUCGAACUUGACCAAACACAUGGAGAGCAUAUUGGGUUAUCUGAUCAUCUUUGACCUUGCUAUGCUUAAAGCAAUAGGCACUAAGCUUUACUUGAGAUGAUUAUUGACCACUAUAAAUUUUAUUUUUCACACCUGCAUUUCUAGUAGCAUUCUGAUGGGGUUUCAUUUUUUUUUUUUUUUGUAUAACGAGAGCAUGCAAGGCACAGGGGAUAUACUAUGAUCUAGAGAUUUUAUUGAUGCCAAAAUUGUUGAAUUAGAAAAAUCAACUUAUCCAUAUUUAAUAUAUAUAUAUAUAUAUAUAUAUAUAUAUAUAUAUAUAUAUAUAUAUAUAUAUAUAUAUAUAUAUAUAUAUAUAUAUAUAUAUAUAUAUAUAUAUAUAUGUGUGUGUGUGUGUGUAUAUGAAACCAAGAGGUUUAAUUUUAAUUUUUUUAUUUAAGGGAACACUCCCACCCACUUCACAUCUUCAUCUCAAUUAAGCUAUCCAGGGGGCGGGGGUGUCUAUUUGCCAUUUAUAUCACUGGCGAGCCACUUACUAUUGAGAGUAUACACAGUACUAUUAGUCUCAAUGCUCUGACAGUGACACAGUAAUGCCUGCUGCUCAGCAAACCUUCUAGUUCACUGUGGGGGAUGGGAAGAACCAAGACAAGAGGCAGAGGUGCCAUGCACCGGGAGCAAACUUUAGGGUUAAACAUUUGGAAAGCUGAUUAACCUCUGAAGGUAAGGCUGCACCCAGGCACUCUUGCCCCAAUAACUGCUUCUUUAAUCUGAUUUUUUUGGGAAUGGACGUGUUCUCUUUUCGCUUUGGUUGCACAUUUGUUUUGUUUGUUAGUGUGUUUGCAGUCCAACCUAAUAAUAUUUCCUUUUAAUGUUUUUCUUCUUAAUGAUCUAGAACUGGUGAUUUAAAAUGUCUAACCUAAAAAUGCUCUUUCUCUGUGCCCUUAUAGAACAGUGUUUCCUAUAAAAUGUUAAGCUACACUAGUUAUUUAAUAUUUAUUAUAUGUACUUAAAUUAUAAGCUCCUUUUGGAAUACUCUGUUUUAGAUCCAUGAAUUACAAAGCACAGUUGUCAGUAAAUGCUGCACAAAUGGACAGGUCAUACCUUUUUCUUGGUGGUUCUAGGGUUAAAAUCAAAUAAAUGGUAUGCAUUAUUUAUCAAGCAAUAAAAACAAUGUGCAUGUAAUAGACUACACAACUGGCAGGAAUUGAUUGUUAUUCUGUCAUGACUAGCAGUGACCUAUCGGCUUCUCCUGCAUGCAUAGUGGUCAGAACAAGGGAAGGUUUUAAAGUCUGCAGAUUGAAUUGGCUGCAAAUUAAUUUUAUAAACAACAUUUGGAGAUGCCUUGGAGUAAUGUACAUUAUUAUUUAUGCCCUAUUCUUAAUGACGGAAUACUAUCUAUCCUGAGAUCUGUUGUCCCUGUUCUGGACACACCUCGUAAGCCUGUAUAGGCAACUCUGAAGCUGUUUACAUAGAGCUUGAUAUGGCUCUACUAAGAGAGUCCCACUCUUUUUUUAUAUUUCGCGUAGUUCCUUAUUUUACUGAAAGCACUGUGUAUUUGUUCUUAUCUUUUCCAGAUGUGAUAAUUAUUCCUGUACUCCAGUGCUAAUGUAUAUAAUGUGUGUUCACUGUGGGUGUGAUUAUUUUGUGUUCAUUGUAUGUAUCUCUAAGGUGAUAGGGCAAUACACCUUUAUUACACCCAUUGGUUAUUUACGGUUUGGAUUGGAAGCUCCAAUACAACAAUUUACUUUGAUUUUAAAUUUUCAAAAUUUUCCUGCUUCAAUGUGUUACGUGAGUGGUUAAAGGAACACUACAUACAAACAUGUAUUCCUGACACUAUAGCUCUAAGAUCUCCGAUUAGGCCCCCACUUUCCUUUCCCCCCAGUUAAAGUGAUUUUACUCACCUUAAUCCAGCACCAUGUGGGUCUUCUCGUGGGUCUUCCCUUGGCUGAGAUCCGCAAACUUGAUUAUCUCAGCCAUUCCAAAACGUUCCCAUAGGAAAGCAUUGGGAGGCUACUGCGCAUGCGAUGCAAAACACCACGCUGCGCAAAUCAUCAUGUCGUCAUGGAGAUGCAUUAAAUCAAUGCAUCUCUAUAGGCAGCGUUCAGUGUCUCCAUGGAGACACUGAAUGCACCUUUAGUGGCCAUCUGAGUGACUGUUGCUAGAGGUUUUCCUAGACAGCAAUGUUUAUGUUAAAAAGCCUGUAGGGCAAAGCUGUAGACACCAUAACAACUACAUUGUUCUGGUGAAUAUAGUGUUUAAAUAUAGACAUGUGCCACUUCUCAGCCUGCUUUUUACACAUAUGAUAAAUACCCAAUUGCUGUGUUCUAUAUUUAAUUAUAUUAAAGUUCUAUGUAGCUUUCCUUGGGUUAUUAAACAAAAGAAUAUUGCCUUUGUUUUUCUAAAGUAGGCUAUUUAAUUUAUUGACUGUUUAACAACUAUUUAAUGUUACUCCUAAAUCAGAGAGAUUAAAUCAAUCACCAUUAAAUAAUAUAGUUAAUGUGAAGUUUUAUCAGUUUCCAAUGAUGAGAUAUAAUGUGUAUUCACAAUUUGCUUCUCUUAAAUUAUUCCAUGUACCAACUGUAUUUUUGAAUUUUACAAUUUUGUUUAUUUUCUACAAACAUGUUUAAUAUGAAAACUCAUAAUCCGACAAAAUAGUUUUUCCCCAAGAUUGUAAUAUCUACUAUAUAAAAAUUAAAAUUAUAUAUGUUGAAUAUAUAUAAUAUAAUACAGAACAUUUGUCUUCAGCAUGCUUUGGGAGGCCUGAGAUAUUUCUAAACUUGCAGAUUCAACCAUUAUAUUUUACAUGUGCCUUUUUUUUUUUUUUUCGAUCAGUCAUAGUUUUGCUUUUUCUAGUCUGGCAGCUUCAAAUUCUGGUUGCUAGGAAACAGCCUCAGCAGCACAAAGGGCUCUCAGCUGGAGGGGUCACAUCUCUCAGCCCCAAAACAGCUGGGCAGCAAUUUUUUCUUUGCAUCUCUACUGUUGUUGCAACUGCCAAAAAAUUGGCUGGUACAUGGCUUUACUCAGUGACUAAAUUAGAAUCUUGGAAUAUUCACAACUAUUCUCACUGGGGAUGUGUUGUGGAUUUGAUUUAAGCGGUUUGAUGGUCUGAUGAAGCAUUUCUGAGGCAAGCACAUAAGCAUACAUUCACACCAGUAGUGAGCAAGUAGGUCCUGGCAUUAAAAAUGACAUUUAUUUCAUGUUGUAUGUUUGGUUUUUUUUUUGGUUCACCCUGUAGGAUAAAAAGUGAAAUGUUCUAAAAAAAAAAAGAAAAUAUUUUUUUUUUUUUUUAAGAGGUUCUUCAAUUGCUUGUUGUGCCUCUAUAUUUUCAUUUAAAUACUAUUGGGCACAUUACUUUUGCUGUUUUGUGCAUUGGGGAUGUAUGUAUAUUCCGUGCCAAACUAUAAAUAAUUUAAAAAUAAAAAAAGAAGGUACAUAUUCUGCAAUGAAGCCAUAAAGGAAAUUGAUUAUCUAACUGGGUGUAAAAUCACAAAUAGAAAAAAAAUAUAUAUCACUUUUGAUAAGUUGCUAUUUGUGUUUUAACAAGGGCUUUUCUAUUUAACUAGUGUCGAUUAUCACUUAUAAUGGCCUUGUAAUAAAGAUUUACCGUUGAUGAAACAAUGUUACACAUGAUUUUAUAUUGCUUCUGGUGUUCCUGUGUCUAUUAUACCCAUGGCUGUGCCAUCACAUUUACAUUUCUUGGCCAAUUAAAACCACACAAGUGCAAAUUCAAGCAUAAGGUUCUCAAGUGGAAAAAUCCACACUGCUUAAAUGGAUGCUAUAGUGCUAGGUAUGCAAAGUUAUAUGCCAGCACUAUGGCUCCCUUGUUAACAAUAUCUGGAUUUUACAGUCUGAUUGACCCCAUUUGCAGCUGAAUGAUUUUGCCUCAUUCAGUACAGAGCCAUUCUGAGUUUAGUGAAUAGUGUGUGUAGCCAUUUCUUUACUCGAUAAGAUCAGAAGUUGGUGUUUGUAAGCUGUGAUACAACUCCAUGCUUGAGUAUAAAACCUGGGUACAUAGAAGCAAGCAGUUGCUAAGAGAACCCAAGGAAAUGUGGGUUGUAAUCCAAAAGUGAGACUGCAUGCACAUUUGUAUAUUGUCACAUUGCAUGCUGGGAGACAUAUCACACUUUUCUAAUUUUUUUGGAAUUUGUAAAUCAUGCAUGCCAAUAUAUUUUAGGCUGUAUCUCAGAAAAAGAUUGACAUGCCCCAUAAGGCAAAAAUAACUGUAACAUGUUGCUAUUUUUGAAUAACAGAAUCUGUCAGUCAUGCUACAAUGGAUAUAUGUUGCCCGGGAGCAAUCAGGUUCUUUUUCUAGCGAAUAAGAAUUUAGAGGGAUUUUUGAUUGAUGAAUUGAUUUAUUUUCAGAAUUAAUAAAGUUUCAGUAAUUUUAUUCUAGGAGGCUAGCAUGUAGCAAGGAAACUAAAACAAACACAUCUUCUAUGAAAAAGAGUGUUUAGUGUAAAUAUUUGCAUACAACUCUUCAUAUCUUCAAAUAAAAUAUUAUAUCUUGUAAUACCCCUGGAUAUACACUUUGUUGACUGACUCCUGGGUACCUUGUGUACACCUCAAGAAAGUACAUAUAUCACCUUCAGUAACAUAUAUUUGAAAUAUGAAAAUUUAUAUGCACAUCAUUUUUUUUUUUGUACUGUUUAAAUUAAAAUAAAGCCCACUUCCGUUCUACUUAAAUUAAUUCCUAACCCACCAAAGUGACAAAAAAAUUUCACUGUGAGAGCUCCCGUCAGGUCUUCUCCCUCUUGCACAUAGAAUGUAAAUGUCAUCAUCUGUUUCCCACAGGCAUAGUACAAGAGCUUGCAGAGAUCACUGUACUCUGGAAUUUGGAACAAGAUCUGGGGGAAGUGGUGGGGUGGCUUUGUAUACAAUAUGAGAGCCUCCAAUGUCACUUGAAAUGGAGAUGCUUUGUGAAAUUAAAUAAUAAUAUUCUGGUGAUGGUUUUUGGGAAUUCCAUUCCCAAAACUCAACAAAAUCCUCAAUGAAGGAUAUGUGAUUAUUGUAUAAUUUUAUCUUUCUACAAUAGGGUACAAAAAUUAUAUUUAAGUCACUUUUUAAUAUUUCAGAACAUUAAAAAACUUGUAUACUUUAUAAUUGCUAAUAUGUCAGAACCAGGAACUUGACAGUAAAGUCGGUUUAUAUCAAGAUAUAUAUAUUUACAGAUGUGUUUGUGAUACUGUUUCUCACAGGAGCUGUCUAGGGUCCUGAAAUGUCACCUUUUUUCCUUUUUAACAACAUGGGAAAAAAAUGAGUAAUUACAGUCACCAAAAUAGGGAUACUAUUACCUUUUUUUUUUUGUACAUCUUAAUUAGAUGUUUCUUGUAAGUAUGAUUAUGUUUCUUUGUAACUUCUAUGUAUAUUAUAUCAUGAGGAUUGAGGUUUUGCAAUAUUGCACAAAUAAAAGGUUGUUUUUAUAGCAAUGACAAACCUUAUGAAUGAUAAUUAAAUAUUUUUGUCCUUGAAGAAACUUUUUUUUUAUAUAUAUAUUAUGUCCCUAGCUCAUCCAAUUAUUGUGUUUUUUGUUGAUAAACUAAUGAAUUCGGUAAGAAUAUUUACAAUUUGCAGUCAACUUUUUCAAGAGCUAUGAGUGCUUAAAAGGAACACUGUAGGGUCAGUAACACAAAAAUGUAUUCCUGACCCUAUGGUGUUAAAAACAAAAACUAUUUAGGUGGCUGGCCCUAAUUUUCCUCCUUUAAAAAACUUACCUUUUAUUCCAGUGCAGACCAAAUGCACCAUGUGUGCCUAGUCAUACCAUAAUGCAGUUCAAGCAACAGCUCUUAUGUUUAAAAAUUAGCCCACAGGGGAUCAAAAAGGUUAUGUAGAAGUGUCUAUUGACAUUUGUGUGUAGAUGUCUGCUUGUAUACAUGUCACACUCUGUGUGCAUGUGUAUGUUUUGUGUAGGUUGUAGUCACAGAGAAAAGGAAAAAGUUCCAGGCAUUGAAAGGCAACUUUAUUGGAACUACAGUGUCCAGCAACAACGUAAUGACCAAAAUGUCUUUCAAGUUUGAAAAAGACCUUGUAGUUGAAACAUUGCUGCUGAACACUGUAAUCCAAUAAGCUUGCCUAUCUAAGCCAUGCAUGGACCUUUUUCUCUUCUCUGUGACUACAAACUACUUCUUGGGACUUGGUGCUGGCUCAAAGGUUUUUUUGCACCCAGGCUUGUAUUUAUGGAUUGAGUGCAGUUCCUUUUUGGUUUUCGGUAUGUUUGUUGUAGUUGUCUUACUAAGUGUCUGUGUAGAACAUGACUAAGUAGCUGUCAAAUAAGUGACAUUAUGUGUGCAUGUGUCUUACACAUGGGGUGGGAGCAGCAAUGAAACACUCACUGUGUAGAUCACAUAGUACACAUUAUUCUAAAGAAGUAAAACUGCAAGUUUAAUAAUGCUUUAUGAAUAUACAAUAUACAAAAGUUGUAGGAUUUGUCUUGUAUAUAUUUUUAUGAGUUACUUUCAUCUAAAAAUAUAAAGUGACAAUGCUGUCAUUUUGAUCCAAUAUAAUUGAACUAUUUUUCAAUAUUUAUUUCAUGAAGCAUCAAGCUGGUGUACAUUUAUGAGUUUCUUAACUUAAACAUGUAUUGUCAGAUCGCUUGUGUAAAGCAUAUAAUUUAUUCUGAACGAAACUGACAGAUUAAACAGCUAGGAUGUCUGUAGUUAAAUAAUGCAAAUGCCAAGUUCAAACAUUGCUUGAAUACACAGUGUCCUUUCCUGGAUUAUAAUAAUACAUUUUAUUAGCUUAAAGCAGCAUGUAUAGGGCAGAAAUAUCCUCCUCACUUAAGGACUUAAUUCCAAAGCGUGAUAUAGGGGGGCGUGAUAUAAUUCUAAGGGAUAGAUAUUUUCCUAUAGCAGGCAUGUAAUAUUGUGAAAAUGGUCAGUAGUGUUUUAACUGGUUUUAUGUGUUUGUUUUGAAAUAAAAGUUAGGUAAUUUAGCAUCAGGCUUUUGUUAGUUUGUUUAAUCUUAAAAAAAAAAAAAAAUACACAUUUAAUCCAAAUUGUAAUGUUUUAUCAUAAGAAAUAUAUUAUAUAUGAGCAUAAUAUACGUCUCAGCUUAUAACAUCAAUUUUAACAAUUCAUUAUUGUUAUUGAAUUAUUAUUCAAUUAUGUGUUAAAGGAACAUUCCAAACAUCGUUACCACUACAGUGAUGGUCCUCCUUAGUAAAUGUUGGUGGUUACUAAGGAGCGUCAGUAGCCACAUGGUUACAGACAGAUUUUUCUAUAGUAGUGUAUAAAUCAGAUUUGUGCGGGAGCAUAACACACCAUGGGAAAAAAUGAGAAUACCAUCCGCAUGAUAGCCAAAGGCUGUAUCCAUUAUAAUUAAAACUGUUUAAUUCCAGUUAAUCUUCAUUAACAACAGCAUCUUAUUAUGGAUGAUUCAAUGCGAUUUCACACUCGCUAUUAGAAAUUUUUCACUGAAAACUGGACUGAGGACAUAUAUUGUUGAACAAGAUAUAUACAUCCGAUGCUCAGUUUAUUAGGCACACUUCUCUAAUACUUGGUAGUAGUCUCCCCUACUUUGUCAUCAGAACUCUUUGAAUUCUAGCAUGAAUUAAACAAGUUGCUUGAAACUUUUCCAAGAGUUCCUGCAGAAUGCCAACAUUUUCACUUCUAUCAUUAAAAUUAUAGGUGGGGGGUGGGGUAAGGUUGGGGUGGGGGGGUGGGGGGGAUUGACACCCAGAUGACUUAAUUAAGAUGAAGUAGUCUAUGUGCCUAUAGUGUCCCUUUAACAAGAAGCUUUUGCAUUUAUACCUGGAACUCACUGGAUGACUUUUCUCUGGAAGGAGGAGGGGGAGCUUAUGAGGAUGGUUGCACCAUUCGCUCCAAACUGUCGAUAUUUAGGGGAUCGGCAGAUAUUCAAAACCUCACUUUAGGCACCAACAAUCUCUCCAUGGUCAAAGUUCCUUAUAUCACAUUUCUUCCCCAUUUUGAUGAUUCUGAUUGGCACAAGCCUCUUCACCAUGUCUGCAGGCUUGUAUACAUUAAAAUGCUGUCAUAGAUAUUGGAUUAGAUAUCUGCGCUACAAAGCAUGCGUACCUCCAUAUUCCAUAGAGAGAAAUAGCUAAAGAAUGCCUAACCCUGGAUCUUAAGUUCUGCAAAUAUGCUGCUCAUGCCCCCGUUUGCUAUAAACAAGCCUGAAAAUAAGGUGUUGCAACAUUAAGAUCAAGUAAAUCAAAUUAUGAAACUGGGGAGAUAAAUUCAUUUUUUUUUCUUUGUAUAAGAGCACAUCAAACCUUGGGUCGCAACAAACACAGUAUGCCAGCCCCAGCCACUUUGGACAAGCCGACAAUGACGGAGUGAGUUACAUUUCCAGCUUUCAGGCAAUAUACCUGUGUAACUACGUGGCUGAGUCUGGUGGUAGAUAAAAUAUAGAUCUGAUUUAACUGGAUAGUGAAGCAGCCACUUGCUAACAUUUGGUCAACUCCUAAAACAAACAAAUAGUGAGGUCCACUAAAAGGCUGCUGUACCUAAAACUUCAUUAUAUUAGUAUUGGUAGAACAUAAACUUAGAAUAAAAUUAGAGGGGUAUGCCAAAUAGCCAAAGGCACAUGCCUAUGUGAUAUGUCAUGCAUUAAAUCUAUCAGUGGCUAUGUGAAAUUUCCUCCCCCUUUCUCCAUCCAACAAAGCAUGAAAUAAAGGUUUUACAAAACAUGGGAUUCUAUUGUUUUUUUUUUUUUUUUUUACAAUUCUUAAAGGGACACUAUAGUCACCCAGACCACUUCAGCUCAAUGAAGUGGUCUGGGUGCCAGGUUCCUCAGGUUUUAACCCUUCAUAUGUAAACAUAGCAGGGUUAAUCCAAACUCUAGUGACUGUCUUCCUGACAGCUGCUAGAGACGCUUCUGUGACGCUGGAUGCGAUUUUUGUAUCCAGCGUACAGGGCGUCCAUAGGAAAGCAUUGAGAAAUGAUUUCCUAUGGACUGUUUGAAUGCGCGCACGGCACUUGCCGCGCAUUCCGCUCUACUCGGAAGCUGACUGCGGGGGAGGAGAGAAGUGGCUGAAGGGGUUUUAUCCCUAAGGGCGCUAUAGUGUGAGGAAAAUGAGUUUGUGUUUCCUGACACUAUAGUGAUCUUUUAACCCAUUGAAUUGGGGGCUAUAUGGCUGCCCAUAGUCUUGUCCAAUCUCCUGUCUGGUGAGUUGGGUGAAAUAAAAGAAUUUUGUGGCCAACUAAACGUGCCAUCCAAACACUAAGUACAGAGCCAGAGGCAGCUGUGCUAUAUCAUGCAUGCAUCUUUUGAUGGGGGUUUUAGGACUUCACACAUGUACUUUAUGGUUAAUCUGUUUAAUCUGGCAAGUAUCAAGUUAAUGGGCAGUGAGUGUGCAGGGAACGUAUGUUCAGAUUUCUUUGUUCUACAAUUGCAGAAAAAAUAAUCCCAACGCUAAGAGCACAUUACUCAAAAGGUUGUUGUGAUAAACUUGUCAGCUCUGACACGGCUGCACAUCACCAGAUUUAAAUCUCCAUUUAUAAACAUCAAGAUCACAAGUUAAAAGUACUCCCUUGUUAUCACAUUUCAAAAUAAAUGAUCACUUUACACAGAGAUCUCUCUGCAGGAUAACUCCCUGUUUUGUGGUUUGUUUGUUUUUAGUGUUCUUUUAACAGAGCAGUGAUACUAAAGGGACUCUCUAGACCCCUAAAGCACUAUAACUUGCUAGAAUGCUUUCUGUAUGUCGAGUGUGUCUAUUUUCAUUUUAUAGAAAGUGCAGAUUUUUAUAUAAAUUGGCACUUUUAUGAAUUAACCAUAUUACACCUCCCUGGCUGUCAGACAACCGGUCCUGUUACUUUCUGGUUGCUUAGCUCAGUGGAGGUAAACUCAAGAGGCAGCAAUUGCAUAGAGCACUUGCUUUGCAAAGACUUCUCAUUGAGCUGAUUUGUGAAGUCUGUGAUUGGACAGCCACAGAAAGUCUGGGCAAGGUUAGCAGAGGAGGGCUUACAAAGAGCUUACAUGCAUGAUUAAGGCUCUAUGAAGUUGAAAUGUUGCACUGCUGAGGUUACUUCCCUCUAAUAAACGGUGACCACUUGUAUUCUGGAGUGCUGCCCAUUUUUAUAUUCUUCUAGAAAGAAAGUGUCUCAAUACCACAUGAUAUGCAAACAUAACAGUAACGUUUCAACACACACUGUGUCUUUGACAAGCCUGAUAUCCCAUUAACACCAUACCACUUAAAUACCCAAUUAAGUAUAUCAAUCAGUGUAUAAACUACCCCUAGGCUGAGUCAGUAAGUUAACUCUUUAUACCAUCAAAAAGAGCAUAACCUACAAAAUAUCAAUAUAGAUAACCACGCAUAUAAAAUAAUACUUUCACGGUAACUACCGUGAGAAAAAGAAAAUGUGUCAUAAAUUUAUCAUGACCAAAAUUACUUCCCUUAGAAAGAAAAUACAAAUGUAGCCUAAUCAAGUGAGAUUCAGGUCCGUAUAGUUAAGACACACUUAUAACACAAGGAAUAAACGUAUAGAUAAAUGUUGAUAUCAGUAAUGGUGUACAUAGUGCAACAUAAUUGCAACAUAGUGAUAUCACUAACCGUGUACGUAAUGCAACAUAAUUACCACAUGAAAAUAUGAGCGUAUAUAGAAAGCAGGGCAAUAGUAAAUAUCCUAUGUUGGAAUGGUGGUCUAGAAAAUAAAAAAGUUAAAUAUUAACAAAAUAAUUAUUAUAAGCAAUUGUUACAACCAAAAAGACCUAUAGUAAUGCAAAGUUAUAUCUCCUCAAAACAAGGAAAGGUUAAAGUCAGGAUUGAGUCCUUUGGGCUCCAGACAAUCCCAAGCAUUUUAAAUAUGUCCAUACUUUUAAUGACAAAUUACUUUAUUUGUAAAAUCAGGGAUGUCUUGGUACAAGGGUGCCCAAAAGGUAGAUCUCCAGACAUUUUAAAACUACAGCUUCUAUGAACCUUUGUCGUUCUUAGGGCAUUUUAAAGCAUCAUGGGAAUUGUAGUUCUAAAAUCUAUGGGGAUCUACCUUUUGGGCAUCCCUGCUUUAAUAUCUACAGAGAAGAUCGAACACCAUAGCAUCUACAGACCGCUAUAGAACAAGUCUCUCACACGCUUUCAAAUUCCAAAGAUUAUUUUUGAGAAUUGCAAUGUGGAGGUUCUCUGCAGAAAUUUGCAUGUUGACAGUAGUGGUUACCAAAGUGGUGAAAUAUGCAUCCUUCCUCUAAACCGCUCUUUGAAAUGUGAAAUGUUUCAGAAGCUGUGUCACUUGUCAAAACAUGUCAAGGAAGUCAUGCAGGAAACAUGAGUGGGCCAUUACACUGAUGAGCAAAGUGAAAGUAGCUGUGUUUUGUCCUAUUGUCUCAUGAGCUGCUGUCAGGAUUUCAUUUGGCUAAUUCUUUUAUUGUUUUUUGGCCCAAAUUCAGAUGCAUAUUUCCAUUUAUCUGCCAUUCAUGUAAAGUGUUAUCUAAGUAAUGUGUAGAAGAGGAUAAAAUACAUUUGACAGAUAUAAUCAUGAUUAUGGUUCUGGUUCUUUGGACAAAUGAAGAUGGUCACAAAUGCAUUUUACAAUCCCUAAACAGGACCUGAUCAUGAAUUGUUAGGAUGAAAUAAUGCUCAUUGCAAAAUAUAUGUAUAUGUUAAUCAAAUCAAUUGAACUAUAUUUAUAUUAUUUUACACAAAAUGAAUAUUACAUUAUUGAGAUUAUUUAAUUUAAAAUUAAAAUAACGUAAGCAACAUUUUAAUUUUUUUAUUUCGUUUUGUUUGGCAGCUAGGUUGUACGGUACGCAUGUCUAAUUUUAUUCCUGGACUUUUUCAAACUUGUUUAUGAAAUGCCACUCAGCAUUGGGAAGUAUGAAUUCGAUACAGUGGCACCACCAGUGUAAACAUUGUCCGUGAUGAUUACUAAAAUUGUCAGACCUGCCUGGGAAUGGGGCAUGGUCAUACAAGGAGCAUGUUAGCUUAGUGUUAGUGAAUACCAGGCUGACUGAGUCUUUCUGGUGGCCCCAAACAGGGCAGACCGCUCGCAGAGCAAUGAUUUAGUUCUCUGUAUAACCCUUGGGCCCUUAACACGAUUUGAUCUAAUGAUGCACUUGUAGUGUGCUUCCUAUGGACAAACCAAGGACAGCAAGACAGGAGUCCAAAAAGGGAUAGUCUUACCAGAUCCGGGACUGGUGGGAGUCUGUGAAUUAUACUAUGUGACUGCUUGUCUAUCUGUCUGUCUACUUAUCUAAAUUUUAUAGACGUAAGCAGCACAUUACAUUAUGGGCGCACACUAUGCACACAGAGAAAAGUACCACAUAGCGCUUACUUGCAGCGUUACUCCAACCAAAAAAAGUAGUGUUUUAAGAAAACUCAGCUUUUUGAUGGAGUAACCCUUCCUAGUGUGGACUGCUCCCCUCUCCUCAAAACCGAAAAAAAAAAUUAUAUAUAUUACAGUGAGGGGGGGAAAAAUUAUUUGACCCCUGCUGAUUUUGACUGUCUGCCGACUGACCUAUAAAUGAUCAGUCUAUAAUUUUAAUGGUAUGUGUAUUUUAACAGUGAAAGACAGAAUUACAAAAAAAAAUUAAAGAAAAAUGCAUGUCAAAAAAGUAAUAAAUUGAUUUGCAUGUCAAUGAAUGAAAUAAGUAUUUGAUCCCCUAUCAAUCAGCAUGAUUUCUGGCUCCCAGGUGUCUUUUUUUUUAUACAGGUAACGAGCUGAGAUUAGGAGCACUCUUUUAAAGGUAGUGCUCCUAAUCUCAGCUCAUUACCUGUAUAAAAGACACCUGUCCACAGAAGCAAUCAGAUUCCAAACUCUCCACCAUGGCCAAGACCAAAGAGCUGUCCAAGGAUGACGGGCACAAGAUUGUAGACCUACACAAGGCUGGAAUGGGCUACAAGACCAUCGCCAAGCAGCGUGGUGAGAAGGUGACAGCUGGUGCGACUAUUCACAAAUGGAAGAAAUCCAAAAUAACGGUCAGUGUCCUGGUGGCCAACUACAAGAAACGUUUCACCUCUGUGAUUGCCAACAAGGAUUGCCAACAAGGAUUUUGCCACCAAGUACUAAGUCGAAGGGGUCAAAUACUUAUUUCACUCAGUGACAUGCAAAUCAAUUACCAUAUUGCUGUAUAUAACAUUCAAAGUCAGCAGGGGAUCAAAUACUUUUUUCCCUCACUGUAUGUGUAUGUAUGUAUUAUAUAGUGAAAUACCAUGCACUCUUGCCAAAUGUUACUUUGUGUCAGGUGUCAGAUAUCGACCUUUAGAUACAAUGUAAAAUGCUAUAUCCGCAUUCACUGUCACAAUAUAGGCAACCAUACCACUUCAGCUCAUUGGAGUGGUCUGGGUGCAGUGUCCCUAUUGCACUUAGUGUUUACAUUGCAACACUAAGUCUGCGUAAGAAGCAUUAAAGGUAAAGUCCUCCUUCAAUUAUAGUAUAAUUUAAUUUUUAUAGUCUUGUGAAUAAUGAGAAAUACAGGUGAUACUCGAAAAAUUUGAAUAUCGUGCAAAAGUUCAUUUAUUUCAGUAAUGCAACAUAAAAGGGGAAACUAAUAUAUGAGAGAGACGCAUUACAUGAGCUGUGAGCCAUAAUCAUCGCACUUAUGACCAAUCACGGCUUGAACUAUCUUGCUUUGCAUGUAAUGCGUCUAUCUCAUAUAUUAGUUUCCCCUUUUAUGUUGCAUUACUGAAAUAAAUGAACUUUUUGCACGAUAUUCUAAUUUUUCGAGUAUCACCUUUAGACAAUAAACUUUCAGUCAUUCACUAAAGUGAGAAUUCAAAGUGAAUUUCACAUUUAAGGCCAGAAUAGCCAAACUUGAAAUAUUCGCUAAGUCAGAUAUGCUUUCAAUAUGGUUCAGUUUAGUCUAAUUAGCCAACUCUUGCUUUGGGCUAGCUAAUGUGAAUUCGAUGCAUAUUUAGCAUCAGUGGUCAGCACACACCGCAUGCUGGGGACAAACGGUUAAUGGCAGCAUGGCCCCACCCCCUGUGCUGACUUUUUCUUCCCCUUAGCCAAUCCUUCCUUACAUUCCUCACCCUUGAGCUAGGAAAAGUGACAGCAGUGAAGAAGGAUUGGGCUGGGGGAGAACUUGACCUCCGCAUUGGAAUGGAAGGGGAGUUUUACCUUUUCAACACACAUACACACACACACACACACACACACACCACCAUUUAUUUUGGAGAGGGAACUAGGAUAGGAAGCUUUAUUCUAACCAAAAACCAUUAAAACGACCAUUUACAUUCAGUAAGUUAACUGCUACGUUGAUUUUCUUCCUGAAUGUAAUCAAAUGAAUGAUCCAUUAAUCUAUUGGGGAAAAAAAGUCAAUGUAUUUUUUUUUAAGCACUGGAUUUUUAUUUCAAUAACAAACUGUAGCAGUUAAACAUGCUGCAAUUCCUGGCAGAGAUGCAAUUUGCUCAUAUCCACAUAUGUCAUGUCUGCACUAGCUGGAGAAUUUGCAGUGUUUCUGCAUCAUAAUGUGAACUGUGCCUUUAAAAAUCCCUAGAGUUGAAUGGGAUGCUGUUCAAAUGAAAUCUGCCGGCUUCACAACCGGCAGUGGACGUGAGGGGACUGUCAAGCAAUGUUAUUUCUCACAGCAUAAGAGCUUUAAUUCACUGCAGUCAAUUAUGCAGUUUGCCAUUUUACACAUUACACAUCACACCCUUACUGCGCUAGGUAAGAAGUACUGCAUAGAGACACUGAACCAAAAUGGAAUAGACUAGAGCUGCAUUGUGCUUAGUUUGAUGUAAAACCAUCAAUUCAAAAUAAUUAUUUCACAACUACACAAAGGACAAUGUCAGUCUCCAUGAAACGACCACAAACUUUCCUGUAAUGAUUAUACAAUCUCCCACUUGAUUAUGAAUUUAGAAAUUCUUUGUACAGUAAUUGAAUAAAGUUGAAACUCUAACAUAAUGCAUAGCAAUGUCGAUACAGUGUUGUUUCAUUCCUUAUGUAAAGAAAAUGUAUUCUGACAGAGCAAAAAGCUUUGCCAUCACAGCGACACCCUUGGCAUUUGCAGUUUCCUCUGAUCCACAUUUUACAAUUUAAUUACAUUGUAAUGCAGGGAAUGAAAGGCAUACAGGAGAAUAAGAAACAAAAAUGGAGGGGUGUUAAGAAAAAUGCUGGAUCCUAGAAUACCUGUAUUUUAACCCUUAAGCCAUUAAAGGGAUCAUUCUAAAACAAAAGGAUAGGAUUUUAUUUUACAUCAUCUGUAAACAGAUUGCUUGCUGUUACUAUUUUUUACAAAUUACGUAAAAAUGUUUUAAUACUAUUUUUUAUUCAUAACAAUCACAUCUCUUAAUAUACCACCAUAACAUCUAAUGAUUUCACCUCAGUACAGACUAUUCUAGCUGUAAGAGGUUACAGUUUGGGCAUGAAAUUGCUCUGUUGAUUGGGUCUCACUAACAGCAUAUUUUUGUUUUUUUAUUAAGUAGUUUGACAUGGGUUUUCAUGCAGCAACAAUAUCUAUUUAUAGGCUGUGAGAAAUAACCAGCACCACUUCAUUUCUCGCUUCUUAAAGCAGGCAUUCCAGGUGUUGUGGACUAAAAAGUAUCGGGGAGAUUUGGUCCACCAAAUCUGGAGUGUUGAAGGUUGUUAACCCAGCUCUAAAAAGAUUUGCAUCAGGAGAACUUCCAGACAGUUUUUUUUCACACCAUUUUUUUAAGUAAUCUCAUGCAAGACCAUUAAAGCCAUGAACCAAAAAUCAGAUCCCUAUUUUAAAAGUUGCGGGAGCAAUCAUAGCUGGGAAUUUUAAUGUAUGUUAACUGAUGCUUUAGAAAAAAAACUUUGUUUAAAAUAUAUUUUUUGGGAUUGUAUGAUUGCUCCACUUUUAAUAAUUUGUUACAUUAUCCAUCAUUUUGGAUACACUGAGAUGUGCAGUUACUAGCUGUCAUGCCCAAAGUUCCGGUACAAAUUCCUGUCAUUCUGUCUGAACUCAUUCUUAUUAAAACUGAUUCAACAGCUUUAGCAGUUUUCCUUCCCAGCCUACAGUGGUAACUAAAGUAUCCAAAGGGCCCAGAGCUUAUAAAAGUUUGAAAAAGUAAAACAAAUUUGAAAAAAAUGUGGUCAAUUAUAAACAAAUUAGGAGUAAAAAGCUUACAUACAUGAAGUUUAAGCAUUAAGAAUCCAACUGAUCAGUUUUCGCACCGAGGACCCCUGGGUUGUGUGUACGCCACUGCCACAACAUAUAAGUAUAUCUUUAGACUGGGUUGAAAUUUCAGGGAAAUUCCAACCUGUCAAUGUGAGUAUUUCAUAAAGACUUUGGAUGUUUUCCAGGACACCUAUAAUUUUAUACAAAUUGAUGGACAACAUACAAAAAGUGCUGCCCUGCAGUAUGUAGAAGUCAAAUGCUGCAGGUAGUAAAUCAGGAAUCCUGCAGCAAACUCAUCCAUAAUACAGGGCAGUAUUUUCAUUUGCUGCAAAUCAACAUGAUGACAUUAUGUGUGUCCAGGAUGAAAACAUUGUGGAUACCACAACCCUGUCUGUACUCCAAAAUUAAUUCAUUAAGCUAAAGUUGUUUUGGUCCCUUUAAUAAUGUAAAGGAAAAUGAGUGAUGGAUAUUAAGUGCUGCUGGGACCACUGCAGUUAAUAUAAUAACCAGCGCUACAACAUGGGUAGGCUUUGGCCUGGAUGACUAACAACUGAGACUAAUUGAAGUUGGACGAUUAUUCUACACUCGUCAGUGUGGUCAUGAUAGUGCACAACAGAGGAAAAAGUUUAUAACUUGCCUUUUAAGUUCAAGAAUUGAUUUCUAAUUGCAUUAACAUUUACUGCAGCCAUUAGCCAAUUUAUGAGAAGAUUUUUACCCACAAUCCAGACUGCUACUUAGCUUUGAUCCAUUGUAAAAAUAUUACGUAGGUUUUUGAUCCUGCAUUUUACAAGCAUACAAUCUUUGCUUUAUUGUCAAUAAACGUUAUUAAAUGGCUCUAUACUUUGUCUGGAGAUGUGUACAACGGAAACUAACUAAACACUGUUGUAUAUUUAUGAUACAAUAAAACUUAAAGUGCCUAUUAUUAUGGAUCAGUUGUGUCUGGCAGGUUGAAUUAAACAUAGCAUGCAUCUGAGAUACAUACAGAUACAUUUGUACUUUUCCAGUUCCACAAAGAUCCUUGGGUCGUGUAAAGACCUGAUGGAAGUGAAAACCAGUCUGGGAAAUAUUCUCACAUUUCCACUGAUGGGAAUAGGGAGGUCGUUAAUGAAGUGUGUAAGGUCACACGCUACAGUUACUUCAAUUUGAUUUGAUUUUUUUGAGGCAUUUACAGGGUAACAGUUUCUGAAAUGUUUGCUAGUUUUAUCUAUUUGUGUGAAAACAGAAACACAAAACAAAGCCCAAGACACUGUCAAAAAUACAUUCACAGUCUACUGAUCAGGGCAAAUUUAUAUCUUGAUGGCCUGUAGGCUCUGGACGUUCUGUAACCUGAAUUUUAGUGCCUUAGGUGUGUGUAAAGAAAGAUAAAGAUAGAAGAAAGCUCCUUAAUACAUAAAAACUUAAAACCAUAUACAAAAAGCAUAGCUGAAUAGUAUCAACAUAAAAUGAAAAUUGUAAAAAAAUUAAAUGAAAAAUGGAAGUGUCUUUUAAAUUAUUUUUUUUAAACGUUCCUUCCACCAAAAUUCUUCCACUCUAAAUAAUUGAUCAAAUAAAAUAUGGCUUGUAGGGAUUUUAAUUGUUUUAGGCUUCACUUAAAAAUAUCUUAAGAAAUUAUAUUUGGAAAAAUCUAAACAUGCACAUUGCCUGCCUUUGUAGAAAUGGAAGCUAUGUUGCAAAGGAUUGAUUAUAUCUGCUCAUUUCAGCACCAACAUUGACACCAGUUGUUCUGCCAGUUUCCCUGGCAGUGUGUAAUUACUGACAGCAGGGCGAACAACAUAGAGUAUGAUUAUUAAGUACACAGCAGAUAAGGAUAACUUGUGAUGACUCCUGAACCAGCAAGGUUGUACUUAAGAAACUGUCUUUAUUUUUAUGUGGGCCAUCAGUCUCGAGACCAUAGAUCAGCUACUACUGUUUAUUAUCUACAUACACUAUACAUGAUGCAUGGGGUCUCAUGGAUAAGAGGAAUAAAGCAUCCAGCUUCAUGCUAUAUACAAAGUAUCUUCACAGGAACCUCCAACUGUGGCAUGAAGAUCUUGCCUGAGCUUUUAAAUGUGCAAAUAGUAGGGAAGAUAAAUGGAGACCAUUUUAUUGUAUUCUGAGAUUUGGCAUAAAAUCAUCAUUGCAUUAGUUUUUUUUAUUUAAAACAUUAUAAUGUUAAAGUAUUGAAUACUUUUUAUUUUUCCCAAGGUUGCACCAUACCCUUAUAAAGUCCUUAAUCACAGGCAAGAUAUUUUAUUUUUAUUUUUUAUUUUCUUUCUUAAAAACAAACAUUGUCAGGGGUAUUGCUAGGUAGCAACAUACAAGGGGUUUCAGCCCAAUGAUCAGUUUAAUAGUCACUCCUGCAGUUUACCUUAAGCCCACCCAAUCUCCACCUAAUGAACCACCCAAUGACCCACCCAUGGCUCCACCGCUGACCAACUGACACACACAUACACUCACACACAAAAUGUUACUCCUAUACAUACACUGUUGUACAUAUACACAUUUAAAUACUCAGAUACACACAAACGAACAAUAUUCUAUAAAGAAAUAGGUUAUGUCUAUCAGUAUUGUGAGCUACAUUAUUGAAAUAAAACGUAGUCUUUUUAUUAAUACUAUUAUCCAUAAACAUAGACUUGUGUUUUUAGUAGAUAUGAAUGAAGAUGCGGUCCAUGGGUGUUUUUUAAUUUUUUUUAUAUAUAUAUAUAUAUAUAUAUAUAUAUAUAUAUAUAUAUAUAUAUAUAUAUAUAUAUAUAUAUAUUUAAAAACACCCAUGGACGCAUCUUCAUUCAUAUCUACUAAAAAUAUAUAUAUAUAUAUAUAUAUAUAUAUAUAUAUCCAUUUAUGUAAUUCAUUUAUAAAUUAUUUAAUAUUGAAAGAGGGUCCUUUGCAACCUAUAACCUAGCUUCCGCAUUAGCCUGAGCAACGAUGGCGGGCGCCACUGACCGGCAAACAGCACUGCCAGUUUCUGUCUAUCACUGCCACCCAUAGAUUGUUUUAAUUGGUAUGGAUACUGGUAUUGGUAUUGGUAUGGGGUGUAAUCUCUACCUUAGCCUUAGCACCAGGUUGCAGGUACCUGGUGUGUAAAACCAUUCGAAAAUAGUGCGUUCCUUAAUUGUAUUAGAUUACUAGGUCUUUCCUUUUACAUUUAAAAUUUAACAUACAUAUAUUUCAUUGACGGGGCAGUCUCCUCUUCGCAGCUCCACCACAUUAUGUGACCUCUAGAUUGUAAACUCAUUUGAGAAGGGUGUUCCUCAACCUAUUGUUAAUGUAACAUUUUUUAAAUUGUGUUCUUUAUUGUUAAAUUUCACUCUUUAUAGUUAAAUUUCACUCUUUAUAAUAUUGGAAUAAGACGGCGAUAUAUAAAUGCCGAAAUAAUAAUCAUCAUCAUUGCUGCACUUUUAUAUAAUUGUUUCAUUUUGAUUGACAAGAAGAUAUUUCACAGUUGAUUGAAAAGAGACUACUAUUUAGAACUAAGGAAUAGCACUUCUUAUUUUUUAUUUUUUUUUGAGACCAAUAGAAUUUUUUUUUUUUAAUUUUUUUUUUUCCAAAAAGAAAAGAACCACCUCUUCUAUGAGAGGCUAGAAUAUGUAAUUAACAAUAAUUAGCCAGUGAUUGUCCCACUGGCACAGAUGGAUAACAGUGUGUGCCGUGUUUGUCGGGGGGGGGGCGUUCAUUUACAAGCCAGUAAAAAAAAAAAAGGGGGGGGGUCAACUUAAAAAGGUGAAAUAUUGGAAAUCUUGUUUGUGGUUAAAAACCUAAUCACAUUAAAAACAGUUUUGAGCAUAGAACAAAAAAAAAAAGUCGUACAUGUGUCUACAGAAGCCUUUCUGAAUAUAUUCAUACAAAAGAACUGACCUGAUCCCUAAAACUGUGAAACCUUUUACUAGUAGGUCAUGUAGGUGUAACUGUCUUAACAAUGUUUGAUGGCUAAAGAUGCCCACAUCGUUUCUAUGCUUGCUGGUUAUUGGAAGCUCAUGACAGGACCAGAUGGGAGAGGUGAAGAACAAUAGAAGAGGUGUGGCAUUUCUCCUAAUAAUUGCUCUGCCAUUGUUUGUGACAGCCCUGCUGUGAGGGGAGGUCUCCUAUCCAGCCUGUCUUUGUUUUCCUAACUCAGACAAAAUGUGCAAUUGCAGAUUUCCAUUGCCUCUAGGCUUCUGGAUAUGUUACUAUAAAUACACAGUAUAAUGAGCUGGUAAAAUGUGAUUCAAAUUAGUAGCUUGCUUCCCCUAGCAGUAAUCUGUUAUCUGCUCUCUUCCCAGCUCCUUCAGACAUUUCUCCCUAGAAGCUCAACUAAGCAUUUAAGAUUAUUAACUCAUCAAAUGCUGGUUGGGAAGGGGCAUCUACUCUGCUUGUUAUCUCGAGUGAAAAUUUUUACUGAUAUUCUAGAAUUGCAAAAAAAAUAGGAUGCUGACAACUAAAAGAAAUGUCACAUUGGAAAUGAAAAAAAAAAAAAAAAUAGAUAUGUAUUUUUUACUUCCAAGAUGCUGACAUUGUUUCUGGGGUUUUAUAUAUAAUGUAUGAUUUGUGUCUAAGGGUCUUGUCCGUACACUUUGAUUUUCAAAGAAAUGCAAAGUCACCUUAAGUUGAGUAUCCAAUCCUUUGUUUUCAAUUGGGGUAACUUCCAAGGCACUUGUUACUGGGUUUCUCACCUUUUUAAAGGGUUACGCCGACCACCAUGACCAUUUCAGUGAUUUUACCUGGUCAUGGUGGAAGGAGUGUGUUUGUGCAAUGUUUCAGCUUGAAACCCUCCUUCACUGUAGCUUUCCCACCUCACUAUCCCAACCGAAAUUGUAUUUUACCCCCACCCUCCCUCUUCACCUCCCGGCUCAGAGUGCACGCAUCAAAGAUUUGGACAAAUCAAAGACUUCUCUAUGAGAAACCCUUGAUUGGACGGCUCCUGUGACAUUAGUCGGAGAGCAUCAGUUGCUCCGCUCGGCGCUGGAUUAAGGUGAGUAAUGUCUGCAUUUAGAAAUCUUUUCAAGCUUAUGGGGGUUAGGGGGUGAUGUGGAGACCAUGGUGAACAGUGUCAAUAGGGCAUUUUUUAAAAUAAGUCUUGUAGAAACCCUUUAACAGAAGUGUGUGUAGCUGUAUGAAAUGAAUGAAUAUGCGAGAUGGUUAUUCUUAAAAAUGUUGUAUUGAAUUACAUGUUUAUGUUAAAAAAAAAAAAAUCAAUAAAGGUUCAUCAAUAUGUUAUCACUGUGGAAUAAUAUUUCUGCGCCAUGGAGUGACUUUAGAUUGUCAUCAGCGCAAGCUUGGGUGAAUGAUUUAAAUGCUGCAGGUAUUCUGAAGAAAACAAAAAGGGCUGAUACUAAAGCAGAGAAUCAGAAUGUAGAUUUGAUAUCAAACACUUGACUUUUAUAGGUCACUUUUUUUUUUCCUAGUCUUUGAAAAUGUCUUGCACUGUCAGUUAAUUUUUUUUAAAUAAAUGCCUUUUUGUAACCGUGAAUGCAGAACAUACAAAUCCACCAAGUUUGUGUAUUACCAAUGUGUUGAUGGGAAAAAAUGGAAUGCAGGAAAAUACGGAGAAUGGACAACAGCUCACAUAGCUUGCACUUUUACUGGAUUCCCACUCAGAACUGGUUUAACUCCUCUUGUGCCAUUAAAAGAGAAUCUAGUUAAUUUGCAUAUCAAACUGAACCCAUCCAAAAUGGUGGUUCAGAUCUGAAAUGCAGAUCGACUCUCAAAAUAGAUUCACGUAUCAGUCCUGAUUGCUAAAUGCUUGAUACGUCUAGGAUCUAAGCAUAUUUUUGGUUAAUGCAACCUCCCAAAACCAAUUCCAACCUUAUCCUUACAACUACGCUUGCACCAACUCUGUGUACCUGCCAUAACCUUACCAUAUCCUUAAAUGUCCUACACCAUUCGUAAACCUUACACAGCAAUAACCCUAACCCAGCAUUAGUCAUUACCUUAUCCUAACACUUACCCUACACCUAUACCUACCUCUACCCCAUAUAAAGGAUUUUCUCUGCUAAUAUCAGUACUCCUAUCAACACAGGGAUUUAUAAGCUAGAGCAGUAGAGCGGUUUGUGACUGUUUUUCAGCAUGAUGAGGGCUACUAAAUAAGGUAAUAGGUGACCGAGAGUCCCAAGUUGGGUCUUCAAGGCAUGAACACAGAUUUUCUUUCUCACAUCAGGACUUUAGAAUGUGCCAAUGCGUUCUAACAGCAUUAUAGCCCAGGCUUUCUAGGACAUUAUGGCAUGUCUUAACAUUAAGAGUUUAAUUGGUUCAUGAGUAUGUCUCCUGCAUUAUUCCAGUAGCAAUCUACCCCAUCUGCCAUAAUGCCCUCCUUUCUUGUGGAUAGUGUCAGGGAGUUAAAGGACCACUAUAGGCACCCAGCUUAAUGAACUGGUCUGGGUGCCUGGUCCAGCUAGGUUUAACCCUUCUUUUUUUUUUUUCUAUAAACAUAGCAGUUUCAAAGAAACUGCUAUGUUUAUAAUAGGGUUAAUCCGGCCUCUAGUGGCUGUCUCGUUGGCAGCUGCUUCCGCGCUGUGAAAAUCCCAGUGAGAAGACGCCAGCAUCCAUAGGAAAGCAUUGUGAAUGCUUUCCUAUGGACUGGCUGAAUGCUCUUGCCGUGCAUGGGCAUUCAGCCGAAGAGGGGGAGAGGAGGCGGAGUUUGCAGUGGGGGUUGUAAUCUUAUAACCUCCCUACAAAUGGUGUUUUACUCAGGCAUAACACCCAGACAGUACAAACAUAUACGGGAGUGUUGAUUGAUUGAUCAUUGAAGUGAGAAUUUCCAAGAAUUCUAAGGGAAUGUCAAGUUUAAGGCCAAAAUAGCUGGACUGGAAAACUUCUUCAUUUAAGCCAUGCUGGCAGUUGGGCUAUUAAAGUCUAAAAAAAUUAUUCACUUUGAAUUCCUGGCCGUUCCAACUUUAAUGAAUAACCUAAUAAAGUUGCAACCUGACCACCUUUAUUGUGUAUAUUAAAUGUAUACGUGUGCAUAUUUUGAUUGUGGGUGCUAGUAAGAGAUUAUGGUUCCAAUGAAGCUGUACCCAUACAAAUCACUUAUUAUUGAAAUAUGAGUGCAGAGAUCAUGCUCAUUUAUUUCAAUAUAUUAUAGCGUGUAAUUGUAUGUUCGUGGUUGGUCUUCAGCACAUUUAUCAGAGUAAUCAGAACAGCUGCAAUAAAAACUAUUUAAUUUACUCUGGUUAGUAGAUUAAUGGCCUCUUAUCCUUCUUGUACAGGUCACCUGUCUGCAUGAUUUCUUUGGGGAGGAUGAUGUAUUUAUUGCCUGUGGACCAGAGAAAUUUCGAUAUGCCCAAGAUGAUUUUUCUCUUGAUGAAAAUGGUAAGUUCAAGUACUGUACACCCCCAAAAAAGACUUUGUUAAAAAGCAGCACUGUUGGGUUUUUUUUCCAUCUGGUUUUCCAUUUCCUUGUUUCCCCUGUAGUUUAAUGAUUAUACUCCCAUUUUCCAUGUGACUUGGUAUUUGUUAUUGUUUCUUACUGGUGCUGGAUCUCAAUAUUUGGGUGCACCCAUGUUGUUCUCCUCGGUGCAUGAUGUCUGCUGUUUGCUCUUCUGUGAGAUUCGCUUUACUAAUGGAUCUUGGGUAAAUUUGAUUGGCAAUUGAAACGGAACCUUGCAUAAGCUUCCCCCAUUAUCAAGUUGUUUAGUAGUUAGCAAUUUUCCUUAUAUAUGUUAUAAAAACUGAAAAAUAAGAGAUUUAGACAAAUGGAGCUUUGUGGAAACAGAUUAGCUAAUGUGUAUUUUUGUGACAAAGCCACUCUAAUAGUAAAACUAUUAAGCUAAAUAGGCACCCAGACCACUUUAUCUCAAUUAAGCGAUCUGAGUGAUAUGUCCUUCAUAUUUAACCCUGCAACUGAAAACCUUGCCAUUUUGCAAGAAUGUGUUAACAUUGCAGGGUCAACACGCGUCUUUUGGCUAUCUUCCUGACAGCUAUUAGAGGCACUUCCACCUUAAUAGUCGAAUUAAACUUGGCUAUUCAAUCAUUGUCUCAAAGAGACCAUUUGAUUGGUGGAAAGAGGUGUUUUGACGUGCAUGUUUACUAGCUUUCCAGUGUUUGAUGAUCUCAGUCAGGAAUAUGGGUCUUCGGUACAGAGAUCAGUGUGCUAUGGGAUAAAGGUAAGUAAGUCUUACCUUGGGGGCAUCUAAACAAGUAAUGGAACACUAUGGCUUUAGAAAUACGUGUUUUGUGUGUCUCUUUAAGCAGUAUCAUAUGAUCUGUGGGAUAUGUAUGACUAACAUGGCUGUGUCUCUGAUGGGCCCAGCAGUUCCUAAUUACAGCCCUGUCUGUUUUACCACACGUGUCUUCCUUCUGAAGACUAUGUUUAUUUCAUUUAGAAUGAUAACUACUACAUCUGAAGCUCUACUCUUUUUUUUUUAAUUUUUUUUUUUCUUUACAAACCACUACGUGUAAUGUGACUGUUGGGUGACCUUAUGCAUCAGUGGGCUAUGCCAAUUAGUAUUCUGAUGCUGUCCCUACAUUUACUCAGCAAUAUAUUUAAUAAGAAAAACGUGUAGGGAAAAUGUAAGGCUGCCUACAGCCGUGUCUUAAAAAACAAAUCACUAAAACAAAACUAAAAUAGAUUAUUUAACUAUUAAACGGUUACAGAAAUACAAUUCUGGAUUUUUUUAUGCGGUAUAACAGUCUUUAAUUUGUGGUGUGCUCAUUCCACAAGUAAAACCUGGUUUAUCCACUAUAUUUUAUUUGUAAAGCUGCGUUUUGAUGCCUACCUGAUCUGUUAUGGACUCAAACAGUUGUUAGCAUGUCCCCUGCUGUCUAUCCUGAUAAAUUACCACAGGACUGGCUUUAAAUGGACACUAUAAUCACCAAAACUACCACAGAUUAAUGUAGUUGUUCUGGUGUCUAUGGCCUGUCCCAGAAAGCUCUCUGAAAAGGCAGUGUUUACAUUACUUCCUAGUAGCACCUCUAGUUGCAGUCACUCUGAUGGCCACUGGAGAUGCUUCCUAGUCUAGUGCUGCAGUGUGCAUCAUCUACUUUAAGUCUUCACACUCUGCAUGGAUGAGCUAAAUGUACCCCAUAGAGAUUAAUUGAUUCCAUGCAUCCUCUUUGAAGAGAUACUGAUUGGCGCAGUGCUACAUUUUGCCGUACAUGCGCAAUAGUCUCCUAAUGCUUUCCUAUGGAGAUUGAUGAUCUCAGCUAUGAAGACGAGACAGGCGCCGGCAGAAGAGAAUAGGCAAACUUAAAUAAUUUUUACUGCAUUGAGGGGGGGGGGCUGCUCCAACACUAUAAACAGCCACUCCAGCACUAUAGUGUUAGGAACACGUGUUUGUAUUCCUAACAUUAUAGUGUCCUUUCCAGUAAUGCACAUGUAUGAUCAUACAGUGUGGGCUCCAGCCAACUAGUUAUUUUUGGGUAAAUGCAACUCAUCAUAUUUAUAUCCAUUUUGCAUUUAGAAGGUACCAGAUUAUCAUAGUCCAAGACAUGUUGGAAAGAUUUUGAGGAGCUUUAAUGUAGACUAACAGGUGACAUUUUGAAAAACAUUCUGUUGGUUUCCUUGGUGAUUGCUCUUAAUUUCACACUUGACUGCGUAAUAGUAAUCUUUAUAUGUAUGGCAGGAUUAUUUAAUACAUUAACAGGGUUGCAAUACAAAUUUCUAAAUGGGUGGUAAACCUAUCUUUAUUAUUGUUUGAUCCAAGAAGCAAUCGAAAUGCCAUUCUGGAGUCAUGAAGGAUUUUCUUAUCCCAUUUUGUGACAACUAGAAAUUGCUGAAAAUUUGUUUUGUUGUGUUUUUUUUUCUAUUUACUUUUGGAUCAACAGCAAAAACUGAGUUGUUUGAAUGAUUAAACUUGACAUUAAUCUUUAAUCAGCCUAUAUAAUUAUUGUUGUGUAUUGGGGUUUAUGCAGUCCACCUUCCAGUAGAUGGCAGCAUAGUGAAGUUAUGCACUUGUUCUGUUAGUCUCUCGUGUGUGUGUGUGUGUGUGUGUGUGUGUGUACUGAAAUAAAGAGAAGUUCUAUUUUACUACAAUGUCUGAGAGCCAUUUUGUGAAUAUACAACAUGCAAAUACUUUAAAAUUAUAUGUUAUGUUGUAAUGAAUGUUAGUAACUGAAUAAACAAACACUCAGAUGGCUGACAUUCUAACGUGCAAAUAUAAAUGUAUUCCUCGGCAUCUCGCUCCAGAAAACACUAAAAUACAUUUCUGUAACUUGACUCUUUUACUGUAAGUCUGACAUUCGUCAGAUUCUUAGUUUGCUGAAAAUUCAUUCCUGGAGUUCAGUGUGAAAAGUUGACAAUGUGCAGAUAUUACUAAAUCCUUUUGUUCUGCCUAGUCUGCCAUCAAACUUCUUUGCAGGAAAUGUUAACGGUAAGCCUAGAUAUUGUUGUCUGGCAAGACAGGGACCACAGAUUCUCUCAGGGAAUGUUAAUUGCAUAUGAAUCAAACAUCAUACAGAUUGUAGGUAAUCGUUUUAUAUGGAACUCAUGAUGGUGAUGUCUGCAUGAUUCAAGUGAUUCCUCCUCCCCUCUGCCUCCUCCCCCCCCCACAGCAUGGCAUUUUAAAGAUGCAAUACCACGCCUUUAAACCUUACCAAUUGACAUGCUCUUUAUUCAUAAAGCUGGCCAAUAACAUACCACUGUGUGCUCUUAACUCUACAUUAUGCAGUAAGUAGGUGGAAUUUUUGGUCCAGUAGCUUGACCUAUGCAUAGUCGCCUUCUCGGCAUACCCUUUUAAAACCCAUAACCCUCCAAUAAGAUUCAGACACCUUGUUGUGGGAAAAAUUAUUACCGCUUUUAUUUAAAAGAUAACAUAAAUAAUUUAAUGUAAUUGUAAACAUAUUUCAACAUUGCAUAUCCAUCCCCAUUCUUUUUCACAAUUCUACCCUAUAAAAUGACCCACAUAACAAUAACUGAUAACCAUUCGAACAUAUAAUACAAUAGUAUAUAAACCAUUGCCACCGAGAGCAUGAUUUUCCAAUUUUUACAAUGUAGUGGUAUACCAAGAUACACCCUACACCCACCAGAUUCAGAGCUACCAAUAAGCUCGAACCUAUCAAAACCAAUUCCAAUUUAACUGUUUUUGGUGAACUGAAACUAUCCUACAGCUGAACAAACGACCUACACCCCAACUUUUUUUUUUUAUCCACCUCCCGCCCCCAUGACCAAACUGGUACUUAAUACAAAAAAGGGAAGGUGGGACAACAACAGGUAAGUGAGGAUUAGUUAAGAUGGUCCCUAAUCUUAAAUGGCCCCUAUAUAUACUCCCAUAGCCAAAACCCCUCCCCUACUUUCUCCUAGCCCAUCCCAAACAUUACCCAUAGUCUUUGUCUGCCUGUUAGCCAUGUCAAGGCCCAUUGUACUUUGUACACACUGACUGAUCAGAGCAAGAGCGUCAUCAACCUCCCUCCCCUUAGUGUCCAUGAAGCAGGGCAGAGAGGUCAGAGAGUGUAAUUUGAGACUCGUGCAUCCUGCCAGCACACCCUGUGUCUCAGGGAAAUCUGUGUGUUACUUUACAAUAAAUCUGAUGCAGGGAAAAGUGGAACAGAUGGCGGGACACAGCUCCAAAAUCGGGAUAGUCGUGCCUAAAUCAGGACAGUUGGGGGGCAUGUAAGAAUGUCCUAGUAAAUGGAAAAUGAGGAGUCAGAACUUUUCCUCCACUCCAUGUCGUCUAAGGCAAAGAAAAGUACAAUAAGGAUGUGGAAUUCUCUGCCUGAAGAAGUGGUUUUAUCUGAGUCCAUACAGAUGUUCAAACAGCUACUAGAUGCAUACUUGCAAAAACAGAAUAUUCAAGGAUAUAAUUUUUCAAUGUCGGGUAAUAACUGCUUGAUCCAAGGAUAAAUCUGACGGCCAUUCUGGGGUCAAGAAUGAUUUUUUUUUUUUCCCCUAGUUUGUUGCAAAAUUGGAAGUGCUUCAAACAGGUUUUUUUUUUUUUUUGCCUUCUUUUGGAUCAACAGCAAAAAACAAAUGUGAGGAAGGCUGAACUUGAUGGUCGCAAGUCUCUUUUCAGCUAUGUAACUAUGUACAGGUGCCCCAAACCGUCCCAAUUUUAGCAGGACCGUACCCAUUUGAGGUUCUAUCUCACCAUCUCAAUUUAGUUCUCUGGUACACAACAUGCCACUAAAGAUAAGUAUACUGCGAAUGCUUCAUUAGAUACUUAAGCACUGUGCACCAGUACUGGGACCCUGCAGAAAGCACUCCAGCAGAGCUCUCUGGUUCCUGCAAUUAAGGGCCUUGUCAGUCGUUCAAAGGCAUGGUCUAAGGGUGUCACUAGUGUCACACUUCAUGUCACUGGCAUCGACUCCAUUCAGGCGGACACACAUCCUGAUCUGAAAAUCUCCCAAUCUUAGGAUAUAUGUAUGUAUAAAAUGUCAUAUUUGAAGGUACUCUGUCAUAACCAAAAUUCAUGGUUGGUCAACUUCAGAUCAAUACGUACAUCUAAUCAAUGAAUGGUACUUGUAUGCUUUUAAGUCAUACAUUUGUUGUUGAUCAUAUAAGGAGUUAUGUACAAACUUUUUGAAAGUGAUGUAAAAAGGGGCAGAGUCACUAAUAGAAUGUGUUUGCUGGUUCCACACCUUCAUGGUAAUGGUACAUGCAACCACUUUUAGCAUUAAAGUAUCCACCAAGAUACCCUCAAGUUAUCAGGCUCAGGGAGUUGGGCUGAUUAGAUUACCACUACUGCUAUAUGUUUCAAGAAUGUGUUCCCAGAAUUUUUUACUAAACUCAUGUCUCUCCCCACAGAGUGCCGGGUAAUGAAAGGGGGGACUCCAGCUCCCCAAGCCAAGCCCACAUCCAGUUCUCUGAAAAGUGCAGCUAAAAGUCCUGCACCAACACGCCGCAGUAAAUCACCUGCUGAUUCAGGUGAGUAAAUGGUUAGCUACUUGUUUAACACCUGGACUCCCAUAAUACUAAGGUGUCCAUAGGUGAUCAUGCAAAGUUUAUGUUCUAAAAAAAUGGCUUGCAAAAUUAUACCAAAAUUAUUCCUAUUUCUUCAUAUGCACAUGCAGACGGCAAUCUGUGAUCACAAAUUAAAUGUUGCAGAGAAUAAAAUUAACUUUGUUUUUAAAAACAAAGUAGAUAGAUUGAAAUCAUUAAAGGGAUAUUCCUGGCUGUAGGGUACCAAUUCCUGUUUAAUGCGUGCAGGUAAUACGAUAGUAUACAUAUUCAAAGACAAUAAAAUAAAAAGAAUACAACUUUAAAAGAAUACUUGCAUUUGAAGUUUCUGCGUUUAUUACAAAUGAAUAGGUUUUGCAAUUUCUGCAGUGAGCUUGGCACAGGCUCAGCUUACUUUCUACAACAGUGCUAAAAUGAUACCAUUAAUUUUUUUGAUAAAGCAUGGGUUUUUAGGAGUUGUAGUUAAAUUGCAUGUUUACUGUAAAAGUAAAACCGCUGCUGAAAUAAAACUCUGAGAGUAAAAAAAAAAAAAAAAAAUCCCAUAUAACUGUAUGGAGAAAAAUAAUACUUCUUACUAAUCAAGUAAAAGAUUAUUUUAUUUUGAAAUGUCCCUGCAUAACUAAUUUUAACUAUACAUUAUGCCUAGCAUAUCAUGUGGUUUCACCUUUAAUUUCUUUCUAUUCCUUUAAAAAAAAUUCACAACAAAUUCUUACCAUUCAGGUCCUUUUAUAAUUUUUAAAUGUCUGUCACAAACCCAGUUAAUUAAUACAGUGUUGUUGUGUUACAUUUAAUUCACAAUUCUAAAUGUACACGAUUGAACAUACUGUACAUCUAUUAUGCAGUGCUAACACUUACACUGAAAGAUGCCCUUGCCGCACACUGACUUUCAAAGCACAGCAGGAUACUUAGUAAGGGAGGAGUUAAAAUUUAAUCUCAGAGACAAGACAAUCUAAUCAGUGAGGCAUGUUUUCCGGGCUUUAAUUUCAUGCUUCCUUAAUGGCUGGGUUGGACUAGGGAGACAAAAAUAUUUCCACAAAGAGACAGCAAUUAUCUAGUACAAAUACAUCAUGUCAGUCAGGUCCUGACUUCACAUUCUAUUCUCAUGGGCCUGUAAAGAUGGGUAGCUUAAGAACACAGCAGAUGUCAUCUUUAAGUGUAGACUGGAUACUACUGCAAAGGACUUGUGAUAUUUAGUCUGUGGUGGUAGCAAAAUUAUUACAGUUUUAUUCUCAAAGGGCCACUACUUCCAGAGGGCACAGCCAUUCUUAAGAACCCCCAGCUAGUGUUGCCUGUCUUCUAAAAUAAAAUACAGUCUAUGUAUAAUUAAUAGCUGCCUCAAGCUAUAUUUUACAGGUGCAUAGUUGCUAAUAUUUAAAAAAAAACAAUUUCCAAGGGCACUUUGUGGCAAGUAUACACACAGAUAUACAGAGACACGCACACACAUAUAUGGUGGCACACACAGAAACAUAUACACAAUAAUCGUCUAAGGCAAAGGAAAGUUUUUUUUUUGUUUUUUUUUUACUGUAAUAACAAUCAGGAUGUGGAAAUCUCUGCCUGAAGAAGUGGUUUUAUCAGAGCCCAUACAGAUGUUCAAACAGCUACUUGAUGCAUACUUGCAAAAACAGAAUAUUCAAUGAUAUAAUCUUUCAAUGUAGGGUAAUAACUGCUUGAUCCAAGGAUAAAUCUGACUGCCAUUCUGGGGUCAAGAAGGAAUUUUUUUCCUAGCUUGUUGCAAAAUUGUGCUUCAAACUGUUUUUUUUUGCCUUCUUUUGGAUCAACAGCAAAAAACAAAUGUGAGGAAGUCUGAACUCGAUGGACGCAAGUCUCUUUUCAGCUAUGUAACUAUGUAAUAUACACACAGAUACAUUAAGUGAAACACUGCCAUACAUAGAUAUGCACACACUAGCAAACUCACACAAAACAAAUCAUAAAAUAAAGAAAAUACAUAUUUCUAACCACAUUCCUCCAGGCCCUGGUGUACCUACACUGUCUAGAAGACCAUCAGUAGUUGUGCCCAUGGGAUCUGAGACAGUUGUUGAGACUCAUUUUUGCUGGGACAGACUAUUAAAAGUAGACAAAAUAUUUUAAAUUUAACAGCAUGUGCAGUAAAGGAGGGUUACAUUUCAGAACUCUCCUUUACAGGAAGUGUUAGGAAGGCUGUGUAGGUCACCUGAGGGGAGGUGUGACUAGCACUUCUUAAUGAAAUUGAUUAAACUCCUAAAUAGCAGAGAAUUGAGCAGUGAGACUGCACGGGCAUUGUCUAUACACCAAAGCUGCCUCAUUAAGCGAAUGUUGUUUUAUGUCUAUAGUAUCUCCUUAAAAGAACAAAAUGCCCUGCUUAAAUAAACCUUUCAGGAACAGUGUACAGUCAUAACUUAUCUAUAUAAAAGCAUGCAAAAGAUUAUGCCCCAAAAUAUAUAUUGUACCUCCACAGGCUGCAUGGAUGUGACAAUUUUGCCAGUUGUCACCCUUAAAUUUAAUUCGGUGCUUCCAAGUGAGGAAAGAUACCUACGACAUGUAAAACAAACUGCUGUUCAUUCAGGGGUUUUCUGCAAUUCUGUAUGGAUUAAUAGAAGGAAACAUAAAUAGAUUCCACAUACAACCAUAGCUAUAGACUUGCCAAGUAAUUUACUGCUCUAGAGGGAAUCCCACAGAGACUCCAGAAAACUCAUUAAUGGUCACAGGGAGGAAAAGCUGCAAUAUAACCAGUGAAAGAUGGAGACUGACUGACCAGAUGGUUCAAGGUUUAAAAUGACAGAAAUAGCUCCAAUAGCGCAUUAAUAUGAAAUAGAUGGGCCAUUUAUCUCUCUUAAACAUAAUAUGGAAUACUGGGCUUUGCUCUAUGAUAUAUGAUGGUUAUCUCCCCUCUUACAUAAGACGCAGUAGAGAUGCAUGUAUUUAAAUGAUUAUUUGCAGGUAAAGGAUGUAGGCCAUUUUUGUUCUUAUGUAAAAAUGGCACCACAUAAGUUACAUGUUAUUUUUGUAACCAUGAAGAAAAUGUCAAGGGAUUUUUUUUCAUGCACAAGUAAUUUCUAGGCCAUUGUUCUGGUCUUUCCUAUCCCUCCCAGUUCCUCUCUCUUGCAAGAAAAAAUCUGAUCAUAUGUUUAUUUGUUGAGCACAAAUAGGUUGUAGUGACAUAACAUGACAAAGUCCAGACUAUUGAUCUUUAGGGUGUUGGCCAACAAUGUUACUGAAACACUACAAUAAAAACAAGCACACAUAUUUAGUAUCAACAUGGGGACCUACAAAAGACUUUUAGAUUUGCAAUAGUUGGGUUUCUACCUUUUGGCUACCCUUACUCCGCACUGCUACCACCAAUUGAAAUUAAAGGUUAAAUAUUUGGAGAUAAAAGCACUGUUGUAAAAUGGAUGGAUGCAAACAAGCUUCCGAGUUCAAUUUAUUCUGGGAGCACUUAUCCCUCUGUAAUCCGGGGCAGCAGAAAAAGUGCUGGUGUAAUUUAGCAUUGCUGGGUCAUGGAGUUUUCAACAUAUUUUCAUGUAUAGCACCCCUCACCCAGUUGUUACAUCGCAAGAGGCAACAGUGUACUUCUCUCAUUAUUUCCUAAGGGGUAGAACAUUUUCUUUAUACCAGUGAGUGCUAUGAACACUUGUUGUUCCAGAAAAACUCAGCUAUGCACAAUCUUCUGAAUCCAAUUCCCCUAGACAAGUACAUCUUCUCUACAAAAAUACCUUGCUGCUUGGACCAAAGGCAUGUGUCAAAUCCACUACUACAUAUUUUCUUGUAUUGAAAGGGUUAGCAAUACCAAAGCAUGGAAUUUUCUACCAGUGAAAUGAUGCCCGUUGACAUUUUAUUUAGAACUCACCUUUUUUAAACUUUAAAAUGUUUGGAUUGCUAUUGAAUUUCAUUGUUUUUUUUGUUUUCACACUGGUGAUCUUUUUGCUGAAAUGUCAGCAGCUGCCCACAUAAUCUUACAGGCACAGUGCAUUUAACAGAAAGGUAGAAAUACCAUCUUUCGGCUGUCCUCCAUAUAUCUUUCAACCUGUCUCUUUCGGUACAUGUCACAGGCUGAGUCAUUUUUUCGAGACUGUCUAUGUCUGGCCUCCAGCAGGUCAACUCAUGCAUUGCCCAGACUGUAAAUACCAAGAAAUAUAAUAUACUUAGGCAUUGUCCUGGGAUUUGACAUACCGUGGAGCCUAAAAAAAACAGAAUAUAUUUACAGAACAUCAACAUUUGAAAAUGUGUUAUAACAAAUGCUGGGGGAUAUGUAUCUCUUAAAUCUUAAAAUUUAUAGGUAACAAUUUGGUAGAAAAAAAACUGGAUUGUGCUGGCGUCUAAUCUUUAAAUUCUAUUUAUUCCUUAAUUCAUAGCUGCAUUGUAGACUUGCUAAAUGUUUGUUAUGCUCUUAAUGAUCAUUUAUAAAAAGAGACUUUUAUAUACACAUACACAAUCCGCUGUGACAGACCUAUAUCCAUGGGAGGGCCGGCAAGGAUGGAAAUGAGGCAUUUGUCCAUGUGUCACUACUAUAGAGGGGUGGUAGUCUACGGUCUUACACCAUAUGUCUUUGGACUAAAAUAGGAAGAGGUGUUGUGGGAUGUCUGUUGGUGCUGUUCUGCAGCGUGGGCUCUGAGCCAGCUACAUGGUCCAGGCAAAGGUUUCUCUAUGAGAUCUUUGUAUGGACCAGAUGCGGCUCCCAUGAUGUCAAGUGCCAAUCGCAAGUAUAUGCUAUAUACUUUUUUUUUUUUUGUUUUUACUAGUUAGGGGGAUCUAAAGAAUAAUGCUCAAUAUGGCAUUCUUCAUUUUAAAAAGCGGUGUAUAAAACGUGAGCUGUAGUAACCCUUUAAGAGCCAUAUCCAUGCCUCUCUUCACAAACCGUUCCAACUCUGUGAGCCAUUAUGUCCAUGAAAAAAGUUGCUGGAAACAAAAACAUCCCCAGCAUUAAAUGCAGUUUUUUUUAGCCAAGGUACUUAAGCAAUGGAAAAGGGGUACAGUAGACUGCUUUGAUCAUCAGUCUGAUGUCAAAAGUGGGGGGGAAAAAAACACUAGUCUCAUGUUGCCUCUCCACUACCUGUAGAGAUUCACACCUGGGACUUCAGCCCACAAAGCCCAAAAAACAACAUAUCUGUCCUGCCCAAAACAUAGCAGUUCGGCUGGGGGAAGUGGAGGAGACCUCCAACAAACAUACCUGCUAGAUUGGAGAGCUUCAGGCGGCGGUGCACAGCUUACAACAGCAAAGCCUGCAACAUGAGCAACAACUACGUUUCCUCACAAUAGGUUAGUCUUCAAACUAAAAGAAAUUGGUCUAGAUUAAUAUUCUUGUUCUUGGGUAGAACAUUGGCUUAAGGAUAGAGUACAAUGAGUUGUCAUUAAUGGUAAAUUUUCUGCCUUAAGAGGUGGUUUUGUCAGUCUAUACAGAUGUUUAAACUGCAAUUGGAUAAAUACUUGCAAAAACAUAACAUACAGGGAUAUAGUUUCUAAUUAGUGGGGUAAUAGCUGCUUGAUCCAAGGAGACAUCUGACUGCUAUUUUAGGGUCAAGAAGGAUUUUAUUCCUAGUUUGUUGCAAAAUUGGAAGCGCUUCAGACUGGGUUUUUUGCCUUAUUUUGGAUUAACAGCAAAAACAUAUGUGAGGAAAGCUGAACUUGAUGGACGCAAGUCUCUUUUCAGCUAUGUAACUAUGUAACUAGCAACACUGGAAGACAAACGCUGACAAACUGAAAAUUAGAGGUGUUGCGGACUCCGUACCAGAAGCAGAGUUCCCACACUUCACUAGCUGUUUACUCACCGCGCUGCUAAACCCGAAGGCGGCCAGAGCGAUCAUGAUAGACUGCAUCUUCCAGAUACCACGACCACCUAAUGCACCACCUAAUGCCCCCGGAGAUUUGGUAAUCCAGUUUCAAAUCCUAAAAGAUAAAGCUGCGGUCCUUGAAGCCACCAGGGGCCAACCAACUUACCCUUUCAAAUAAAUGGCACUGUCCUUCUAUGUGGACCUCUCAAGUGGGAUGCUUGCAUGGCGCAGGUCCCUACACCACUUCACCAGUCUACUGCAGCGCCACCAUAUUAAAUACCGAUGGGGACCAGCCGCACUCUACACGUCGCAACCGGAGAAAAGUAAUCCAUGACCUACAAGAGGCCACAAAGGCCUUGGGCAAGCUCAACCUUCCUAUGGACUCACUCACACAAUCAGAGAUGCAGCCAAAGCCCCAGAGUUCGUGCCAAGAAGACCGCCAGCGGAACCCUACGCAACAGCUACGACUUGAACCGGGACUCUCACCCACAGCAUUUUCACAGGGACGUUUUCCCCCCACACAAGCCACCACCGCUACCCUUUGGAACACAGCUCAAAUGUGGUGACUUUACUUUUGUGGUGACUUUAAUUAAUAUAUAUAUAUAUAUAUAUAUAUAUAUAAUAUAUAAUCUCCUAACUUGCAUUGCCAUGACAGUAUAUAUGUACUGCGAUGCUUUUAAACAGACAGUUAACGCACUCUUAUCCAGCACCCUGCAGGGCUUAACUUGACCAGCUCAGCAUAGACGGAUGACCCGCAUACAUCUCUAGUAGUGAUGUACCGAACGGUUCGCUGGCGAACAUAGCAUGUUCGCGUUCGCCACGGCGGCGGAACAUAUGCGCGGUUCGACCCGCCCCCUAUUCGUCAUCAUUGAGUAAACUUUGACCCUGUACCUCACAGUCAGCAGACACAUUCCAGCCAAUUAGCAGCACACCCUCCCUAGCAGACCCUCCCACCUCCUGGAAGGCAUCCAUUUUAGAUUCAUUCUCAAGCUGCAUGAUUAGUAAGAGGAGGGAAAGUGUAGCUGCUGUUCAUAAGAUAGGGAAAAGCAUAGCUAGGUUAGGGUUAGGGUAUGCUUUUUUUUGAUUUUUUUUUCUAUGUAAUGUAAUUGCACUUAGUUGUCUGCCACUGCUGCCAGCUUCUGUGUCAGGCUCACAGUGCAUACUGUGCCCAUUUCCCCAGUCAGUGCCACCACUUAGAUCUGGUGACACAAAGCUUGGAUUUAAAAAAACAAAAAACUUUUUUCACUGUUAUAGAUUGAAUAGCAGUUAGUUAUCUUUAAGCAGGUGUGUCAGCUCUACAGCGUGUACUCUGCCAGUACGCUGCCACCUCCUCUACUCCUCCUACUCCAUCCUCUUCCAUAACCUCCUCGGCUUAGUCCUCUUCUGCUGCUGCGUCUUGCUCCACAUCAGCGGAUAGGGGACGUAACAGUGAUUAAACUGAUAACAAUAGUACUAAACACACCACUCCUAUCUGGUGGCACAUUAGAUUGCACGCGCAGUGCCCCAAAUUUGUUGUGAUCUGUGAGUAAGGUAAGCGGUUGUCCAUACAAGUAGGUUGCAGCUUUUUGAGGGCCCACACCACCGCUAUGCACUCCUUUUCAAUGGCAGUGAAUAUACUUCGCUGUGCAAAAGUUUACGGCUUAGAUAAGCCCCGGGUUGUUAGCCACCAUCUGCUCCGACUUGGCUCAAUACUGCUCCCAAUCCAAGCAUAGAAGCGUCUGUAUGGACGAGAAAGUGUUUAGUUGGAUCAGGAGAAGAAAGUACAGGUGAUUUAAUGAGCGCCGUCUUGAGCUGUUGGAAGGCCUGUUCACACUCUGGGGCCCAUACUACUAUCUUGGGGAGGUUUUUACACGUUCCUAUAUAGCACUUACUGGGCUUUAGGGUCAGUACGGACUCCCUAAUCCGGUCUAUUACGGCUCCUAUGUGGGUCAGGUGUUCAGGCCAGGAGCUGCUAAAAAUGUCUAUACCAUCCAAGUAGGUGUGUAUCAGUGUGUAUCAGGGAUCCUUAGGACAGGUGUCAAUCCAUAUCUGCCAAGUGACCCUAUGUUGGGGUAACAUUCCCUAUUCUGAUCUGUGUCAGUGUGUAUCAGGGAUCCUUAGGACGGGUGUCAAUCCAUAUCUGCCAAGUGACCCGAUGUAGGAGGAACAGUCCCUAUUCUGCUCUGUGUCAGUGUGUAUCAGGGAUCCCAAGGACAGGUGUCAAUCCAUAUCUGCCAAGUGACCCUAUGUAAAAAAGGCCUGAUGAGAUGAGCUGCCUUGGGCUAAAAAUGGUCCACACGCUGCUGUAUUUUAGCUCUGAAUGCCUGUUGACUUGCGUGACUUAUCCACCACCAACUAGGGUUCAAGCCGCCAGUGUGUACUUUAUAAAUGGCUUUAUAAAGCAGUGUGUACUUUAUAAAUGGCUCCACCUGCCACCCGUACAGCAACACAGUCUCCAGUUAGGAGGACCAGCCAAGCAUCUUCUUCCAUCUGCCUGUUACAUAAAUUACUGCCGUGUACACGACCACUGAUAGGAGACGCGGAAGGUAUUAAACUGAUAAAAAUAGUACUAAACACACCACUCCUAUCUGGUGUCACAUUAGCUUGACCGCGCAGUGCCCCAAAUUUGCAGUAAGAGGACCGACCAAGCCUCUUCUUCCAUCUCCCUGUUACAAAAAUCAAUGCCGUGUACACGUCCACUGAUAGGAGACGCGGAAGGUAUUAAACUGAUAAAAAUAGUACUAGACACACCACUCCUAUCUGGUGUCACAUUAGCUUGACCGCGCAGUGCCCCAAAUUUAAUGUGAUCUGUGAGUAAGGUAAACGGUUGUCCAUACAAGUAGGUUGCAGCUUUUUGAGGGCCCACACCACCGCCAUGCACUCCUUUUCAAUGGCAGUGAAUAUACUUCGCUGUGCAAAAGUUUACGGGUUAGAUAAAAAUCAAUGCCGUGUACACGUCCACUGAUAGGAGACGCGGAAGGUAUUAAACUGAUCAGAACAAUACUAAACACACCACUCCUUUUUUUUGGUGAGGCUUUACAGGACAGAGUGCUUCUCCACGGGACAUGUUAACUCACAGGCAGCUGGCUCAUCAAGGAACCACAGCAGCUUUCCAUGUACAGGUAAGACACGUGCAGCCGGUAAGGGUUCAGGCUCUUCUUCCUGGAGGAUACGCUGCAAGCCUGUUGAACGAGGUGACCUUGCUCGGGUCCCAGGUGUACGGUUCCUAAAAUGGCUGCCAUAUACACGUCCACUGAUAGGAGACGCGGAAGGUAUUAAACUGAUCAGAACAAUACUAAACACACCACUAAUAAGGUUUCUCUCCUGUAUGGCUCCUCAAAUGAUGCUUAAGAUUAGAAGCGGCUGAAAAGCAUUUCUCACACUCAGAACAAAAAUAUAUUUUUUUAACAUUCUCUCCACUUUGAACUAAAUGACGUUUGGGAAGAGAUUAACAUAAUUAAACACAGGCAGUAAAAAUACAGUUUUUAGCCAUACCCUGUAACUUUAAAACUACACAUCCCAUCUUCAUAAUUACAUAUUUGGAAUCAGCACACUUAAAACAUAAACAUAACCAAAAAUCAGCCAAAUCCAUCCAGGGGUUAAAAAAGUUAGCUGGAGGUCCCUUUAUGACCGACCGCAAGCACAUUUUCCUGCCCAAAACAGUUCCAUAGAUUUGGGCUGUGAGGUCGGUCUAUUUCAGGCUGAAAAAAACGGCUGAAAAAAAGACUAAGUCCCAUCGCCGAAUGGGACUUUAGUCUCUGCAGCUGAAAUAAGGCUGAAAAAUAUGGCUGAAAAAAAGACUAAGUCCCAUCGCUGAAUGGGACAGUCUCUGCAGCUGAAAUAAUUUCCCAUUUACUGAACCAAGUGGGAAAUAGCCAGGCAGGCACAAAGGGUUUGCACCAGGUCUGGGGACACAGGGGACACCGCCUUAAAGGGGCCGUGUCCCCAACAAGUCUGGGGACACGGCCUUAAAGGGGCAGUGUCCCAAUCUUCCUGAUGUCCCAAAAAAGGUGUUUAAAGGGCCAGCACCAGUCACAUAAAGAGUCCAUAAGCCCCAAUAUGCCCACCGACAGUCUUAAAGGGCCAUACACACCAAAUAAAAGUGCAUACAUUUUCACAAUCUCCCAGGGGCCAUAGUCAUGCGGGAGGAGGCUGGCAAAUAGGCUUCUCCACAACCCAGGGAAGCAGGGCAAUUUGCCAUUUAAAGGGCCCGUUACAAAUAGCAGUUUGUAACAAGGUGUCAAUCCAUAUCCGCCAAGUGACCCGAUGUAGGGGGACCAGUCCCUAUUCUGCUCUGUGUCAGUGUGUAUCAGGGAACCUUAGGACAGGUGUCAAUCCAUAUCUGCCAAGUGACCCGAUGUAGGGGAACAGUCCCUAUUCUGCUCUGUGUCAGUGUGUAUCAGGGAUCCUUAGGACAGGUGUCAAUCCAUAUCUGCCAAGUGACCCUAUGUAGGGGGACCAGUCUCUAUUCUGCUCUGUGUCCGUGUGCAUCAGGGGCUCUGAGGACAGGUGUCAAUCCAUAUGUCAAGGUGUCAAUAUGUCAUAUGUCAGGUGUCAAUCCAUAUUGAUUGUGAUUUAGGAAUGUUAGGUGAUUUCUGCCCUUUAUGGAUUAAAACCAGACUGUAUCAACUGUGUAAUUUUCCAUGGGAGUUUUGCCAUGGACCCCCCUCCGGCAUGCCACAGUCCAGGUGUUAGUCCCCUUGAAACAACUUUUCCAUCCCUAUUGUGGCCAGAAAGAGUCCCUGUGUGUUUUAAAAUUCGCCUCCCCAUUGAAGUCAAUGGCGUUUCGGGCGGUUCGCCGGUUCGCGAACAUUUGCGGAAGUUCGCGUUCGCCGUUCGCGAACCGAAAAUUUCGGGUUCGCGACAUCACUAAUCUCUAGCUAGUCCCGGGGCUUAAUACCAGGCACACAACCUAACCGACUAAUAUUACGACAGGUUAUCACACAACAGUGUACAUAUGAGAGAGGGCAGGAAGCCCAGACCUGCUUACAAUAAGCAAAAUAAGUCUACACAUUCACGCCAGAACACACGCAGGCCCAACCCACAUGAUCGCCCAACUUUAGGACAUAGCGACAUAAUCAUAAGCUCUUGACUGACUGACAUCUGUAAAUUGAGCUAAUAUACAAGGAUCUACAUGCACGCAUGCCCACUACAUCUAGCCACCCGAAUUCUUAACCUGUGUUAUGCAAAAGGUUUAUGCUUGUUAUUAAUUAAAAAAAAAAAAAAAUGUGCAAUGUUUAAUCCUGCCACUGUUUUCACUGAGAACUUACCCAAAGUAUUCGCUGUUGUGGCGACACUAAAGCGAUUUGUAUUCACACCUACAACAAAAUAAAGAUUAAAAACAUUUUCAAUAAACCAAAAUCUUCAAAAAAAUAAAUAAAGGUUUGUAUUCCUAAUGCUAAAGUGUUCCUUUAAAUCAAUGAUGUACUUUUGUUUGCAGAGUCUUCUUGCUGCCUGAUUAAAAGUGCAGGAGAAAGGAUUUUGUACAUAAUUUGUCACUUUUUGCUUUGUUUACACAAUCUAUCUUUUAUAUGAAUCAUAUGCCAGACAAUCCGAACACAGCCAAAUCGAACAAUGUGUAUUACCUUGACCCAGUAUGUAAUAGUGAGGGCCGGAACAUAGUUGCACUCAUACGACAUUUUCUGAGUUGAUGUCCACUAUUCCCAGAUGAUCAUGGUAAAAUGCCCGUACUUUGGCAUAGAAGGGCUGUGUAUGUAGGUUUGUUUGGUACUUGUUACUGCAGUCUUGAUCCCAGUAAAUCUUUCAGUAUGUGCUUUAGUUACUACUAUGAAUUGUGGUAAACAAACGUUAAAACCUUUCUAGUUCAGCUAUUGUACAGCAUAGCAGGCUUGGCCUAAAUGUUCAAAAUAUAUACUUUUUUUAGUCCACCAUAGCUCACACUUUAUUGAAUAUACUUAAGUCUACUUAGCUGCUGUGGGAACAUACCCUGCUUCCUAAAGGAAAUUGAGCAAAUGGGAUAUUACUGUAAGGGUUUUAUAAACAUUGCAUUAUUCAGACAACUCAUGUUAACAUACUGUGUGAUUCUCUUCUGUGGCAGCUAAUGGGACAUCAAGCAGUCAGUUGUCCACGCCCAAAUCCAAGCAGUCUCCAAUUUCUACCCCGACCAGUCCAGGAAGUCUUCGCAAACAUAAGGUAUUAUGUUUCCUCUCCAACUACGUAACACUACAUCUUAUUUCAAAGUACUAUCCUAAACCUAAUUAAAUCUUGUGAUGUUUUAUUGAAUUAGGUGUAAGAUUCUGCAAGUUAGAUGCUGAAUAAACCUCUAAAAUUAUUCGCUAUUCAUGUGAUUGGGAUUAAUACUAAAACAGAUUCAACUUGGUUAACUUCAACUCUGCUAAAUUGCCUAAUUGUUCUAAUCUAAAGCAUUGUACAAUAAGGACAGUUAAGAUAUGCAAUUUGCUCACCAUUACAUUAUGCUAUAUUAAUACAUGGCUAUUCACAUGUUGCAUUUAGCAGGGUAUGAGGUAAAGCUUACCCCUUAACCGAACCUCUAACAUCUGAUUAUUGGAUAAAUGGAUAGGGGGUGCAGGCGUGCUCCUGGGAUCCAGCAACAGUUGCACUUUCAGCAAUUUUUUUUUUAUCAUUUAUUUGUAUUAUUCUUUCUAGUUGGUUAGAGGCAAGCUGGAUGUAAAUAGUUUAACAAAAACCUAAUCUCAUCUGAGUUUCAACCAUCUAACGUAAUAACUCUCUAUUUAGUGAAAAAAACUUAACUUAUUAGAAAAAAAGUGUAAUUUUAAAUUAUUUGUUUUAAAUGUUGCUUUCAUCUUUAGUAUUGUUGACUAAUUAUUAUUAGUUGUGUUUUGUUUUGUUUUUUUAAUAUCAUUAUUAAUCUUAUUAUUAGCAUGAGUUUUGGUGGGGUGGAUUUACUACUAUAAUGAAAACAAUCUAUGUGUAAUUAAGGCAUUACAUUAGUUUCAUACUUAUCCGUAGUCUUUCAAAAUCUGAGCCCCCCUUGUUGUUUUGGAGCCUAUCUAUAGAUACACAAAUAUGAACUGUGCCAAAUGUAAGCAGAUGCUAGCUAGCUUGUCAUUGUGCACUUUUUUGCUACACAAUCAUUGAGCUUGCUUUGCAUAAUGUUGAACAAAGCCUACAUUUUUAGAGCUCAUACAGUACCAGUCAAUCUUACUAUAUAUUUGUAAUUCUCCAUUGACUGACACUGGCAUUAGUCAAAGUAGACCUUUUCAUUCAGUACGCUGUAUUGUGUUUGGCAGUAUUUUGUGAACCAUGCACUAAUGGGGCAUUUUUUUUUUUAGCCUGCUCAGCCAUCAAACCAAACCAAAAUGUUGUUUUCCGCAUUCAAGCACGUUCACAUUCAUGAUAUCAUAUGGAGACCUGUUCAGUCUAUAGCAGGAGUAGGCAACCUUUGGCACUUCAGAUGUUUUGGACAGCAUCUCUCAUAAUGCUCUUACAGCCAUAAUGCUUGCAUAACAUCUGUGGAGAUGUAGUCCACAACAUCUGGAGGGCCGAAGGUUGCCUAUCCGUGGUCUAAUGCUAUGGACCAUAUGUUUCCACAUUUAACUUUUUGUCUACACAACAUAACUACACAUUCUAUGUAUAAAAAGAGAAUUAAUUAUACUGAUAAAGUUUAAAUGUGAAAAAAUAUCAUGGUUUAACAAUUGUAGUUUAACAGCUGGUAGUCCAAGGGGACCUCUCCAGUGAUAUGCAAUAAGUGCAAGAAGUACAAUACCCAAGAGCUGUAAUAACAUUUUAAUAAAUGCUGACUACACAUAGUUAUGUAAAUUCGAAAAAAUCAAUAGCAAUUCUUAUUAGGAAAACAUUUUAGCAUGAGAUUGGUCUUGUGACUCGUCUAAAUGUACUAGUGUGUCAGACAUGAUUGAUCAUGAUGAGAAUAUGAUAAGAGGGUCAGUUAACCACAAUUCUUAAUACACACAAGAUGCAUGAUACAUAUAUCAAAGACCAACAGUGGUUUGAAAUAGUUGUAGAAUUUGCUUUGAUAAUGAAUACCCACUCUAUUUAAACUGUCCAUGUACUCUUGUCUGCCUUGGCAGAAAUCGCUUUAAGCCUCUUAUGGUCAGAAGACCACAACAGUACAGUCCACAGAGAAACAUACUUAAAGGCAGUGUUCCACUUCCCAUAUUAUCCUUGCUGUAAUUAAUGAACUCCUUCAUUGAUUACCCUCUGCCAACAUGCUUGUUACUAAAUACAGAUUAAGGAACAGCACACACAUGAAAAUACAGUACCACUACUUCUCAAUACCCCAAUAUAAAUGCGUCCUACACUCAUUUCAACGAUGGAGACAAAUAGUGCUAGUGCUAAAUGUGCAUAUAAAUAAUCUGUUGUAAGAGCAUUGUGAAUAUACAUAAUGGAAAAUGAAUGUGAUAAAGACAAUUAAAAGAAAUAGUGUCAAAGCUAAACAAAGCGAAAGUGCUUUGAGAUAGAUCUAUAGAUAUCUAGAUAGAUAGAUAUAUAUAUAUAUAUAUAUAUAUAUCUAUCUAUCUAGAUAUCUAUAGAUCUAUCUCAAAGCACUUUCGCUUUGUUUAGCUUUGACACUAUUUAGGUUGUGUGUUUUCUUAGUUUUUUGUAAACAAGCCAUAAAAUGGUCUUCAUAUAAGCUUCAUACUCUGAAAUGUAGUAUCAUGCCCUAUACAAUGCAUACCAUACAUCUGCUCUACACUAAUUAAAAUUAUGAUUAAAGUGACAUUACUAUCCAAAGGUUGCCUUUAAAGGGGCAUCUAAAGCCAGGGGUUCUGGCGGAGUACUAAACACAAAAGCAAUCAGAUCUGGUCCAAAUAUACAUAGUGAAAAUUUAUUUAUAUAUAAUAUUGGGGUAUUGCGAAAUAGUGGUGGACUUAACAUAAAAUGGCCAUAUUGUGGAACUGAAUCCUCAUAUUUGUUUACAGAGAUAGGUGAUUUUAAGUAGUCUUCGAAAAUGUAACACUGUAUUUUUAUGUGUGUAUUCUUAAUCUGUAUUUUGUAUAAUUUUUUUACCUCUAAGGCAGCACCAUUAUUGAGAAGUACAUGUGCCCCCAAUUACCCUUUGAUUAAACAUGCUUGUUACUGACAGGAAAAACUUUACAUAUAUAUGCUAUUGAAAUCUGUUUAGUAAAAUUAAAUGGUGAGGAUACUUUUUCAGGUACCAUUUGAGAUGCAUGGUUAGUCUAUACUCGUUCAUAAUAUUGGUGGGUUAAUCAAGUAAAGUCCGAAUGGCCCUCCACUAAAAGGGGCAAAAUCAUUCUUCUGCAUUCUAGGCCAUUCAGAUUGUAAAAUAAUGAAAUUGUUCAUGCAAUUUAACAAAGUCCAGAUUUUAUAAUUCAGGCCCUGACUGGGCCUAUUUUUAGUGUAGAUUUCAGCCUGGCCAAACACCGCCAACCUUGGCAAUGGCUGAAAUCGGGCCCGAAUCCUGCAAAUGUGGCAUGGAUGCUACAAAUUGGGCCCAGAUCUAAAAAUAAAAUCUGAACAAAAUGAUUGCUGGCAGAACUAGCAGCUAGCAGCAAAUCGCUAAAUAACAGUCAGUGCCAAGAGGGUAAUUAUGUGGCGCCUGGUCACUUCUUGCUAGCCGUACAUCCAUCCAAAUAAUAAAAAAAAAAAUAGGCGGAACUGAUGCCCUCCCAAGUCCCUAUCCUUGGAUGGCAGGUGGGGCCCAAAUUAAUUAAAAAAUGGAAGGGGUGGAGAUGCCAUAGUCCACCACACCCACAAAUAUUGGAAUUGCCAACUUCCUCUGGUGGCUAGUGGUCUCCAAUCCCCUAGCCUUUAACCAAUAAAAAUAGAUAACCCUAUUUACCCUCCUCAUCCAAAUAAUAGUGGGGGAACAAUUAAACUUGCACCUGUUUAAAAGAAUAUUAGACUUGAAGUCUUCUAUUUAUUCUUAUAUUCAGCCCCAGAAAAGCCCAAAUAAAAAUCCAUUAUCUCGCAGUUCAAUGGAUUAUGAUAAAAUAAAAAGUCUGACCACAAAAAAAAAUGGCAGAAAUAUUAAAAAGAUUGCACCACAAUUAAAUUAAUCAAUUUUCACUCAUAGAGGGUUCCGCAUAUGUCGGCUAUUGUAAAGCAUGGGAAAUCUUCUUACACUAUGCAAUAUGAGGAAGAGCACUAUGAUUGGUUGAUUAGUAAGCCAAACAGUCAGAGCACUCUGACAGCUCCCACUAUUUCCUCUCCCCUGAAUAUUAUAAUUAUAGACCCCAACUGCCACCAGUUGGUGGGGGUCGGUGGGACUAGGUCCCUUUCUUGAAUAGAACUGCCAUCCGAAUUUGCAGCAUUCAGUCAGUGCUACCAGCGAGCAAGUAGUAAUUAAAUUUAUCAUUUACUUGCAUAUGAGAAUGAUAGCAAUACCUUUUGAAUACUUAUAUCUAAUACAUACAAAUGUCUCAUGUGAAUGAAAAUAUUGUCAUUUCUGUUUUAACAUCUGUCUUAUAGUUUUAUGUAAACACAAAUGUGCAUGUAUGUGCCUGAACAGUCCAUCUUUAUCUGACAUUGAAAAUUUAAUUAUAGGCAGCUAUAUUUUUUCUUUUUGAUGAUAUGCGAUAAGUACUAUCCUCACUAGCAUAUUUUAGGUUGUGUGUUUUCUUUGUUUUUUGUAAACAAGCCAUAAAAUGGUCUUCAUAUAAGCUUCAUACUCUGAAAUGUAUUUAUUUUUUAACUCAUUCCUUUUUAUCUUUUUUCUUUUUACAGGACCUGUACCUUCCCCUCUCUCUGGAUGACUCUGACUCCCUUGGUGAUUCCAUGUAAAAGGCUACAGUAUAACAUGUCCCAGUUCGUAGGACCGCAUAGUGGAUAGAAGCAGACCGGGCACAUUGGUGCUUUCUUAACUAAGGAUACAGUUACAGCUUUCACUGUUACAUUUUUAUAAUUAUUUCUGUCAUUUAUUGUUUGUGCCAUAAAUCCAUGUGACCCAAUCUGGCAAGGGUGAUAAACAUUUGUUUUAUAGUGAUGAAGCAGGCUUCAAAUUUAUGUUUAUGCAACGUGUGUCAUUUUUUGAGUUUUUUGUUACACAACAUUGUGCUCUACAAGCUGAUGACAGUGUUAUCGUUAACAACAUCUAUAACACAAAUAGCUGGUUAAGUUUAGUAAGUGAAAGAAAAACUUAACAGUAAAGUACACAUGUAAGUGUAAUGGGGAAUGUUUAGUGUGUAGAUUAUACUGCUGGUUAUGUGUGUAAUUUUGUAUUCUAUUGAAGGUAACUAAACGGAUUACCUUUUUGUUAAUUUAUAAAUCCUAAUAAUAAUUAAAUUGAAAUUUGUUGCAAGGUCUUUAAAGAAAGUCUCUUUAUAUCAUAACUUGGGUGAGAUAUAGUAUAGGCACCAUUCCAUAAAAGGUACAUAUACGACUAGCUGUAAAAAUAUCAGAUAAAUCAAAUAGGGGUUGAAAUUCAAAAGUCAGAUGAUGUUUGGGUGAAUUUGGUCGGUAGCAAAAAGUUGAAUUGUUAGAACCAUUCUAAAAUUAACUGCAGAUUUAUGGAAACAUCAGCUGCUAAUUUGAAUGUUUUUUGUUUCAUUCAAGAUAGUGCAUUUUUUAAUUCGUAAUAUUAUUUUUCUGUUUGUGAAUUUUAAGAAUAAUUAUAGCAGAUUUCAAUAUGAAAUAUUGAUAUGGAUGAAUCAAUUCAGCUGCCAGUUGAUUCUACUUUUACUGAAUUGUGCCUUAAACUGUAUGUCACCUUGAAACACCAAGGCUUUUCUUGUGAUUUUAUCAUGGGGAUUUUAAUAGAUUUUCUUUUUUAACAAAUGUCAAGGUUGAAAAUGGUGUUCUGAAUCACACUAAACGCAUCACACUCUCUGUACCAUGGAGAGUCUGAAACAGAAAUGUUUGUCCAAUUUGCAGAGUUAAAAGGGUUAAUGAACUAUUUUACUCAGUACCAACUUUGUUGGUUCUAGUGGUAGACAAAACAGGUUAAUAUUUGAUUAGUUACAUCUAGUAAUGUGUCCAGUGACAGAUUUAGAGAGAAUACUGCAGAUCACUUAAGGGUUGUUCAAGCUAUUUCUACUGAUCUGGAACCAUAUGGUCACCUUAUUUAUUUUUACAAGGCAAUUUCAGUUCUCCUCCUCCAAUUGUCAUGCCCUAUCAUGUUUUAUUAUGCUCCAGUUUCUUGUUUAGCCCCACGCCAAAGAAAAGAAAAAUCCAAUUUAAAGAGCAGAUGGUUGAAUUAUUUGAAACAAAUUUGAAAGUUAUUAAUCAGUAGAUGAUCAUGAUUAAUAUAAUUGGGUAUUUAAAUCUGGCCUGUAAAAUUGGUAUUUAUUAAUCUUUCAAUCCUUUCCAAACCAGUUCAGUGAUAACAUUUGUAUUUAAUUUGUAUUUGUGGAUGAUACCAUUGGAGGUAAUAUUUAGUAGUAAUUCCACUAUAGUAAGAAGUGGUAAUUGAAAUGACUAUACAAGUCAGCCUAUUCUAUGUAUGCCUCGAAGUAUUGUCAUACAUUGAAAUAUAACUGGCCACAGAUUGCUUAAUCAAAUUAAUCUUUGGAGCCGUGGAGCAAAAGGUUCUGUUAUGCAUCAUUAUUAGUCAGAGGGCCCAGACUUAUGAAAUACAGCUCUCUGCUUAUUGUGGAUUCAUAGAACUCUAGAAUUGACAACCCUGUCUCUCUGGUAAUAUGGUGAAUCUAAUCACCAAAGCACUAUUUAAUCAGGAGAGAGAUUUUGUAUAGAAAUGCUUGCACUGAAAUUAACUGCACACAUUAACACUUAUAAUUGAGUUCGCGUGUUUUAGGGAAGGCACACAAAGUAUAUAUUUGCUAAUAAAAUUACUAUCAAAUGUGUAGAUCAAGAGAAACCUGUUAUGUAAAAUUGUAUGACCAUGCCCCAUAUUUACAGUCAUUGUGUGCUUAUUUAUUGGUUUGCAUGGAUGCAGUGAAAUUAAAUAUGGGCCAAGACAGAAGGACAGAUCUACUAUAUUUGAAACCCUCUUUCUAUUUGAUCCAUGCAUUUGUUUUAAUUUUGAUAGCCUGAAAUAGAGAUAAAUAUGCUCUGAAAGCUGAGUUUUUCAGCUUGAUCUGUCUGUGCCAUAUCUAAAAUGUGGCCUAUUAAUGAAACUGGGGGGAGGGGGGAGAAACAGGUGGUUUUUAAUCGGAAACUGUAUGCAAGUAAAAAGUUAAUCUACAAUAAUCCUGUAUUUCAGCUUUUAUCUUUACUAAAUUAUAUUUCUUUUGUAAUAUCCAGCCCUGAAAACACUGUGAUACUGUGUUUUAAUUUCUAUGUUUUAUAUCAAUAAAUAACACUUUUUAUUAUUGUCACUUCUAAAAGUAGAUUUAUAGGAACCUACUUUUAUAAAGACCUCGUUUUCAACUUUACAAACUUUAGAAAAUAUGACAACAACUCUGGGACAAGCAACCGAUUUACACAGCAUUUAUUUACAGAAUUAAGAAAGAAAUACACUUUUUUUUUUUUUUUUUUAACAAACAUUUUGAUAUGGUUUUUGUAAAAACUUAAGACUUGUGUUUCUGUACAUUAGAUUAAUUUAUUUGUACUGCUUGUAUUGUACUAUUAACAUAUAUACAGUCCGGUAAAUAUUAUAAAUCUGUUUUUCAGUCAUAUUAGAUGUGGUUUCUUACUAAUGCCAGUCAUUAUAUAGUACUCUUUUUAUACUAUAGGGAUGCUAUAUCUAUGUUUCAAGUUCCUAUAUGGAAGAACAUUUUAUAACAUUUGAUUUUUUUUAAUAAUCAUAUAAAGGCUGCCAUAUUUGAUAAGAUUGCAGUGUAUUUAAAACUGAAUGCAAUUGUUUUUGUUUUGUUUUUUCCCAGUAGCCUAGGGGAAGCAAUUUUUGAUUACACUCUUAACUUCCUGUUGUGCACUGCUUCAGGUCCUGCUCAGGCAAUACACAAAAAACUAGGUGCAAAGUAAAAUUAACCCCCUCUCCCCAAUCCAGUAAAAAUAACUGUUGCUGUUUCUAAAUAGCUAAGGGUAGUAAACCAGUUGCAUGUAUUUUUUUUUCUUCACACCGGGAAAAUCUUUUUCUUUUUUUUUCUUUAACAGUUUUCAAGGAAAAAAAAAAAUCACACUCUUUUGCUUUUAUCUUUUAAACAAAAUGAUUUUGGUAAAUUAAUACAUUUGCAUUAGGCUGUAUAAACAUCAGUUGGCAUGGGAACAAUAAACAGAUCUGUGUCAAUGUAUCAUCUGAGGGAGGAGUUUAUUUUCAGUGAUAAAAAUGGCUUUAGACAGACUGUAUAAAUAUUUCUGUCUUUCUCUAAUUGAAUUAUAAUGUUACCUAAAUGUCUGACACAUUUGAUCAACAUCAAGUAAUAUUUACUUGAUGGUGAUAAAAUAUGUCAGUAUUGCAUCAGAAAUCUUUUUAUUAGGGGGAAGGGAGUUAUUUUCGUUAAACAUAUUAAGUUGAGCCGGGGUUGCCAUGAUCGUUCUCACCUUGAUAAUAGAACUAUUAACUUCUUAAUGACAAGUCAGAGAACUAAUUAAUGUUAUGUACCAUUUACACCCUGCUUGAUAUGUCUCAAUGUAUAUUUACAUAAUAAACAAUUUCGUACAAUGCAUGGCAGUGUCACAGUUAAGGUGGAAAACAUGAAAAUGAUCAUGAAAUUCAACAAACUACCCAUUAAAUUAAUUUAAAAAACAAACAAACAUGAUGGCACUAGACAUAAUGAACAUGGCUCACUGAAUUUGGUAAACACACUUAUCACACACCUAGAGCAGAUUAUAGAAACAAAACAGAAGACUAAUGCCAGAUGACAUUGUGUCGGUCAAAAUAAGAAAAUUAGGGUAAUGUAUAAGGAAACCUCAUCUAUAUACGAACACACUGUACUAAUUCUGCUAAUAAAUAUUGAUGAUAUUGUGAUCCAAAACUCUCAUCCACCCUUAAAGUUGAUCCAGAGCUCUAAAUCACACUGACAUUUUUAUUAACUUACUUUUGGAUUACAAGAGUACAAAGAUGCUAAAUUAGCAAUAUGUGGCUAGAACUAAAUUUUACUACAUUAAAAAAGGCACAAACCAUUGCACUUUUUUUCUUAAACUAUUUAUGGACUGAAAUGUGAUAAGGUAAAUUUAGGUCCACUUUUUUCAAACUGUACAUGAAUUUAAAUUUAUGGUGCAAAGUGCCUUGAAUCAUUGAAGGCUACGUCUAAGCACUAUACCUACUAUAUCGUGCUGCAGUGGUUAUGGUGAAGAGUAACUGGAUGCCAUGUGGAUGUAAUCUGUCAAACGGUUACAGAAUGGUUUCACAUAAACUGUGUUUGCUUCCAGUCCUUCCAGUGAGUUUUGAUCUGAUAAAUCAUAAGUUCAUAGUUAUGCAUUAUCUUAUCAACUUACAAUAGAUUUGUACAAUACUCAUUGUUGAGACCCAGCAGCUGGCACCUGUUAUGGGUUGGUAUAAUAAUGCAGUAGUGUAUUUUUUUUUUAAACAGACCAAUUUAGACCAGCAGAACCACAGGAGCUUGACUCUGCAAAGUAAAUGUGAAAACAUUUGAACGUUUUGACUGAUUACCACCGGAUGUCCCUCGGCACCAUAACUACUAUAACAACGUGUCCUGUUAAUCCUGUUUUCAGUUGUUUUCUUUUAUUAACAGAACAUGCUACUAUAGUUCAUUGUAAUGUGCUCUUGUUAAAAUGGAAUCUAGUUUGUUGUUCGAUUUCUACAUCUAUAAAUCUCUUUUAAUAAUAUAAUAAAACAUAUAAAUGCCAGUUUCAAAUAUUUUCCCACUUUAAGGCGUUGUUACAAUUGCUUGUGGCUUUUGUUAUCAUAAUUAUAGGUCACUGGUACCUUUUAGUGAAAAUCCCCACUAAUGAUUUGCUUUUUGGCUUCUGUCACUCAAUUAAUUUAGUCAUUUCUUUCAUGGGCCAGUUAACGUAAUAGGCCUCAAAUUCUCUGCUUCACCUAACAUGUCAGGUUAAGUAGACGUUUCUUGACAAGACACCGCUUUGCAUAGAAAGCCUCAAAGAAUUUUUUUUCUUUGGCCAGUGAGAAUCAAAAUGAUGAAUGUCACAACACAAAAAGAUAGGCUUGUACAAGUAAAAAAAGAAAAGAAAUGACGCAUCUGGACUUAAGCUUAAAUGCAAGUACAUCUUAUGAUGACUUUACAGACAUUAUUUUAAGGCAAACAUGCGAAAAUAUGGGAUUUCAACACUGCAGUAAAUAUCAAUUUUAUGCCUCUCUUAUUCUAAUGGUUCUCAAAAGGUUUAAAUAGGAUUUGUGGUUGACAAAAUAUGGAAUGGCUGUAUUUACUAACAGGAGUAUUUACUAAAGUGAGAACUGGCAGAAAGUAAGAGUGAAUUUUAAAUUUAAGGCCAAAAUAGCAAAUAAUAAAACAGAAUUGAAUACUUUCUCCAAGUCUGCUAUGUUUUUCAUGACCACUUUUUUUUUUUUUUUAUCCAAUAGAUUGAAAUUCACUUUAAAUUGCUAACAAUUCACGCUUCGGUGAAUAACCUUGUAAAUGUGAAACUGGAUUUUAAACUUUUGUUAAUUUAGCUUUAAUUGUGCAGUUGUCAACUGGUUUCCCACCCCACCCAAAAAAUUACAAGAGAGCGCGCACUUUCAAAGAACAAACACAAAAUAUAAUCACAAAAAUAAAAAUUAAGCAAAAGGGUGCUCACUAGUGAUGUCCCGAACGGUUCGCCGCGGACUCAUCAUUGAGUAAACUUUGACCCUGUACCUCACAUUCAGCAGACACAUUCCAGCCAAUCAGCAGCAGACCCUCCCUCCCAGACACUCCCACCUCCUGGACAGCUCACUAAGAAUGCAGCUUCACAAUGAAUGUAAAAUGGAUUCUGUCCAGGAGGUGGGAGGGUCUAGGAAGGAGGGUCUGCUGCUGAUUGGCUGGUAUGUGUUUGCUGACUGUGAGGUACAGGGUCAAAGUUUAUGUUUAUGUUCGCCGUCCGUGGCGAACCGUUCGGCACAUCACUAGUGCUCACUCAACGACUCUAUUCCAUAUAGAGUCUAAAAGUACCAUGAAUCAAACAAAACUGUGGAGCACAGCCAAUAAAAGUAUAAACCAACUCUAUUAUGCAAACAAAAUUAAAUGUUAUCCAAAAAAUCAAGGCAUAUACAGAAUAUACCUGUUAAGCUAGAUAUCUAAAUACAAUAAUCAGUAACAUAUACAUAAAUCACAUUUGUCAGACCCAAAAUCAUACUUAUUAACAAUCCUAACAAUCAAUCUAAGGCACGGAAUACCCAAAUAGGUACACGAUACGUACAGACUCAAGUUCUUGCAAAUCUUUUCCACACCAUCUCCAUCAUCACUCUGUGUAAUCCUUAUCUGUUCAGUCAAAUGAAAUGCUUCUCCUAGAGUUGGACCUUUUGUGAUUGUGCCAAUCACCUUCCUUUGAUAGAGAAGCAUUGGAUACAAUUGAGUCUAACCAAAUGGCAGCUGGAGCAAGACAGAAGUAGAAUUGCAAAAGACAUAUAACAUAAUGUAAGGAGGAGUCAGAAAGGGAAGAUGGAAGAGAGGGCUGUCAUUAGGAAAGGAGGGGGAAAAUGUCUGUUGAGACGCAUAGUUGCUUGCCUACAGGGAAGAAGUUCAUUACGCCUGUUGUCAGCACGCACUUUUUUAUUGCUAUACAUUUGAUAGGCUAGCAGGACACAGUAUCGUUUAAGAGUUUGCAGCACUUGUAGUCACUAGGCCUAAAACAGUUUUCCAUUUCCCAUAUUAAACUUGCCAUUAUAUAAUAAGACCAGAUUUCUGUCAUUGGAAAGCAAGUGAAGUCAUAGGAAAAAGUCUUCUGUGAUGGUAGCCAUUUUUUGACUGGGAGCUUGCUAAAAAUUUUAAAUAGAUGCACAAACAUGUUUUAGACUCCUAAUCAAAGUUAUUACACCUGCAAGUAAUUGGGUAUUAUAGCCUAAAAAAAAAAUUGUGUUACACAUUUUUGUACUAGACAAUGGUCAACAUAUACCUAAGCCAUUGAUUAAUACUAAAACCAAGCUGACUUUUCAAUUAAAAAAUCUCAUAUUCUGAACCAUGACGCCAAAAUUACCUUUAAAUGGCUGGAGGGUGGGUCUGCUUGCAUGGUGAAAAAUAACUGAUAGCAGUAAUGUUUGCUUACUAUAUUCACAUUACCUAGCAGAGGCUGAUGAUACGAGUCAAUACAAACUUUACUAAGGCUAGAAUUUAUAUUCUGAGCAGGGCUCAAACUUGACGUCCUAUGCCACUAGAUAGGCCUAAAGGUUACUUAUCAAUGCAAAGGUCCAUGGCACAUUAAUUAAGAGUGAAUUUCAACUUGCCAUGGGCUUGUGAAGAGUAGAAAUAUUGAGCCGUUUGUAAGGGUAUAAUUUACAUUUAAUCUGAGAGGAAACAAAUGUAAAGAUUUAUUUUCUUGUACUUAGAAGUAGUCCUAAUGGUUACAAUUAUUGCAAUACAAUAAGAGUGGAUCAGACAAAUAAGGGGAACGUUAAAGUACAAGGACACCACACAUUAAUCCUAACUGUGCAUUUCUCUCUUCCCAGGCACUCAUAGGGUUAACAAGGUAAAGGACACUCUCACAAGGUUAACAUGUUAAAUGCAUGCCUAUUGCAGUAAGUAAAUACAAUUAUACUGUUCAUGCCACACCUCCCAACUGUCCCAGAUCUGAAAGGACAGUCCCAGCUAAGCACCUUGACCUGCUUUUUCUCUGGUUUCUGUAGUAAACUGCAGUAACAAAGUCUCCCUUGGAAAAUAUCUUAAUAAUAUUAUUAUAUUUGUUAUAAAGAACAGAUUUGUAAUCUGGAUUGACAAUAUGACAAAAAUAUAGUUAUUGUUACAAACAUGCUGAUGCAAAAGAGAAAGAUGAUAAACCUCAAAUGAACUAUGAGAGAUUUUAGUGUGAUAUUUUCUAAAUUCUUGAAUAAUGGCAAGGUUGGGUAGAAUAAAGCCAUUGCUAUUAAACUGAACAGAGUUUUAUAUGUUUUGCAAUAAUUUUCCAUCUGUCCCUUAAAGAGACUCUUGUCGGCCCAUUUAAUUCUAAAGAUUACGCCUGACAUACCGCCAGAAGAAUAUACAAAGGGUUAUGCACUAAAAUGAGAAAUCAAAGUAAAUUUUAGUUUUAAGGUUAAAAUGGACAAACUAUGCUUUCAUUUUGACUACUCUGACGUUAACUUUGAAAUUCGUUUUGAAUUCUCAAUUGAGUAAAUAGCCCUCACAAAGUUACACAUCAUUAUUGAAGUUGCUGAUUUUCACAUUUUGCACCAGUCACUAAAUUACUAUAUAGUAAGUUAUUUUAAGGUAGCUGAAAAGCCUCCAUUAGUCCAGACAAACCUCUGAGUAUUUUCGUUAUAUAAUGCCAGUUUAGUAGGAUAAAUUCCUGUGCCAUAUUAUUGUUCAACUGUAUUUAACCAACCUGCCAAAUUAUAUUAAGGAUGUUUAUUGAAACCCCAUUACAGCUUUAGCAGAAUUAUAAGAUGACACACAUUAUACAUAUCUAUAGAGGGUACAAUUUGGUCAAAAUGUGUAAUGAUUUAUCAGAUUUUCAAAAUAUAGUGUUAAGUUUCAAUGUAAUACUUUAUUCUUAUGGUAGCUAUAUAGACAACUUCCUUGUUUCUGAUACAUGUCAGUUUCUAUACAAGGUCCAUGAUUUUAAAAUAAGAGAUUAGAUGUAUGCUUGGAGAUAUGGUGUUCUAAGUGCAAGAGACUGUAGAUACAAGUACAGUUAUGUUCUUAAAAUACCCUUAAAGGCUCAAGAUUUAGUUUUUUUCUAAUAAGUAAACUUUUUAUUACAAUGGUGUUUUUUUGUUUUUAAAUCAUAUAAUGAUAUACCCUAGAAUUCAGAAUAGUGGGUAUUCCAUCUGGGUUUUAAAAUUGUAAGAAUCUGAAAAUUGUUAGCUGAGCAUUUGUAGUGAUUGUCAUUGUCUAAGUACAUAGGUCAAUAUUUUACCUACUGGCUACAAGAAAUAGGAUGCAUUGCAAACCCUCUGUUAUUGAUAGGGUUUAGCUAUUAACUUGCCACGACAAGUCACUUUAUAUAAUUUUCAAUAUUGUUGAUACAUAUGUUUAGAAACUUUGUUCAUUGGAUAAUUGUAUGCUUGGCUUCCCCUUGCAGGGUGCAAAGGGGUUUGCCAAAAAGGGGUGAGGUAUUUUGGAUAAAGGAUUAUGUGUACUGAAUGUUUUCGGCAUUCACUAAAAGUACUUACUAACCCUUGGAGCGUCAGUGGUGUGCAAUACUUUGAUUGUAAAAGCUUAUCGGAACCAGCUGUGAUGAUAGUCACAGAAGCGUCACAAUACUGUGCAGCAAAAGAGGGCCAAAAACAUAAUGAAACAUUUAAUGCGAUACCCUUGGCUAUUUAUCUGGGAUAAAAGCCAGGCACAUAAUGGUUUUACUUACUGAGCAUUAAUGCAAGUUGUGUCUCCUUUUUUAUCAUGUGUAUAAAGACUGUUUUUAAAGAAAACAUUUUUAUACUGUAUUUGAUCUUAUUUUAGUUUUGAUAAAGCACUGUUCAGUGGAUGUAUACUGGCUCUGUCUUGCACAGAGCUUAAUAAGAAUGAAUGGAACGUGGUAACUAAGUGAGGACUAAGGAUCUUUUGGAAACACUGCCGUAUAAGUUUAAAAAAGGAUCAUGUACUAAAAAUAUACAAAAUUCCCUUCACCAGUUCUUGCAUUUUUAACAAGUUUUUUUGGUUAUAGCCCAUUAGAAAUAUUAGCGCAAUUUAACCUUAUACCAAUGAGUAUGUCAUAACAAAAUAUCCAAAUUCUAGGAUAUGUAGUGGUCUGGGCACAAUCCAGCUGUUUCUAGAAUGUUAAAUAAAGUUAAAUAAUUACAGCAAGUUUUUUUUCUCCCAAUUAUUAACUGACAAACCAUUUAAUCUGCAUUUUUUCCUAUACCAUAUUUAAGAAAAUAAAAUGUCAACAAUGCAAAACUAGAAUUAAAAAAAACAAUUACAUGUAUUUAGAAAUGUGAAUUAGUCAUUGCUUUAAACUGAGACCUAAACUAUAUACUGCAGGAUGGAACUGUGGUUUUUUAAUAUAUUAAGUCUCUUUUUAAAAAUAUAUGUUGACCUAUAUAGUGUAAAUAACAACCCAAUUUUAAUAUGUAUACGAUAUGUCCUGGGAAAUAACUAUAAAUUAGUCAGUCAGUUUUCCCAAUCAAUAUCCCAUCACUAUCCGCUUAAAUAUGCAUUGCUAUAUGUAUUACUGAACCCACUGGAUUUUUAAAAAGGGGCCGAUUGGAAUAUUUUCAGAACUGGUGAAUUAUGGAAGGGUUCACUCAUGCCGUCUUCACUCUAUCAUGUUGUAAUAUAGCUCAGCUUGAAGCCAAUGAUUUCUUGCUUAAUGUAUACAGCACAUGCAUGAUCUUUGAUAAUUAUGCCUCAUUUGUGGUGAGUUCCUUAGCUUUUUUGUAAUUCCUAAACUACCAGGUGUAAUUUCCAAUGCACUGCAGAGCAAUGCAUUGGGGGUUCCAAUUGGGAUUUUAGUACUUAACCAUGCCAUCAACUGUACAGCAAAGCUCUUUAUUGAUGUUUAAACAAAUGAUGUUAAGCAUAGUUGUAUUUAGGAUUCAAGUACUUAGUGGAAUAGUGGAUGUAAUUUUAGAAGAUGUAGAUUGUUCGUUAACAAGACUUUUGGGGUGCAUGCGUGGACAUAUUUUGAUACUGGAAAAUUAUAGGGAUUCAACGUCUCUAUUCCUUAACUGUCAUAAGAUAUGGGUUAAUAUAGGCUGUUACACUUGCCAAGUUGUCUUAGGAAACUAGAUUAUAGUCUAAACUGAGAUAAAUUGCAGUGUUGAGCUAUAUUAUGUAAAUAAAUCCAUGUGGCUACUUGCCUAAGCUAUGAGAACAAGUUGUGGCAUAGAACCUCUGAAAAGGGUGUGCUGGGCGGGUUGGUUGAAAGGAAAUUGGUGGGUGAAAGUAUGAUAAAAGCAACUAAAAAUAGCAGGGGCUUAAAGUAUGUUAAAUAUAAAUUCAACAUACAUUUGCUAUAUGGGCCCUAUAAACAGAUGAAGUUCAAGGGCUACUGUCAUAUGUGAAAACAUUACAAUUGCUGGAAGUGCAAAGCCCCUCUUAGCUACACAAAGUCGUAGAGGUGCUUUGUUAAAUAAUGUGUUUCUCACAAGCCUAGCACUCAGUGUGAUUAAGUCAAGCGUUUCAGUUGUCUUUCUUUAAAAUUGGAAAUCUCAAUGACCGUUUUUCUCUUCAACAAUCUAGACAACUAUUAAUAACAAAAAAAUCCGGUAUUCUCAUAAAACGCUUCGUUUUUUGGGGAGGGGGAGCCAUUGGCAUAGGUAAUUUGCAGGUGAAAUGAUAUCUAAAAGGCAGAUUUCUCCUACAAUAUAAAUAUGUAAACAUAUGCAUAACUACAGAAUGAUCCCUGUUUCUCAAGCCCUCCAUGUACUUGUGUUCUUGAGCAGUGGUAGCCCUGAUCCAUUUGUUACAGUUUCCAAACUCGAUGGUUGUUCACCAAUCUUUAUCCAGCUACAAAAUGGCUGAGGAUCAUGGGAAUUGUUUGGCAUAACUUGGAAGGUAGACAUAGGCUAAGAAAUGGGAUAUCCAGUCUUGUGACUGCAGCAGUUGGCUGUCAGAGGAUUUCUGGAAUUGUAGCUUCACACACGUGGAGGGCCAAGGGCCAAAUGGUGCUGCUCUAGAAUAUGCUAAUCACAAGAAACAGUAGGUAGUUUUGAACUGGCACCACAUCAGCUAUGGACAAAUCUACAACAGAUGGUAUGCCAGAGGAGUCUUAUUUCUUUUUCUGACACUGCCCAACAGUUCAAAUUAUUUUCAAUGAAAAACAAAAAUAUCAAUUAUCACAGGAGAAAUCUGUAUUCCAUUCCUUUUAAGUGAUGUGGGCUAAGAUCCUGAAACUGGACUUUGAAUAUGUAUUUAUUGUUCCAUUUCUUACAUCAGUACAAAGAGAUACACUACAACAGUGUUUAAACACCUGACAAAUAACUGAAUGCAAUGUUCAUUAGUGUUAUCAUUAUAGACAUUUUAGACCGUUUAAUGCUAUAAGAAAUUGUCUGUGUCUAUCAAGAUGAAAUUAAAUUAUGUCUAAAAUAUUGUUGCUUUAUACAUUCCUUACAAAAAUUCUCAAGUGCCACAAAAUAAUUUUUUAUUUGAAAGUAUUGCCAAAUUAAAUGGGAAGUUGUUCACCAUGGUAAUAUUAAAAUAGCCAGAAUGGUAACAAUAGUUACAAUAGUUUAAAAGGGCUUUUUUAGAUUGGUUUAAGAUGGAUGACCAAUUCCAGCCAUAGUUAAGUUCUACAACCAAGUGGGACACAUUAAAGUAGACAAUGGGAGGCCUUACCUCUCAACAAUAGAGGCUAUAACUCUAAAAAUCAAGUUCCAAUGCAAAUAUUUAUCUACACAUAUAUAUAUUUUUUAAUUGAGCACAAAAAACGUUUGGUUUGCAAUCAGCUAUACUUUAGCAAGGGUAGGCAACCAUCGGCACUACAGAUAUUGUGGACUACAUGUCCUCUGUUGCUUUGCAAGCAUUAUGGUUGUAAGAGCAUUAUGGGUGAUGUAGUAAACAGCAUCAGGGGUUGCCUACCCUGUGUUAGUAUGUAUCCAACUGGGAGGAAUUUCCUAUGAGAAACUAUUUACCUAACGACUUUCAUAACCUUCUGGCUGAUUUUGUCACACGUUUACCACACAUGUUUGGACAUAAAUUGGUCCAAUAGUGGAGUCCUCCUUUUUAAAAGCAUAACAUGUAUUCUCAGCCCUUUAUCUUUUAUCCCAGUGCUGACAGAGAAGAUAUGUACUAAGGCAUCUAAUGUAAAAAUAAAAGAUGAACAAAUUUAAAAUAAGAAGUGAAAGACUCGCAAUAAAUUAGUGUGUUCAUUUCAUCUUAGAGCUAAGAAUUAGGAAGGCGUUCAGCUGUGUGUUUUUAUUGCAAAGCCUUCAUGAAUGUUGCGUGGCUAACUUAUUGCCAAUAAUGUAAUGCUGUUUUUGAAAUGGAUACAAUAAAUAGGGAAUCACUGUAUGUGUGUCUGUGCGAAACUGAUGCCACAAGUCGCUAAGAAUAUACAGGAAUCGAACUGUGGUUAAAUUAGUUAACAUGAGUGGAUCCAAUAUGUUACAGUGUUGCUCCAGUUUUGCAACCAUGAACCUCCUAUAUUAAAACCUCAGGCACACCUCUCACUCUACUUAGUACAUACAUUAGUACCAUUUUCGUACAACCACUAUGACUCCUUCCUUUGACCUAUGCACCAUUGUAAUCUGCUUUCAAGUCCUCACAAACUAAUCAAAUCUUUCUUACUGUUUGGUACUGUUCAGCAGAGAUUUUCUCCUUUUAUAGUUUUUUUCUAUUGAUAUUUGUCUUUUACUCAUAAUCAUGUACAUUUGCAAAAUGUGUGUAAUCUCAUUUACAAAAAAAAUAAAAUUUGGUUUAAAUA
Pelobates cultripes (western spadefoot toad) is the source of this 99281-nucleotide messenger RNA. The record is from the annotation of a GenBank genome assembly. NCBI's taxonomy places the organism in Eukaryota, Metazoa, Chordata, Amphibia, Anura, Pelobatidae.